AUGGACAAUUUUUCACCUGUCACGAAUGGCGCAAUUAAUUUACCACCGCGCAAAAGAGCCACUAGCUGGUCAAAAUCAGCUAGAGUUUGGAAGAGGGCAAAAGCUCAGUUGGAUCCUGAGUCUGAACUCAGUGAUAUUGAAGAGGAGUUCUACUGGGAUAAUUCAGAGGAUCUUUCUGAUUAUGACUCUGACGAUAAUGAUGAGGAGGCUGACCCCUCACAGGAUAUACUUCCCAUUAAACCUACUAAGUUUGUGAUUGACAACGGAGCCUCAGGGGACACUGGUAGGAUCUUGGACCCUAUUUGACCCUGACGACCUACGCCACCCACGGUCUGUAGAAUGGUCUCCAUCAGACCAUGUUGCAGGAUAUUUUGCGUCCAGGGUACGAAAGCCUUUAGUCAAGGCAAAACUAAAUAAAUUUCGGGCUGAAUGCCUACGCCCCACGGUUCCAGGUGACGCUUUUGUAAGACACCAUCGGUAGAAACUAAAUUUAUCCAAUUUCUGGGUAAGACAGGCUGGAAACCUAAUAAAGGCAUGGAAUUUUCACUCCGUAACUGCCAGGAUAAAAUCCUGGACAUCUUGUGGCCAGUGGCCAAGAUAUUUGAUAUGGCUGAAGAAGAUGUAUGUGACUGGAUACAAAGAAUUACAUGUUUAGUUGGCAUGCCAACACUGCGAUGGCCAUGGAACGUCGCAAUUUGAUACUGCUCAAGAUUGAGCCAAAAUUGGUCUGAACAAGCCGGGCACACAGACAAAACGUCUCCCCUUUGGAGAUAACUUUGUAAAGGAACAAGAUUAAUUUGUACAUACCUUUACCGGCCUUGAUAAAGCACAACUUAACAUGCGCAAAUAUGGGUGUCUGCAGGAGGAGGCAAGGAGGGGCGCUUGCUCUCCCCCCCCCUGGAUUUUUCAAUUUGUGCUGGUAUUUUUGUUUUGAGAUUGAGAAUACUGUGCAAUACUGGCACCGGCCAGUAGGUGGUGCUGUGUGUGGAGAGAGGCAGGGAUAGGAGGUUACAUCUUAUGCCUGCUUCUCUCUCCUGACUGAAUCCGCAGGGGAGCAGCACAUGCAGCCAGAAACUCCCAGACUGCAGAGACAGCCUACAGAUUAGGCAAGUGGGAUUGCAGCCUGCAGAUCAGGUAAGUGAGGAAUGGGGGGCAGCAUAAGAUCAGGUAAGUGAGGCAUGGUGGGCAGUAAAGAUCAGGUAAGUGAGGCAUGGGGGGCAGCAUAAGAUCAGGUAAGUGAGGGAUAGGGGGCAGUAAAGAUCAGGUAAGUGAUGGAUGGAGGAGCAGUAAAGAUCAGGUAAGUAAGGCAGGGGCGUACCUAGAGCAUUUGGCACCCUGUAAAAAAUGUUAAAGGUUUUAUUUCUUUUAUUUUUACAAUUUGUAAACUUUGCAAAACCGCUGUCAGCCCCUCCUACAAAACCCUUGUCCUGCCCUGCCCCUCCUACAAAACCUCUGUCCUGCCCCUUCUACAAAUCCUGUACUGCCCCAUCUACAAAACCCCCGCAACCCCCUUCCACAAAUCCCCUGCUUAUCCCCCCUUAUAAAGACUCCUGUCCCAAUACAAAAACCCCACCCCCUUCUACAAAAUCCCUGCAGCCCUACACACACAUUUACAGGCAGACAGUCACACACUCAGUUACAGACAGACAGUCACACACUCAGUUACAGGCAGACAGUCACAGUCACACAUCACACAUACACAUUUCCUCUGUGCGGCCAGUUUAUCAGCUGUUUGCUUGAGUGAGCUGUACUGGCCGCACGGCACCCUAACUACCAUGGGACACUGUGCGGCCACAGCUCACACAGCCCCCUCCAGCCAGGGCCGGUACAAGGAUUUUUGCCGCCCUAGGCAAAAGUAAAGUUUGCCGCCCCCCAUGUGACAUCACAAUGCCCCAACCAUAUGAUUUGCCAUGUUAACUAGCGCCAGUGCUGCAGUGCCGCCGUGUUUACAUUAAAAGGCCUGCAGGGACAGACUAUAGACACCAGAACCACUAUAUUAAGCUGAAGUGGUUCUGGGGACUAUAGUGUUUCUUUAAUGUGAGGUAAAUUAGAGCUUAGUGCCACGAAUAAUAUACUAGAUUGCCUACUUACAACCAGAUGAGGAUGAUGAUGGGCUCUAGCUGCAGUCUGGCUCCACUGGUCUGGUGCAGAACAGGCUCUCUGGAGGCGGUUUGUAACUGUGGUCACAAAAAUCAAUGUUCUGGGAGAACUGGAAGCAGCUCCAUUUUUUGGGGGUCCUUUACACAGAUCAAGGUCUGGGUCCCAGGGUCCACCUUCAUGUUCCACCAAUGAGUUUGUUCACAGGGGGUGGAGUGUGUAGGGGAUGUCCUGAUAUGUGUGUAAGGAAUGCAUUGUGUGAAAUUGUGUUUGUAUGUGUAAGGACUGCAAGGUGUGUUUCUGUGUAUGUAUGGGAUGCAUUGAAUGUGUGUAAGGGGUGCAUUGAGUGUGUGUAAUGAAUGCAUUGUGUGUUUCUGUGUGUGUAAGGGAUGCAUUGUGUGUAAUGGUUGCAUUGCUUGUGUAUGUGUGUCUGUGUGUUUUCUGUGUGCAAGGGGUGCAUUGUGUGUAUGUGAUGAAUGUCAAUCUCUCCUCCCGCUCCAAUUUCCUUCUCCUCCUCCCAAUUUCUCUUUCUCACCCACCCCCCCUUUUCUCUUUCUCACCCCCCCUUAUUUCUCUUUCUCACCCCCCUUAUUUAUCUUUCUCACCCCCCCUUAUUUCUCUCUCACCCCCCCUUAUUUCUCUUUCUCACCCCCCCUCCUAUUUUCUCUCACCCCCCCUUCUUUCUCACCCCCCCUUAUUUCUCUUUCUCACCCCCCUCCUAUUUUCUCUCCUGCCCCUUUUCUCUUUCUCACCCCACCCCUUAUUUCUCUCACCCCUUAUUUCUCUCACCCCCCUUAUUUCUCUCACCCCCUGUUUCUCUUUCUCACCCCUUAUUUCUCUUUCUCACCCCUUAUUUCUCGUUUCUCACCCCCCUUAUUUCUUUCUCACCCCCCCUUAUUUCUUUCUCACCCCUCUCUCACCCCACUUAUUUGUUUUUCUCCCCUCUCACCCCUUAUUUCUUUCUCUCACCCCUCUCUCACCCCCUUAUUUCUUUCUCACCCUCUCUCACCCCCUUAUUUCUCUUUCUCACCCCUUGUUUCUUUUCUCAACCACUCUCUCACUUGCUGUUUCUUUCACCUCUCACCCCUUCUUUCUCACCCCCCUUCUUUCUCCACCCCACCUCCUGUGGCGUGGCGUCCCGAGAGUAUAGCCGGCGGGUACAGGGAGCUUUUGUUUCCUGUACCCGGCCGGACUAACAGGAAGUGAACACUCAGUGUGCACUUCCUGUUAGUCCGGCCGGGUACAGGAGACAGCUGCUCUCUGUACCCGUCGGACCAUGCUGCAGUGAGGGAGCUGACAGGAGCGCUCCCUCCUGUCAGCCUCUCCUCAGGCUGCGCCCGGGCGGUGCGGUCCGCCCUCAUGGACGCACCGCCCGGGCAAAGCUGCAGCCGCCUGAGGCUCUAUACAGAGCGCUCGGGCGGCUGCAGCAUGGGGGGGCGGGGGGCUGGCCAUGGCACCCCCCACCCGGCUGGCACCCGGGGCGGACCGCCCCCCUGCCCCAGUGCGCCACUGAGUAAGGCAUGGGCAGUGGUACAUACCAGGGUCGCAAGGGUCGCGGCUGCGACCGGGCCCGACCCACCAGGGGGCCCGGCCGCCCCUGCGACCCGGUGUGUACCCACUGGGCCAGCCUCUUCCCCUGGGGGGCCCAGGAGCCGACCACCCCAGGACCCCCCGAGGCUGGCCCUGCUGACACCCGGCAGGCGGGUGGCCGGUCGGGCAGGCAGGUGCGCGAGGGAGCACUCACUGCUUCCUCUUCAGCUCCCUCACACACCACACUGAUACUGGAGCCGGAAGAUGAUGUCAUCUUCCGGCGCCAGCAUCCCUACGCGGUGCGCGAGUGAGCUGAAGAGGAAGCAGCAGUUUGCAGAACCCAAUUGUUUCUUCAGACAAUUGGGUUCUGCAAACUGUAAAAGUGUAUUGCAUAGACUUCCUUUCGUUACCUGUACAAUAUUCCCCACCAAAAUAAAUAUUUUUUUUCCCAAUGGGAUGCAGACCUUGUCUCCAAGGAGAUAAUAGAACUGAUGCGUAAACAAGCCAUCAUGGAAACUCCGGAUCAUACCCCGGGUUAUGUGAGUAAAAAAGGCAGAGGUGUUGGCCCAGUGAUAAAUCAGAAACAGCUCAAUGCUUACGUUACCUAUCAGCACUUAAAGAUGGCAGGGAUACAUUGUCUGAGGGAUCUUCUCCAACCAGUGGAAUGGAUGGCCAAAUUAGAUCUGCAGGAUACAUAUCUCACUGUGCCUAUCACACACCAGCUUCAAGAUUUCCUACAGUUCACUUGGCAAGGACAGACACGGAGAUUCAAGUGCCUUCUAUUCGGACUGUCCUCAGACCCUUGUUGCUUUAACAAGCUUAUGAAACCUGUGAUUGCUCUGUUAAUAAAUUGAGGGGUACGUGAUAACAUAUUUAGAUGAAAUUCUCAUUCUGGCUCAGUCCCUUCAGCUCAACAAGUCACACCUUUCCUGGUCUGUGACUCUGUUACAGAAUUUGGGUUUCCUAAGCAAUUAGGAGAAAUACAUCGUCUCCACACGGCGCAUAGAAUUCCUGUGUCUUGUCAUAGAUUCUACUCUUUAGACCCUGCAUCUGCCGCUGUCAAAACUAACCAAUAUCAGUUAGGAGAUCAGGCUCACACUUUCAGCUCCUCAGCUCUCUCUCAAACAACUGGUGAGAAUGAUAGGCCUCCAGGCAGCUUCUAUACAGGCCAUUUUCCCAGGCCCUUUUCACUAUGGAACGCUACAAUGAUUGCAAGCUUCUAAUCUGAAAGGCGGCGCAUCAUACGCGGAUAUGGUCAGUCUAGACUUAGAAGCAAAGGAUGAACUACAAUGGUGCUUUUCUAAAUGGAGGCUUAGAAUGGACACAUCGUUUUUGGCGCAUGUCUAGAUUUACUAAUAGAGUUUGACACAAGCUUACACUGUUCGGGAGCUCGCUGCAGAGAUAUCUCUACCGUUGGCAGAUGGUCAGAUUUGGAAUCAAACCUCCAUUUAUUGUUUGGAACUUCUGGCCGGCUCAUUUGAAAUCCGCAGUUUUUCUCAUACUCUAUCCCAGUGUACUAUGCUUCUGAAGAUGGACAACGUAUUGACUGUCCGUUACAUCAAACACCUGGAAGGCACAAAAUCAAGUUCUAGCAAACAUGGCACAAGACUUUUGGCAGUUCUGCCUCUCAAACACCACAGCGGAGUGGUAUUCCUGAUACCUCAGGGAUUCAAGCAAUUGGCAUCUGGAUUCCAGGGUCUCCCAAGACAUCCAGUCUCUAUGGGGUCCAUUGGAUAUGGACCAUUUCGCUUCACGUUUUAAUACGCAACUUUCCUGUUUCUUCUAAUGGAAACCAGAUCUGACAGCACUAGCAACAAAUGCUUUCUCACAAGAUUGGUCGUCCUUGAGGAAUUACCCUUCUCCACCCUUCGCACUAAUCUUUUGUUGCCUUCUCCACCUAUGACGACAAAUCGGCACCCUGGUGAUUUUGGCCCGCCUUCGGCCAGCUCAACCAUGGUUUCCUCCCCUCCUAGAGAUGGCUAGCGACUUCCCUCACCUCCUCCCAAUCCCUCGAUCCCCUCCUUCUAGAUCCAGACGGACAAUGUCACCCCCGAUCAAAUAAAACAGAUAGUGUUUAAGGCGCUUCAGUUAUUAUACAUUAGGCAUGUGCAUGGGGAAAAUUUUCGGUUCGGCAUUUGGAAAUUCGGAACUUCCACAAUUCGGGCCUUCGGCACUUCGGAAUUUCGGCAACUUCGGCAUUUCGGGACUUCGGCACUUUGGGACUUCUCUUGCAGCCGCUUAGUAGAUAACGCCCUAAUUCCCACGGUAUUAGGGAGUUAUCUACCAAAAGGCUGAAAGGCUUAAAUAGGUCUUUCAGACAAAUUUACUAAUACUAAGUAAAAAUUAUUUAGUAUUAGUAAAUUUUGCCCCUAUUCACUAUACCGCGAGUAGGGGCAUGUCUAUUAAACAGUGAGCAGCCUGUUCCCUCCCCCCAUUAUUUUACUUUAGGGCUCCCACCCGCCGCUGAGGCAAUAGGUCCCCCCUCCCAAGCCCCCACCCGCAAUGUGUGAGUGGGGGCUUUUAAACCAAAGGGGGAACCUAUUGCCCUCCCCCCGGCCCCCACCCCUGAGCGGGGGGCCCCUAAAGUAAAAUAAUGGGGGGGACUUAUUGUCCUCCCCCCUUGCCCCCACCCCUGACCGGUGGGUGGGGGCCCUAAAUUAUAAUAAGGGGGGGACCUAAUGUCCUCCCCCCUGGCCCCCACCCCUGAGCGGUGGGUGGGGGCCCUAAAUUAUAAUAAAGGGGGGACCUUAUGUCCUCCCCCCUGGCCCCCACCCCUGAGCGGUGGGUGGGGUCCCUAAAUACCAAUUAGGAGGGGGACCUAAUGUCCUCCCCCUGGCCCCGACCCCUGAGCGGUGGGUCUAGGCCCUAAAUUAGAAUAAGGGGGGGACCUAAUGUCCUCCCCCCUGGCUCCCACCCCUGAGCAGCGGGUGGGGGCCCUAAAAUAAAAUAAUGGGGGGAGACCUAUUGUCCUCCCCCGGCCCCCACCCCUGAGCGGUGGGUGGGGUCCCUAAAUACCAAUUAGGAGGGGGACCUAAUGUCCUCCCCCUGGCCCCGACCCCUGAGCGGUGGGUCUAGGCCCUAAAUUAGAAUAAGGGGGGACCUAAUGUCCUCCCCCCUGGCUCCCACCCCUGAGCGGCGGGUGGGGGCCCUAAAAUAAAAUGAUGGGGGGAGACCUAUUGUCCUCCCCCGGCCCCCACCCCUGAGCAGUGGGUGUGGGCCCUACCCCUGAACGGUGGGUGGAGGCCCUAAAUUAGAAUAAGGGGGGGGAACCUAAUGUCCUCCUCCCUGGCCUGCACCCCUGAGCGGUGGGUGGGGGCCCUAAAUACUAAUAAAGGGGGGCCUAAUGUCCUCCCCCCCUAAAUAAAAAAUUACCCCCCCUCCUCCAGGUGACUAGGGGUCCCCAAACCCCUAGUCACCCCCUCCCCACAAAAAACUAACCCCUACCUACCCCCCUCACCCUAAAAAUAAUGAGGGGGGACCAUUAACUAAGUUUGUGCAGUUUAUUACAAGGAGGGAGCUACCGGCAUGCAGCUCCCUCCUUGUAAUAUGUAACUAUAGAAGUGGCAGGUGUCAGGAUCGUGACAGGGAUCCAACACGCAGAAUACAAACAGGGGAUAGGUACGUAUACCGGACCUUAGAAUGGCCGGACUAACGUAAGGAGAAAGCAAAAGAAUAGUCAGAGACAAGCCGAGGUCGAGGGAACGAGAGAUCAGGUAAGCGAGAGACAAGCCGAGUCAAAAGGACAAGAGAGGAAAGCAGGGUCAAAAUACAAGCCGAGUCAGGAACCAAAAGACAAUAGAGGAAAUUGCACUGAGUGACCAGACUAGCUAGAACCACGACAGGGCAAUGAAUCAUUCCACAGAACCCUUUUUUAUACCUUGGCUCUUUAACUGUUGGCUCCGCCCCCAACGGGUCCUGAUUGGUUGUUCGGCACUUGGUUGCCGUGAUUGACGGGUCGGAACGUGAUUGCCGUCAUGACGUCGGCUACUGAGCGCCGCGUCAUAAAAGGAGGCGGAGCUAUCGCGGCCGGCGUGUAAACGACCGGGAGGAGUGCAAGGAUCGGGUGAGUCAGCCCCCCUGGGAGGAUGGACGUCUAGGUGUCUAACCUCCUCCGAGGUAGACACCAAAGGUACCCUGACAGUACCCCCCCUCUCAGAAACGCCCACCGGGCGGAAGGAACCGGGGCGGGACGGAAAACGAGCAUGAAAUGCCCGGAGGAGACGAGGGGCAUGCACAUUUUCAUGGACCACCCAAGACCUUUCUUCAGGCCCAUACCCCUUCCAGUCAACAAGAUAUUGCAACUUCCCCCGAGAAAUACGAGAAUCGAGAAUGGAUUUGAUUUCAUAUUCCUCCUGACCCUCAACCUGGACAGCGAGAGGGGAGGACUCAGGGGAGGAAAAUCUGUUGCAAACCAAAGGCUUCAAUAAAGAAACAUGAAAAGAGUUAGGGAUGCGCAGGGCAGGCGGAAGGGCAAGACGAUAUGCAACCGGGUUAAUCCGACACAGAACCUUGUAAGGGCCUAUGUAACGAGGGGCAAAUUUCAUGGAAGGAACCUUCAAGCGGAUGUUUCUGGUACUCAACCACACCCUAUCACCCGGGGCAAAAACCGGAGCCACCCGUCUCCGUUUGUCAGCGUGUCGUUUGAACACCAUGGAAUUCUGAAGAAGAAUUCGUCGAGUCUGAUCCCACAACUUUCUCAGAUUGGCGACAUGAACAUCAACCGACGGAACCCCUUGGGAAGGGGAAACCGACGGAAGAAUGGAAGGAUGAAAGCCAUAAUUCAAGAAAAAGGGGCUAGAACGAGUAGAAUCACAAACGAGAUUGUUGUGUGCAAACUCUGCCCAAGGAAUCAGACCAACCCAAUCGUCCUGGUGUUCAGAAACAAAACAACGCAAAUAUUGUUCAAUCUUUUGGUUGGUGCGUUCGGCAGCUCCGUUGGACUGGGGAUGAUAGGCAGAGGAGAAGUUCAACUUGAUGCCUAAGUGAGAACAGAAAGACUUCCAAAAGCGGGAAACAAAUUGGGAACCUCUAUCAGAAACAAUUUCAGAGGGAAUACCAUGUAGACGAAAAAUCUCCCUCGCGAAUAUCUCAGCUAAUUCGGGAGACGAGGGCAGUUUAGGCAAGGGCACGAAAUGAGCCAUUUUAGUAAACCUGUCAAUCACCGUGAGAAUAACAGUAUGUUUUUUAGAAACAGGCAAAUCGACAAUGAAAUCCAUAGCCAAACACGACCAUGGUCUCUCGGGAAUUUCUAAGGGAUGCAAAAGUCCACAAGGGAGCGCGUGAGGUUGCUUAGUCUUCAUACAGACAGCACAUGCCCUGACGAAAUCCCUUAUAUCCUUACGAAGGGAAGGCCACCAGAAAUCUUUAGAAAUCAGGGAACACGUUUUGCGUGUGCCGGGGUGCCCAGCAAUUUUACUGUCAUGAAAGCAAUGCAGCAGUUCCACUUGGAGCUCAGGAGGAACGAAGUAUCGAUCCCCAGGAACAGGUUUGGGAGCUAGAUGUUGUACUUUCUUGAUCUCAGCAAGCAACGGCGAGUGUAUCCUGACACAAGUGUUGGCAAUAAUAUUACACUUAGGAACGAUAGAAGACAAAGCUGCUUCAGACACCGUAGAGGGUUCAUGUUGACGGGACAAUGCAUCUGCCUUAGAGUUCUUAGAACCAGGUCUAUAAGUGAGCACGUAAUUGAAAUGUGUCAGAAACAAGGACCAACGAGCUUGCCUGGCGGACAAGCGCUUGGCCUCCCCUAUGUAGGACAAAUUCUUGUGAUCAGUCAAAAUAGUAACCGGGUAUAAUGUCCCCUCCAACAAAUGUCUCCAUUCCUUUAAAGCCAUAAUGACCGCUAACAGUUCCCUAUCACCAAUGUCAUAUCUACUUUCAGGCCCAGAUAAUUUCUUGGAAAAAAAACCACAAGGAUGUAACGGUUUAUCCAAACCUAGCCUUUGGGACAAGAUAGCGCCUAUACCUGUCUCCGAGGCGUCAACCUCGAGUAAAAAAGGCAAAGAUGUGUCAGGAUGAACUAAUAUCGGUGCUGAGGCAAAAUGUUCCUUGAGAGUUUUGAAAGCAGAGAGAGCCUCUGUGGACCAAGUCUUGGUAUCAGCCCCCUGUCUAGUCAUAUUAGUAAUAGGAGCAAUAAUAGAAGAGUAACCUUUAAUGAAGCGCCUAUAAUAAUUGGAAAAUCCGAUAAAUCUCUGAAUGGCCUUGAGUCCCCUGGGCAAUGGCCAAUCUAAAAUCGAUUGGAGUUUAAUGGGGUCCAUCCUAAAUCCGUCUCCAGAAAUAACGUAGCCAAGAAAGUUUAUCUGAGAUUGGUCGAAGCUACACUUUUCCAAUUUGCAGUACAAUCCAUGUUGUAACAGUUUGCGCAGUACCCUUCUGACUUGUCUGUGGUGAGUCUCAAUCUCUCUAGAGUGUAUUAGUAUAUCAUCCAAAUAUACUAUAACGCAUUCAUGCUGAAAUUCCCUAAGAACCUCAUUAAUAAGGUCCUGGAAUACUGCAGGUGCAUUGCAAAGCCCGAAGGGCAUUACCGUGUAUUCAUAGUGGCCAUAACGGGUAUUGAAAGCUGUUUUCCAUUCGUCUCCCUGCUGAAUUCUCACCAAGUUAUAAGCUCCCCUCAAAUCUAACUUGGUAAAAAUCUUGGAGCCUUUCAGUCGAUCAAAGAGCUCAGUAAUUAAAGGAAUAGGAUAAGCAUUUCUAACAGUUAUCUUAUUCAAGCCCCGAUAAUCAAUGCAAGGCCGUAGAGUGCCGUCUUUUUAUCUACAAAAAAGAAACCGGCCCCGGCCGGAGAAGAUGAUCUCCUAAUAAAACCUUUGUCUAGGUUUUCACGUAUGUACUCCUCUAGGACUAAGUUUUCCUUAGUGGAUAAAGGAUAUACCGUACCCCUCGGAGGCAUAGUACCAGGUAGGAGUCUAAUUUUACAGUCGAAAGACCUAUGUGGAGGUAAAGUAUCAGCCCUCUUUUUGUCAAAGACUGCCUUUAAAUCCUGGUACUGUGAUGGUAUCUGUAAAUCUGUAGGUUGGGAAGAGUUAACCGGGGCGUCAACCCUGCAAAUUGGUGAGACUUUCUGCACACAUCCUUUCUGGCAACCCUGACCCCAGGAGACUAUCUCACCCAGUUCCCAGUCAAUGAUAGGGUUAUGCUUCUUAAGCCAGGGAUACCCCAAGACUAUAGGAACUGAAGGAGAUGAGAUCAGCAUGAGGGAUAUUCUUUCCUCGUGAAGGAUACCAGUGGUUAACUUAAUUGGUAUGGUUUCACGAAAAAUCACAGGUUCAGAUAAUGGUCUACCAUCUAUGGCCUCAACGGCCAAGGGUGUAUCCCUUAGCUGAGAUGGGAUAGAAUGGUUAGUGACAAAGGCUUGGUCAAUAAAGCUUUCAGCUGCUCCGGAAUCUAUCAAAGCCAUAGCAUUAAGUACUCCCUUUUCCCAAGCUAAAGAAACAGGUAUCAGAAGCCUAUGAUCUUUAUAAUCAUAUAUAGAGGACAAGAUAGAAACACCCAAGGCCUGUCCUCUUGAGAAACUUAGGUGCGAGCGUUUCCCGGCCGGUUAGGGCAAUUUAGGCGUAGGUGACCUCUAAUUCCGCAAUACAUACAAAGACCCUCCCUUCUCCUGUACUGUCUUUCCUCCUCUGAGAGUCGAGUAUUACCUAUUUGCAUAGGUUCUGGGAGAGCUAAAGUAGUAGAAUCAGAAGUCUGAAAUGAGGGAGCUAGUCUUAUGGAGGAUCUGCGGGUUCUAUCCCGAAUAUUCUGCCUCUGUCUCAUACGUUCAUCUAUUCGGGAAAUAAAUGAAAUCAGAUCCUCCAAAUUUUCAGGAAGAUCUCUUGUGGCCACCUCAUCUAAAAUCUCAUCAGAUAACCCGUUCAUAAAUACGUCCAUAUAAGCCUGUUCAUUCCACUUGACCUCUGCCGCCAAGGAUCUGAACUCCAAGGCAUAAUCCACUAGGGUUCGGUUAUACUGUCUAAGACGUAACAGUAGUCUAGCUGCAUUGGCCUUUCUUCCUGGAGGGUCAAAAGCUCUCCUAAAUGCAGCGACAAAAGCAUUAUAAUUAUAAACUAACGGGUUAUCAUUUUCCCACAGGGGGUUAGCCCAUCUAAGUGCCUUGUCAAUGAGCAAGGUAAUUAUAAAUCCAACCUUUGCCCUGUCAGUAGGGUAGGCGUGGGGUUGUAAUUCAAAAUGAAUACCAAUCUGGUUUAAAAAACCUCGACAAGUGUCAGGAGCGCCGCCAUAGCGUGACGGGGACGUAACACGGGAAGAAGUAGCCACUGUGGCUACCUCUAGGCCUGUACUUAUAGGAGAGAUAGAUGGGGUACGCAUCUCCUCUGAGUGACUACUAGGACGAGAUAGCAAUGCUUGCAGAGCUAGAGCCAUCUGGUCCAUUCUAUGAUCCAUGGCCUCAAAUCUAGAGUCAGGAGAACCGACCUGAGAGUUUGUACCUGCAGGAUCCAUUGGCCCUGUCGUAAUGUCAGGAUCGUGACAGGGAUCCAACACGCAGAAUACAAACAGGGGAUAGGUACGUAUACCGGACCUUAGAAUGGCCGGACUAACGUAAGGAGAAAGCAAAAGAAUAGUCAGAGACAAGCCGAGGUCGAGGGAACGAGAGAUCAGGUAAGCGAGAGACAAGCCGAGUCAAAAGGACAAGAGAGGAAAGCAGGGUCAAAAUACAAGCCGAGUCAGGAACCAAAAGACAAUAGAGGAAAUUGCACUGAGUGACCAGACUAGCUAGAACCACGACAGGGCAAUGAAUCAUUCCACAGAACCCUUUUUUAUACCUUGGCUCUUUAACUGUUGGCUCCGCCCCCAACGGGUCCUGAUUGGUUGUUCGGCACUUGGUUGCCGUGAUUGACGGGUCGGAACGUGAUUGCCGUCAUGACGUCGGCUACUGAGCGCCGCGUCAUAAAAGGAGGCGGAGCUAUCGCGGCCGGCGUGUAAACGACCGGGAGGAGUGCAAGGAUCGGGUGAGUCAGCCCCCCUGGGAGGAUGGACGUCUAGGUGUCUAACCUCCUCCGAGGUAGACACCAAAGGUACCCUGACAGCAGGGAGCAGUGCUCCCCGCCACUUCAUAAGACCCCCCAAGCCCCCCCUCACUCUAUGGGGGUCAAUAUGACCCCCAUAAUAGCACAAGGGAGAUUAAAAUCUCCCCAAUGCCCCUACUCGCUAUACCGCGAGUAGGGGCAUGUCCACUAAACAGUUGCUCACUGUAAAACUGCUCACUGUAAAAAAAAACAAAAAAAAAUAUUGGCCCCCACCCCUAAAGUAAAAUAAGGGGGGAGACUUAAUGCCCCCCCCGGCCCCCACCCCUGCGCGGCGGGUGGGGGCCAUAAUGAUAAUGGGGGGGACCUACUGCCUCCCCCGGCCCCCACCCCUGGGCAGCCGGUAGGGGCCAUAUUGAUAAUGAGGGGGGGACCUACUGCCCCCCACCCGGCCCCCACCCCUGGGCGGCGGGUGGGGGCCAUAUUGAUAAUGAGGGGGGGGACCUACUGCCCCCCCCGGCCCCCACCCCUGGGCGGCGGGUGGGGGCCAUAUUGAUUAUGAGGGGGGAGGGACCUCCUGCCCCUCCCCCCUACGCCCACUCCUGGGCGGCGGGUGGGGGCCAUAAUGAUAAUGAGGGGGGGGACCUCCUGGGCGACGGGUGGGGGCCAUCUUGAUAAUGAGGGGGUUGGGACCUACUGUCCUCCCCCCCCCACCCACGGGCGGGUGGGGGCCCUAAGUCAAUUCCCCCCCCCAAGGUGACUAGGGGUCCCCAAGCCCCUAGUCACCCACCCCCCACCCAAAUAAAAAGUCCCUACCUACCCCCCUCACCCUAAAAAAAAGUGAGGGGGGAAUAAAAUAACUAACCUGUAAAAUAAAAUUAAACUUACCAUUCGACGUCUUCUUUUUUCUCAAAUCUUAUUUUUUCAGCCCCAAAAAGGGCCAAAUAAAAAACCAUCAUAACCGUCGAACUUAAAAUGAAAUAAAAAUCCAGAGCGCAAAAAAUUUAUCCAUCUUCACCCAUGGAGGGCUCCGCACAGACUGAGCUCCGCAGGGCGGGGCAAGGCUUAUAAAGCCUUUCCCCGCCCUGCAAUUAGGCUAAGAACACUCUGAUUGGUGGGUUUAAGCCAAUCAGAGUGCUCUUUGUCAUAUUACACAGCGUGGGGAAAUUCCAAAGAACUUUCCCACGCUGUGUAAAAUGACACAGAGCACUGUGAUUGGAUGGCUUGAAAUCCAUCCAAUCACUGUGCUCUGUGUCAUUUUACACAGCAUGGGAAAGUUCUUUGGAAUUUUCCCACGCUGUGUAAAAUGACACAUAGCACUGUGAUUGGAUGGCUUGAAAUCCAUCCAAUCACAGUGCUCUGUGUCAUUUUACACAGCGUGGGAAAGUUCUUUGGAAUUUUCCCACGCUGUGUAAAAUGACACAGAGCACUGUGAUUGGAUGGCUUAAAAUCCAUCCCCCCCCUCAUUAUCAUUAUGGCCCCCACCCGCCACCCAGGGGUGGGGGCCGGGGGGGGGCAGUAGGUCCCCCCGCUUCAUUAUCAUUAUGGCCCCCACCCGCUGCCCAGGGCUGGGGGCCGGGGGGGGCAGUAGGUUCCCCCCCCCCAUUAUCAUUAUGACCCCCACCCACCGCACAACAGCUAAAAAACACAAAAUUAAUCACUGCAGUAAAGUCACAGUGCAGCAGAGAGACACCCUGGCAAUCAGACUACCUGGCUUGCACACUCUCUCAUCCCCCACUCCCUUCAAAAAAAGAAACAAAAUGCAGAAGAAAAAAAAGGCUAAACUCACACACACUCUCUCUCCCUGGAACACACAUUUAAAAGCAAUGUGGUUCCACAAGCUUGCAACAAAUAAAGUACAAUAAAUGUAAUGUAAUUUAUCUCUCUCAGUCUCUUGUGCUAUGACAACUAGUCUGGCCCAUGAAUGCAAGCCAACACCCUGACAGCCUGAUUUAUAUACUAUCCCACCUCAAUGACUCUGUGUGCCUUUAUUGGCCAAGUGCCAGUGACAAAGUCACCAUUAUUUGGCUGUACUUUCUAACAUCAGUCACAAAAAUGUGCUCAUUUCAUUGGACAGGGAAUAGUGAAACCGGAUUGGGCAAGCAAGCAUUACAUUGCACAAAAGGAAUUAGCUUAUUGGUUUAAGAUUCCUGUCAUUAUUCAAGUAUUUUUCCCUCCCUCUCUCUUGUUUUGCCACUUUUCAGAAAUCUGAAUCACUUAGGCACUUUGAAGCUUCGGCACUACCGAACUUCGUCACUUCGGUGCCUCGGAACCUCGGCAUUUCGGACAUUUCCGAAGCAUCUGAAUGUCCGAAUGGCAUGAAAUUCGUACAAAUGUACAUUUGGAAUGAAACUAAUUGCACAUGUCUAAAUAUUAAUUUUAAAAAAAAUUCCUUAACCCCUUAAGGACAGAGGCAAUUGUACGAAUUCUGAUCCAAACAAAACGUAAACAAAACCUUAAAUUUUCGCCAUAUGUCAGUUCAACCAUAAUUCGCCUCUAUCGUAUUAACCCUUUAAGGAUGGCAGGCGUUCUAUGCCGUCCUUAAGGGGCUGUUUCUAAGCACAGGGAGGCGGCAUAGAAGGGCCUAGUCAUUCUUGCCAACCACAUGCCCGCCGUCAUUUGUCCGCUGCAGACUUUGGGUAGUGUUUAUGACUAAGUGGGUACUAAAAAAGACUGGACAUACCCCAUUUGCAAUACCUUGGGUUGUCUACUUUUGCAAAUAGUAUGCCAUCAUGGGGGUAAUUCUCAUUCCUGGGCUGUCAUACACUCUCAAAGGCAAGUAACCAGUUUGGCAAAUUUCAAUGUGUAUAAACUGAAAAAUUUAAUGUGCUAUAUUUGACCCUGUAACUUUCCACACCACCAUAAAACCUGUACAUUGGGGGUACUGUUUUACUCAUGAGACAUUACUAAAUACAAAUAUGUGUCCUAUACUAAUUGCACUUUAGUUUGUGAACACAAAUAUUUUGUUUGAUUUACAAAAAUGUGUACUUUAUUGCAGUAACAGCUAACAGUAUUAUGCAAUUCAGAACUAAAUAAAGAACAACAUUUCUUAAUUUCUCAUAUUUUAUUAAUAUUAAUUUAUGUUUAUUAUAUAAAUAUUUGAUGUGACAUGAAAGCCCUGUUUCUCCUGAACAAAAUUAUAUAUAAUAAGUGUGGAUGCAUUUAAUAUGAAAGAGGUGAAUUACGGUUGGACAGCUAUAUAACGCAAAUUCAAGGUUUUGGUUUGAUCUGAACUUGGACAAUUGCCUCAGUCCUUAAGGGGUUAAGCAAGCCAGUGUAAAAAGAUAGUGUAUAUGUAAACCAAUGUACACGUGUAGAUCAAAAGAUUAUUUAGAAGUGUUUGUGUACUUGAUUACCAAAAGGCAUUGAGAAAAAUGUUUCUCUUACAGACAGACCUCUACAUGUGAAUGAUAAUUGCAUUCUAUAAAGAUUCAUAAGUACACUGUUCAAAGUCUAAGCAGUGAAUCAAAGUACUCCAGAGCUGUCUGGUUCCCAUGUUCUCUUGUGUCUGCUGUUAAGAGUAUGUAAAGUAUGGGGAAUUCUGCAUCCUACACAAUGGCAGGAAUAGGGAAAUUUUGCUUUAAAGAGUCUUGUUUGCAGAUGAAUAGGAGAACACAGGACUCCAAAUUAAAUACUGAUAAGAUACAAAUUUGUUGACUACAUGGCCAGAGGCAUACCUAGAUUACCUGGCACCUGGGGGUGGAUGCGCAUUUUGGAACUACACCUGGAAUUUUAAACUUUUGUGUGUUACUCUGUACAGCCUCAGCCCUUUGUGUAUCUGUGUGUCUGUGUCUUUUUGGACUGUCUGUGUACAUGUGGGAAAGAGGGACAGAGGGAGAUCUAUUGCACUGUUCUAUGUUUAGAGAGGCCCUUGGUAUAUAUUAAGGUGUUUUAUGAAACAAAGAUAAAUACAAUCUGAUUAGGAAUCUGUGAAAUGAUGCAAGUAAUUCCAUUUGUUAAGGGUGUUGAUGAAAAUGAUUAUUUUGUGUCUGUAUGUAUAAGUAUAGCUACAGCAGGGGUUGUAAUCCUUUUUGUGAUGGUGAUACCCCACUGUGGUAUUAUUAUUACGUGAACAUUUGUAUUGAUUGUGGUUCACUCAAGAAAGGUGUGGCGUUUCAUACCGAGUUCCCAUUACAAAUUGUCUAAAGUCAUGUAAAUGAAUAUAUGCCAAUCUAUUGUGUGGCCAAGUAUGAUAACUCACCUCACAUUACAUUCAGUACAUUACAUUAUAUGAACUAUUUCUACAGUUGUGAAGUUAAGUUCUAUUUAUUACAAUCACACAAAGGCAGUGAUGGUUAAACAUUGUAACUGCAGGUGUUUUAUAAACUCCUUUUCCCAUGGUCCUCAGCCACUAGUGUCAUGUAGUUAAAGGAACAUUCCAGAGACCAUAACUACUACACAACAUUGUAGUGUUUCUGGUGCCAGGAGUGUCCUGUUGCCUGCGAACCUCCUUUCCCCCCUCCCCCUGUAAGUAGUCUUAAAAGAAGUUUUAAAAGAACUAGAUUUUUUUUACCUGGUCCACAUUGUUAGGUCAGGGCUGUCUAAUCUUAGGUAAUCUGAGUGCUGCAUUAAAAAACAAAAAAACAAGAUUUGUCCGAGGGCCGCAUGCAAAGUUAUAAAUUCAUUACAUACCUGAUAGCAUUUGUUAAUGAAGAGCAUCACAUUUUUUAAAUUUAUUUAUUUUUUAAUAAAUACUUAUUUUCAUUUGCUGGGAUGUAGAUAUACAUGGCCCCACACAUACACACUGAAACAUACAAAGAUACACACUGACUUAUACAUACACACUGACACAUACACACACUAACACAGAUACAUAUUGACAUACACACAGAUACUAAAGGCCGCUAGGAUACAUGACAUCAUAUCCCAGUGGCCAACUGCUGUGGAGAGCGGAGGGAAGCUACUACAGUGCAACAACACCUGGGGGUCCUCUGUUUAGCAAUUAUAAGUAACAGUUAAUCUGUGUUUGUAUGAGCCGAUGUGUCUAAGAGUCUGUCUGUGUGUGUGUGUGUGUGUUAGAGCCAGUAUGUGUAUAAGAGUCAGUGCAUGUGUGUUUGUGUAUAAGCAGUGAAUGUGUAAUAGUGUGUGUUUAUGUAUAAGCUGUGUGUUUUAGAGCCAGUGUCUGUAGGAGUCUGUGUGUGUGUAUAUAAGCAGUGUGUGUAAGAGCCACCGAGUGUGUGACACAAGGGGGUAAAGAGACCACAAAAUUAGGAUGAAGACACAAACACAAAAAGAAUGCCAAACAGGAGGAUACAAUAUAUAAAAAGGGAAAAUCAGAAUGAAAAAGGUGGCAAGAUGCACAAAAGGGGCAAAAGAAUGGGUGAGAGGGGCAAAAGGGGAAUAUUAGACAGACAGGUGAAGACAGACUUUUGGGGCAGCACAAUGUGUUUUUGCCUGUGUAGACAGAAGUCCUUGCACCAGCCCUGCACAGAUACAGGCACACACAAACACAAAGAUGCACAAUGACUCAUACACACACUGACACACAUAUACACAGACUAACACACACUGAUUCAUACACACACUAACACACAGAUACACACUGACUCAUACACACACACACACACACACACUGACACAUACUCACACAGAUACAUGCACAUAUACACACACACACACACUGACUCAAGCACACACACUGACUCACGCACACACAGAUACACACACCAUGGCUUAGUUCUUUAGAUGACAACGAUUAGCUGACACUUUCAGCCAGUAGAGGUAUGGUGUAUAGUAGAGGUAUGGUGUAUCACCUGGGCAGACCCCAGGUAAGAAGUCAAACCAUCUUCAAAAGGUUUGACUAGUUACAAUGGGGGAUAACCCGGGGACCAUAACCACUAGAGCAUGCUGGAAAUGACCACAAUUUUGUAUACAUUAUACAGAUAAUACUGAACAAAAUAUGAAAAAUAAAUAAAUAUAGCUUUAAGAAUUGUGAAUCCUUCGGUAAGCAACAGGCAGAGAGAGCCCUGCUACCCAAAGAGCAAGAGUCUCUACCAUUCUCAUCUAUGUUUACUUAUCCAUAUGUUUAACAAAUCUGUAUUUGUAAGGUAUGAAAAAUAAAAUGUAACUGUAGAAAUCAACACAUCUUUAUUCUGAAACUGGGGAAACCUCCAUCUUAGCUCCCUGUCAGUCAUUGUUGUAAGCUAUGUCCUUUGCACCUGGCAGUCUACAUAGAGAAAGCAUAGAAACAAUUAGAUAAAUAAAACAAUGGGUGAGAUUUAUGAAAGUGUUCUGUUCUAAAAAUAUAAAGUACUAAAAGAGGAGUAAUCACCACGGAAACCAGUGGUAUCAACUAGGGUUGCCAACUGGCCGGUAUUUUACCUGCAGAGAUGAUAUUUCUGACUGGUGCCAGUUUUGCAAAAAUACCGGCAUUACGAAGGCCAACACAAUGACUAAAAUACACCCCCCAAUUUAUGGAUUAAAAGAGAUGUGACUGUUCUCACACACACAAAAAAACUGUUGUAUUAUAUGUUCAAGUAUUUCUUUUUUUUUUUUUUCUUUAGCAUUUUAAAUAGUGGUGCUGGCAAAAUGCAUUUUUUUUGGCAUUAUAGAAAAACAACAAUAAAAAUGCCCCCAAAGUAUAAAGGUGGAGUGACAGUUUUAUAUAUAAGAAAAUGACAGUCAAGAGAGAACAUGACUGUUUUUCUACAUAACCCCUAUUGUCUUUAUUUGACUUUGGAAUUAAUGGGAGAUGGGGGUGGGGGAGGGGAUGGGGGGGACACAAAAACAUUACAUUAACAUAUUUAUAUAUUUUGAAAUGUCCCGGACUCCCGGAGCACCGUCUAGUUGUAAACUGUCAAACUGUUCACAAGAGGUUUGACAAGUACCUUGUUGUGUUGGCACCCAUGGUCCAUCCAGACGGAGCUGAUGUGAUAAAGCAGAAGUUCAUCAUUUUGGAUUAUCAUACCAACCCGUGUUCUGUAGUGGUUAUAGUGUCUCUUUAAUGCUAGGGAAGCAAAUCUUUCCAGGUGUAAUACUUUCUGUAAAUUAAAUUAUAUUUUAAAAAAUUCUUUAUUUAUAUUUUUUAAGAUUUAACAAAGAAACAGAACACAAAAAUGUAAAGGAUAUGAUGUAUUGUGCAUUAACUGUCUAUCAUAAUGUUUUAAUGGGGGAUUUUCACUGACCGGUAUUUUUAAUAUUGUGUUUACUUAUCCACUAUAAAAAUAUGCCUUUGUGAGGUCUAAAAAGUUAAAAUAAUGGAACACUUCAAGCACCAUAACCACUACUGUGUGUGAUUAUGGUUCCAGUAGUGUGCUCACAUUGCCCCAUUGUAGGCAGCCAGACCAUUUUAGAAUACAAUUGUAGGUAGUAAAAUCCUCCAAUACAUCAGCCUGACAGCCGGAAGCUCCUGUGUGUAUAGUGGAUAAAAAGUGUGACUAUAUGCACACUCUGUAUCCACUAUACACACACACAUCACACACUGAAUCCACUAUAAACACACUGCAUCCACUAUACACACCCAAACUGCAUUCACUAUACACACACACACUGCAUCCACUAUACACACAUACACUAGAUUCACUAUACAAACACACACCCUGAAUCCAGUACAUACACACACUGCAUCCAAUAUACACACACGCACUCAUUAAAUCCACUAUAAACACACUGCAUCAACUAUAAACACACUGCAUCGACUAUACACAGACACUGAAUCCAGUACAAACACACUGAAUCGAGUACAUACACACACUGCAUCCACUAUACACAUACUGCAUCCAUUAUACACAUACUGCAUCCACUAUACACGCACACUGCAUCCACUAUACACACACACACACACUAAAUCCACUAUAAACACACUGCAUCCACUAUACACAGACACUGAAUCCAGUAAACACACACUGAAUCCAGUAUAUACACACACUACAUCAACUCAGAGGCGGCUCUAGACUUUGCAAGGCCUUAGGCGAAAGUCAAACAUGAGGCCCCCCCACUUACACCAUUAGUGAAAAAAAUUGCCGCAGCUCCCUAUGCCGCUGCGUUGUGAGCACUUUUACUGUAGAUAUGGCAUAAAUUGCUAAUCAUUUAUAUACGAUUGCUGGGUAUGGUUGUAUAGCCUGGCAGUCGUGUAUACAUAAGUGCCAGUAUGAAGGGGUUAUUUGAAAAAUUUACAUUUUUGGUUUGGCUUUUAAAAAAAUAAUUUUCUAAAUAAUAAAGUUACAGAUAAGAAUACAAUGUCAUAGACAUUUCCCCACAUAUUUUAAAUUCCUUAACAUGUAUAUUAUCAUAUAUGUGUUUCCUAUGUAUUGUAUAUGUAUAUGUGUAUAUAUAUAUAUAUAUAUAUAUAUAUAUAUAUUUCUUGCAACUUUAUCUUUGCAUUGCCUAUAUCAUACCACAACCACACUACAGACACACGCACACAUUUAAACACUAAUACACAAAUACAUAUACACACUGAUACAUGCACAUGCAUCUACACACACAAACACACUGAUGCACAGAGACACACAUAUUGACUAAUACAGACAUACAGUCACAAUGUGUUUAUCUGGCUGUGUGUAUUUCUGAAUGUGUCUGGUAUUGUCUAUCUGUGUAUGUGCCUGAGAGUGCAUCUGAGAGUGAGUACACUUGUAUGUGAAUGUAUGUUUCUGUGAACAUGUGUAUGUUUGUGUCUGGGACCGUAUGUGUGUGUGGUAGCUGCUUGCGGUGUCUUUUGUAUAUGGACUGCGGCCUUUGUGCAUUUUGUCCAUGGUAAGCUAUGUUUUAUAACUUUGUGUAUGACGAUUGUCUUUAAGGGGACUGUGACAGGGUGAAAAGGGAAAACUGUGGCAAGGAGUUUGACAGAAUGAGGGGGUGAAUGAGAUGGGUUGGGCGUGACAUUAGUGAGGUGGUGGCAAGGGACAAAGUGAGGAAAGGAGGGGAGUGACAGGGGACAGAGGGUGAGGGAAGGAGGGGGUGACAGGGUGUGUGGCAGAAUGUAGGGAAAAGGUGAGGGUGACAGAGGGCAGGAGAGGGGUGAGUGGGGUGACAGGUGUCAGGGUGGAGGGAGGGGGCUCACAGGGGAGGCAGAGUGAGGGUGGUGACAGAGUGGCAGAGUCAGGGAGGGAGGGGAUGACAGUGGGCUUAGUGAGGGGUGACAGGGGACUUAAUGAGGGGGUGACAGGCAACUUAAUGAGGGGGUGACAGGCGGCUUAGUUAGGGAGUGACAGGUGGCUUAGUUAGGGGGUGUCAGGGGACUUAGUGAGGGGUGACAGGGAACUUAGUGAGGGGUGACAGGGGGCUUAGUUAGGGGUGACAGGGGGCUUGGUGAGGGGUGACAGGGGACUUAGUGAGGGGUGACAGGGGGCUUAGUUAAGGGUGACAGGGGGCUUGGUGAGGGGUGACAGGGGGCUUAGGGGUGACAGGGGACUUAGGAGUGACAGGGGGCUUGGUGAGGGGUGACAGGAGACUUAGGGGUGACAGUGGGCUUAGUUAGGGGUGACAUGGGACUUAGUGAGGGCGUGACAAGUGUCAGUGAGGGAGGGGUAAUUAAAUACCUUUGCAGGUGUCCCUGGUGGUCCAGUGUCCUUGCUCCCUGGUGGUCCGGUGGGCCUCCUAUCCAUUCUGCAGCUCCGCCGGGUUUGAGCUGCAGACCACGUGAUUGGAGUCUCGCGAACUCCAGAAGUCAGAGCGUUGCCGUGGUAACCCGCGGCAACGCUCUGAUUGGCUGGGGAUCGCAAGACACUUCAGUCUGCAGCUCACACCCGGAGGAGCUGCAGACUGAAGGCUGGCUCUCCGGGCAGACUGAGGGGGCCUUGCACCCGGCGGCAUAAAGAGCAAGCCGCCCGGUCCCCCCUGAUGUCGGGUCCUCGGUCAUAGACCGAGGACCCGACAUGUAUGUCUGCCCACAGGCGAUUUAGGCGGCCGCGAGGCCCCAGCCAGCGCGAGGCCUUAGGCGGCCGGCUAAAUCGGCUAAUUAGAGAGCCGCCUCUGCAUCCACUAUACACACACACUGCACCCACUAUACACACACACACACUGAAUCCACUAUACACACACUGAAUCCACUAUACAUACACACUGAAUCCACUACACACACACCACAAUCACUAUACACACACACACUGCAUCCACUAUACACACUGCAUCUAUUAUAUACGCACACACUACAUCCCUUACACACAUACAUUGUACUAUUGAACUGUUUAAGGGGCCACACAUUUUUUUGUUUGCAGCCCUCAUUUUAUUUUUUUGUUUGCAGCCCUCAGAUCACAUUUAUAGAUAUUAUAUUUAUGAUAAAUAACAUAUUAAUGGCUAAAUACAAUGAAAACGGAAAAUUGCAAGUUCACUUAUAUUUUGUUUAUAACAAAUGAGAAAAUAUUGAAUUAUACUGAACAUUAUUAGGAAACUUGAACGUUUGUGCAUGCAACAUCAAAAGGAUUUUAUAAGGUAGAUUAUAUUGAAUAAGGGACCAAGAGACUAUACAAGGCUCAUUGCAUUCUUCUAGAGGAGUAGUGUAUUGUGAAACCUUACAUGAAGAACAUCGAAAACACUAAAUAAUAUACCAUCUUACUUCAAAAAAGUGGUCUUAGUCACACAUUAAGGCUAUAAAGAUUUUUAACCAGCAAACUCAGUCAAAGUAUCUCAGGCACGUCCUAACCUAAUAAUUUAUUUUAUGAAGUCAAUCCAAUAAAUAUUUAUUGUUGAGCGUGCUUCUUUCUACUUCUUAUUAUAACUUCUGGGCUGCAGCAUUACUAUAUACUUGUUAAGACGAGUACACUCAUUUUUUAUUGUUUUUUUUUUGUAUGCUGGAAGUGUACCUCUCAACAUUUCAUAUGGACAAAGAAAGGUUAAACGUUAUUUUAGGGGUUUGAGGGAGUAUGAUCGGGGGUGGGGCUGUUCUGAGAAAUUUUACAUUAGUUACUAAUAACAGUUUAUACAAUUAUAAAAUGUAAUUUAGAACAGGAGCAAUUCAUUAUGUGUAUGUAACAUAUAAUAUAGAGAUUUAUUUCAAAACAUAUUUAUGGAGCUCCUAGAAAAGAGCAUAUCAGUGUCCCUAUUUAGGAAGCACAGUCCCUAUUUUGGGAUGUUUAGAAAUACGUUACUCUUGUUGCUUCUUAUAGCCACCCUGUCUUGCAUAAUGUUUUGGGUGCAUGGACGGUGACAUUCUCAGAUUGUUGAUGCGUAUGAACUGCCAUUUCAAUUGGUUCUUAUUAUAACUUCUGGGCUGCAGCUUUACUAUUUUUUUUGACGAGUACACUCAUUGAUUUUAUUGUUUUUUUUUUGUGAUGCUCCUGUGUAUUUGACAUCAUCUUUGGACAACGUGUUUCUCCGGAAAAUUUGAGGGAGUAUGAUCGGGGGUUGGGCUGUUCUGAGAAAUUUUACAUUAGUUACUAAUAACAGUUUAUACAAUUAUAAAAUGUAAUUUAGAACAGGAGCAAUUCAUUAUGUGUAUGUAACAUAUAAUAUAGAGAUUUAUUUCAAAACAUAUUUAUGGAGCUCCUAGAAAAGAGCAUAUCAGUGUCCCUAUUUAGGAAGCACAGUCCCUAUUUUGGGAUGUUUAGAAAUACGUUACUCUUGUUGCUUCUUAUAGCCACCCUGUCUUGCAUAAUGUUUUGGGUGCAUGGACGGUGACAUUCUCAGAUGUUCUGAUGUCACAAGUAUGAUGCCAUGCAAUUGGUUUUGCUUCCUGUCUCCCUCUUUACCUUUUUUGUUGACUGAGAUUGCAUACUGAUUUGUGAUUUUCCUGGUUUUGACUCAUCUUUGCUAUGUAUUUAUCGUGACUGUACUCAUUGACCUGUCAUCUCUGUGUAUUUCUAUGUCCCUUGAUCUCAGCUUGUCUCGGUUUAUGCUUAGUCUGCUUGCAAACUGUCUCUCUUACCUUUUUUUACCUUAAAGUGACACUCCAGUGCCAAAUACAAAUUAAAUAUAAAAUCACUGUUUAAUACAUAUACCCCAAAUAAAUGUAAUAAUGCAUUUGUUUUAAAUUGGGGUUAUAUUUAAAACACUUGCAAAACCUACAUUUUUCUUGUCUGCUACCUUUGCAAGCUCUCCCCUUAUUCCCCAGCCCAGACUUUCUGUGACUAUCCAAUCACAGACUUCUAAAUGCAGCACAUUGACAAGUCUUUGCAAGGCAGGUGCUCCGAGCAAUUGCUGCCUCUACAGGAAAUAACAGGAGCAGUUAUCUAAAUGACAGCCAAUUAAUUUAUAAAAGUGUCAAUUUGUAUUGAAAUUGUUUUUUAAGAGGGAUGGCAGGUGCAGAGAUUAACCUUACAGUGGAUCAGGCGUGUGGAGCAUGAGCUCCUGAAUAUUAGACUAAUUUGGGGGUGCUCAUGCGGGACACCAAGGCCCUUUCACAUCAUCAGCGUACCACGUCAGUUGGCGGUUCCUGGACAAACAAAUUGAGACCCAACUCGUGAUUUAUUUUAAUCCCCCAAGAACCAGAGAAGCCUUGUUCCGGCCUACUGGUGAUGGACACCCAGGGCCUGAGCCCAUCUUGGCAACCCCAGCACAGCUAUGCUGAACAUACCUUGUUACGACUUAUAGUUAAAGCUCCAUGACUGAGAAAAGGCCUCCCUUUCUAAACCGUAGGCAAAAAAAAGAACUCACUUGUUGUCUGAGAGACAGUCAUUAAAGCAUGUCUUAAGCCUGUAAGGUAAUUAUUGCAGUUUCUAUGAAAUUCCAAUGUUAGCAGCAACAGUGCUUAGGGAACAUGGGCAGUGCACCCAUACCACUUCAAUGACAUGAAGUGGUCUGGGUGCCUAUAGUGUUCGUUUAACACCCGAUAAAAUGAAACAUUACGAUUAUUCACUAAAGUGUGAAUUAUCUGAAAUUACACUCAAAGUGAAUUUCAAACUCUGGACAAGAAAUAGCCAAAUUGCAAUAAUUCAAUAUCAAUGUCUUCAGUUCAGUUAUUUUGAUGUAAAGCUUGAACUUCACUUACAUUUUCUUCAAAUUCCUUGAUAUUGGCUCUAUAGGAGAAAGUUCCUCCUCAGCAUAAGAACUAAUAGGUUCAGGAUUUCUGACUUAAAGAAAUUAUUCAAAUUUAACCUUGGGAGCUUUUGAAAACGGCCAAAUUCCCAUAUGCAGUUUGGAGAGUCAUGGAGAGCUUAAAGGACCACUCUAGGCACCCAGACCACUUCAGCUUAAUGAAGUGGUCUGGGUGCCAGGUCCAGCUAGGGUUAACCCAUUUUUUAAUAAACAUAGCAGUUUCAGAGAAACUGCUAUGUUUAUGAAUGGGUUAAGCCUUCCCCCUAAUCCUCUAGUGGCUGUCUCAUUGACAGCCACUAGAGGCGCUUGCGUGCUUCUCACCGUGAUUUUCACAGUGAGAGCACGCCAGCGUCCAUAGGAAAGCAUUGUAAAUGCUUUCCUAUGCGACCGGCUGAAUGCGCGCGCAGUUCUUGCCGCGCGUGCGCAUUCAGCCGACGGGGCGGAACGGAGGAUGAGAGAAGGAGGAGAGCUCUCCGCCCAGCGCUGGAAAAAGGUAAGUUUAAACCCCUUUCCCCUUUCCAGAGCCGGGCGGGGGGGGGUCCCUCAGGGCACUAUAGUGCCAGGAAAUGAGUAUGUUUUCCUGGCACUAUAGUGGUCCUUUAAUGAUGGCAAAUAAAAAGUCACAUAUAAAAACAAUUGCAUUAUGGUAGAGUUGUGGAUUAUGGCUCAUUAUCUAUGGAAUCCAGACACACAAUACUAGGCACAUCAGCUCUUGUCUUUCAGUUCCAUCCCUUGUCCUUCUACAAUCCCCUUUCCUUGUGCUGUCUCUUGGAUCCUACUGUUUGUCUACAGAGGUCCCUCAGUGGCCUCAAACUAUCCCUAGAUGCCUCAUACUCUUCUAUGUUUGUAGUGUCACUGUAUAAUUGUAGCUUUUUUUAUCUUUAAAUUCCCAGAUUUUACUAUUAACAUGACGUAAAGUCAUGAUUUUAUUAAAGACACGGAGGCGAGUAUUAUGCAUAACUCUUUCUUUAUUUCCUCAGCAGCAAAGAUAGAGGAAUAUAAAUAUAUCAAAAAUGAAAGAAAAAACUGUAUAGGUACACAGGCAACCAAUCACAUAACAGAGGAAGUGACUAUAUAAGGCCUGUGUCUCCCACAAUCCCCCUCUUUCUUGCGAAAACCGAAGACCAGGUAAGAAGAACGAUAUCCUACUUGGCCAAAACCGGAAACUGGAACAAUUCGAUAACUUCAAGCUAAAAAAGAGAGAGAAAUAUGGUAAUAACCAAACUCCAAACUGUGGACUUACCAAAACAAAACUGUCGAUUAUUCAUAUGACAAAGAUCGAAAUCUGAAAAAUAUAAUAGACAUAAUUAAUCAAUAUACUCAUACAUAAUACAUGAAAUUCACACAAGACAGACCAAAUCUCCACAUACCUGAAUACGCCAAUCGCAUCUCACCCCAUACCCCACACCGGGAGGGUGGGAGGGAAUAAUACUCGCCUCUGUGUCUUUAAUAAAAUCAUGACUUUACGUCAUGUUAAUAGUAAAAUCUGGGAAUUUUAUUAAAGACACGGAGGCUCAUAUUAUGCAAGUUCAAAGCUGUGCUAUCACCUCAGAUGCGAUGUGCUCAAUAGGUCUGAAGUAGAAGUCACGGAAGGUCGGCUCUCGAGACCAAUCCGCUGCACGCAUGAUGUCCUCCAGACGACAGAUGACUGUCGAAGCUUUGGAAGCCACAGCACCCAUCACCGAAUGGGGUGUAAAGAUAGACGUGUCUAUACCAGCCGAAGACAAGAGCCAACGCACCCAACGUGCCAGGUCGGAGUCGCAACAGGUCGGUGAGGUGUACGAAAAGAAAUGAACACACGAAACUAAACAAAGCAACAUAACCAACUUGGAGGAUAAUUGCUUAAGGGUCAGUCCUUGGUUCGGAUACCAGGACGACAGGAACUGUAGCAUCACGUUAACGUCCCAAAAGGCAGAGAAACGAGCCUUUGGCGGACGAGCGAGGCGAAUGCCCUUGAGAAGGCGACACACGAAAGGGUGCCUGCCCACGGGCGAACCAUCCAAACCAUUAUGUCCAGCUGAUAUAGCGGAACAGAAAAGGUUGAUAGUGCGAUACGCCUUGCCCGAAUCAAACAGAAAUGUGAGGAACUCCAAAAUCAGAUGAAGAGGGGCAGAUACGGGAUCCAUUGCCCGUUCCAUGCACCAACCAGACCAUGAGUUCCAUGAAGAGCGGUAGGCCGAUCUCGUACCUGGAGCCCAGGCGUUAUCGAGGAGCAGGAGAGUCAUCUGCGAAACGUUCGGGAGAACCCAGGUUCCCCUGAAAGGAGCCACGCCAUCAGAGGUAACUGAUGUCUGAGUACCAGUCCGUGCGAGUUCCCAUCCGGAUCCAGAAGAAGAUCCCGGAAGCUCGGAAUCAGUCGGGGGUAGUCUAUCGACAACUCCAUCAAGCGUGGGAACCAUGGUCGGGAUCUCCAUAGAGGCGUGAUCAGUGCCAGGCAACAAUUGUGACGGAUCAACUUCGAGAUCGUGCGAGCAAUCAUGUUGAACGGUGGGAAGGCAUACAGGCGGCCCGGUGGCCAUUCAUGGAGAAAGGCGUCCGUCGCCACUGCUGCCGGGUCUGGCCUCCAGCUGUAAAACUCCAGGAGUUGAGUGUUCAGGCGCGAAGCGAAUAGGUCCAACUCGAACUGUCCCCACAGACUGUCCAGACCUCGGAAUACCGAAACGUGCAAGCGCCAAUCUCCCGAGUCUCUUAAGUGUCUGGAAUUCCAAUCCGCUCCCGAAUUGUCCAGACCUGGGAUGUGUUCCGCCUGCACGAGACGUUGUUGAGAAGGCAAAAUUGCCAAAAGUCUUUCGCCAACAGUGCCAACAUUCUGGACUUGGUUCCCCCUAGGUGAUUUAUGUACCGGACUGCCAACACAUUGUCCAUCUUGAGGAGAACGCAGCAGUUUGCUCGACCUGGGGUCAGGCUGCGGAUCGCGAAGGCCCCCACAAGAAGUUCCAGACAAUUGAUGUGUAAGGACUUCUCUAUGUUGGACCAUCUGCCUCCUGUGGAAACGUCUCCACAACGAGCACCCCAGCCAUGUAAGCUGGCAUCGGAUUCUAUCACGAUAUCCGGAAUCGAACCGAAGAUGGCCCUUCCGUUCCAGGCCUCCAUGUGGGCCAGCCACCAUACUAGCUCGUCUCUGGAUCCCUUGAGUCAUUGGAGGGCACGGUAGUGUAGCAGGCCCGGAAAUAUCGCUUGAAUAGAAGCCGCCAGAAGGCCGAUAAUCCUUGCCAGUUGUCUGACGGACAUAUCCGGUACCCGAAGAGCCCUUCGGAGCUCCUUUUGAAUGGUCUUCAUCUUGGAAUCCGGCAAGUACAGGAAUUGCUUGAUGGAAUCCACUUGGAAACCCAAGAAUUCUAUUGAUUGUGCAGGGAUCAUGACCGACUUGUCCCAGUUGACCAGAAAACCCAAGUUCUGGAGAAGGUUGAUCGUCUAACCCAAAUGUAACAGUAGAGAUUCCCUGGAUUGGGACAUGAUUAAAAUGUCGUCCAGGUAAAUAAUCAAUCGUACCCCACGGGUACGGAGAUAAGUCACCACCGGCUUCAUGAGUUUGGUGAAGCACCAAGGAGCCGAGGAGAGGCCGAAUGGCAGGCAAGUAAGUAGCACCACGGGGGUAUGUGGAGCCCCAGGAUCUCCCUCUGGCUGGGAAGAAGGGAGGUGUCCUCGCAUCCUGAAAUCCUGGGGAAGCGCCACCGCCUCCCAUGCCACGUGAAGUGGAGGUAAUCCCUGUAGUCCAUCGCAAUGGGGACCGUAAAGUACGCGUCCUUCAGAUCUAACUUGGCCAACCAAUCCGAUUGCCGAAGGAGGUUUCUGAGACAGUGUAUGCCCUCCACCUGGAAAUGUUGGUAGCGGAGAAACGCAUUGAGGGGACAGAGAUUUAUCACAGGGCGGACCCCGCCCCCUUUCUUCGGCACAAGGAAAAGAUUGCUCGUGAAGCCUGGAGAGGCCAACAGCAUCUCUUCUAUGGCACCUUUCGUGAACAUCUCCUCUACUUCCUUGGAAAUCAUUUUGUCUUGAUCCUGUGGGAGGGACAACUCUCUGGGAGUGGAAACCUGGACAGGUAUAGAAACGAACUCCAGGUGAUAACCCCUUACACAUUGCAGAACCCAAGCAUCUGAAGUUAUAUCUGUCCACCCUCGGUAAAAUAAGGUUAGCCUCCCUGCCACCCGUACAUGAUCGAGAGGGGAAAAAGGGGUACUCACCAUAAGGACGUCUGCCCGAAGUAGCACCACGGGGGUAUCUGGAGCCCCAGGAUCUCCCUGUGGCUGGGAAGAAGGGAGGUGUCCUCGCAUCCUGAAAUCCUCAGGAAGGAAAGAAGGAACCUCUGGAGGCCUGAAACGAGCCUUGGAAGCCGCGGCCGGGUGGACAGUUCCUGCUACGCCCGGCCUCUCCAAAAACCUGCGCUUCAUGUUUCGCCUGGGCCUUGUCUAUGGCCGUAAAGGUCUUCACAUAGGAACCUAGGUCUUUUACGAAGGAGGUUCCGAAUAGCAAACCCUCAUCAGAGGGGUCAAGUUCCGCCACCGUCAUGGCAGCCAAUUUGGGGUCGAUUCUAAGGAGAAUCGCCUUACGCCUCUCCGAAGACAUGGCGGUAUUCGCGUUCCCCAAAAGGCAGAUCGCCCUCUGGACCCAUCCAAUGGCCACAUCGACAUCCAGAACGGAAUCCCCAGCUCUAGCGGCAUCUAGCAGCUCGUACAGUUUUGACAGAGGGCCCAGGGUAUCCAAUAUUUUGUCCUGGCAUCCCUUGAGGGAAUAAUCCAAACCCUUCUUGGGCUUCCAGCCUGAUUUAUUCAGGAACUGGGCAAUCUGGGGAUCAAUGUCCGGAGUCUUACUGGCCGAGCCCGGGAGAGAGGGCCUAAGGAAUUCGGCACGUAGCUUGUUGCGACCCUCCUUGGAGAGGGGGGUACGCAGGCGCUUAGCCACAUAUUGGGCAAUAUGGUCCGGAGGGACCCACUCUGCUGACCGUGGGUGGCGAAGGUCGUCAGGGUCGAACAGGGGGUUGCCCUGGGGAUCGAAAAGUGCCUUACUGUCCCCAGAGGGGAUCUUAACCUGACCUUGGGUAACGGCAGAGGACUCAGAGGGGGUAACAUCCGUAGUGGGCAAUUUCUCGCCCGACCCGCCCUCAUCGUAGGAGUCAUACUCCAUAACAUCAGAGUCACGUUCCACACUCCGGUCGGUAUCCGACCCAUCAUCUAGGGCUCUAGCCCUUUUCCAUAAUCUAGCCUUUUUAGUCCAGUGUGUCAGUCAUGGCAGGUAAAACCUGCAUCGAGGAGUGGGAAUCAACGUGUUUAGAUUUCGCCUUCACCUUAUGGGCACCAGGCACAGUCUGGGGAGGGGAAGGGGACCCCACACCCAGGAGGGUAGGAGUAGCUAGUGAGGGCAUAAGCAUAGAAUGCAGGGACUGAGAGAAGGAGGAAGAAACAGCACCCAUAGCUGAAGCAAAAGCCUUUUGCAAUGAAGAAGCCAUAGUGGCAUCCAGCAGGGCCUGAAAUUCCUGGGAGGCCAUAGCUCCCUCAGGGUUAUCAACAUUAAAAUCACUAGAGGUGCCUUCAGGCCCAUCUUCCCUAUCCUGCAUGGUGAUAAAAUAAUAGGGAAAUAUACCUUUAACUGAGUAAAGUAUAAAAGACUAGUGAAAUAUAUCUUCAAAUAUAUCUUAAAAUAUUACAAUUAUAGCAGACUAGGGAAUAUACCUUUAAAACAAUCGAAAUGGAAGGGUCGAGUAACCCACAGGAAAGCACAAGGGAAAGGAAAACCUGCCCACUGGUGCACUCAGGGGACCCAGAGACCGGGAGACAGACCGCACGGCAGCAGAGUGAGCGACCGAUCAGAGCCAGACGGACCGCCCAAAAUGGCCGCCGCACGUGCAGGAGAUCGAUCGCGGACUGAGUCCCGGCGGGGGAAGGGGCGCGUGUACCUUACCCGCGCGGGCAGCCCGCGAUCGAGGAGAAUACAGGAGAGCAGUACACAGCCGCGGCAGAUGGAACAGCUGCGGCUGGGAGACAGUACCGGGUCCUGCGCGGCACCCGCAGGGGGUAGGGAGAGCGUAGGGGAAAAACAAACAGCCGAGAGGGAAACCCAGGGCACAAGUCAGGGAAUAGCCCGAGCACACCAGCGGAAGGCUGCACAGAUAAAGGCAACCAGAAACAAGUAACAAUAAGAAAUAAUAGCAAACAAUAAAUAAUAAACAAUAAAAUCAGGAAAAAUCCAAGAGCAAGAGCAAAAUACUUAGCUGUCUGAGGAAGCAGCAAAGAAAGAGGGGGAUUGUGGGAGACACAGGCCUUAUAUAGUCACUUCCCACCAAUGUGAUUGGUUGCCUGUGUACCUAUACAGUUUUUUCUUUCAUUUUUGAUAUAUUUAUAUUCCUCUAUCUUUGCUGCUGAGGAAAUAAAGAAAGAGUUAUGCAUAAUACUCGCCUCCGUGUCUUUAAUAAAAUCAAAGUUUAUUGUGUAAUUGUAGCUAUUGUUUAAGCAACUACUUAAUCUCCUAUUUAUAUGACAAUGACUAAACUGCUAAAGAGACACAGAACAUCCUAAUAAUAUGGACAGGCAUCUCAGAUUCAGCAACAUUAGACAAAGUAAGAUCAGACCAGACAGCUCAGAAUCAGCAGCACUGCAUUAGCCAAGGUCAGGACAGCCAGAGAAAAAACAGUGCCAAUAUGUACAACUGGGGGCAAAAUGUCAAAUGCGGGAAUAUUCAGGAACUUAUGGUUAAAGCUCCAUGACCGAGGAAAGGCUUCCCUUUCUAAACCGUGGGCAAACACAAGAAAAUGCAUGUUGUCUGAGAGACAGCCAUUAGAGGCUGUCUUAACCGUGCAAUGUAAUCAUUGCAGUUUCUCUGAAAUUGCAAUGUUUGCAGUGGCAGGGCUAAGGGGACAGGGGCAGUGCACCCAGACCACUUCAAUGACAUGAAUUGAUCUGGGUGCCUAGUGUCCCUUUAACACCAUGUAAAAAAAGAAACAUUGCGAUUAUUCACUAAAGUGUGAAUUAUCUGAAAUUAGACUCAUGGUAAAUGUCAAGCUCCAGGUAGAAAAAAUAGCCAAAUUGCAAAAAUUCUCCAAGUUAGCCAUGUCUUCAGUUCAGUUAUUUUGAUGUAAAGCUUGAACUUCACUUGUUUACAUUCACUUUGAAUUUCUAAUUGCAUAUAAUGAGAAUGUUCCUCCUCAGCAUAAUGACUGAAAAGUUCAGGAUUUCUGACUUAACCCCUUGAGGACCAAACUUCUGGAAUAAAAGGGAAUCAUGACAUGUCACACUUGUCAUGUGUCCUUAAGGGGUUAAAGGAGCACUAUAGUGCCAGGAAAACAAACUUGUUUUCCUGGCACUAUAGGGUCAUUAGGUCCCCCCCACCCUCAAUGGCCCCCUCCUGCUGGGCUGAAUGGGUUAAAACCCCCUCAGCCACUUACCUUUCUCCAGCACCGGGCUACCUCUGUGCUGGGCAACUCUCCACCCCCUGCCUACGUCAGAUCCGAAUGCGCAUACGCAGCAAGAUGCUUUCCUACGGAUGUCCAGCGUCUUCACGGAAGCGCCUCUAGCGGCUGUCAGUGAGACAGCCACUAGAGGCUGGAUUAACCCUAAGUGAAACAUAUGUUUUCUGCUGCAGGGUUAAAACUAGAGGGACUUGGCACCCAGACCACUUAAUUGAGCUAAAGUGGUCUGGGUGCCUAUAGUGGACCUUUAAAGAAAUUAUUUCUAUUUAACUUUGGGAGCUUUUCAAAACAGCCAAAUUCACAUAUGCAGUCAUGGAGAGCCUAAUGAUAGCAAAUAAAAUGUCAUCCAUAAAACAAAACGUAUGGUAGAGUGGUGGCUUAUGGCUCAUUAUCUAUGGAAUCCAGACACACAACACUAGGCACAUCAGCUCACAUAUCUCUUGUCUUCCAAUUUGCAAUCUCUUGUCCUACUGCUAUCUGCUUUCCUAGUUCUGUUCCUUGUAUCCUACUGUUUGUCCACAGAGCUCCCUUAGUAGCCCCAAGCUGUCCCUAGUUGCCUCAAACUCUUCUUUGUUUGUAGUGUCACUGUAUAAUUGUAGCUUUUUUUUAUCUUCAAACGAAAAUUUAUUGUAUAAUUGUAUCUUUUGUCUAAGCAACCACUUAAUCCCCUAGUUAUAUGACAAUGACAAAACUGCUAAAGAGACACGGAACAUCCCAAUAAUAUGGACAGGCAUCUCAGGUUCAGCAACACAGACAAACUAAGAUCAGGCCAGAGAGCUCAGGUUCAGCAGCACUGCAUUAGCCAAGGUCAGGACAGCCAUAGAAAAAAACAGUGUAGUAUGUACAACUGAGGGCAAAAUGUAAAACGUCAGUUUACGUUAGCAAAAGUUAGCUGAAUGAUAUAAAAUGAGGCAGCUGUUAAGAUUAAUUUAAAAAGUGAGAAUUUGUGAAGGAUAAAUCUCCUAGUGUGAAAUCUCCUUUGUGAAGGAUAAGAUCCUAGUUAGAAUAAAUACAAUUAUAUUUUAUUUAAUACCUAAUAAGUGGUUACCUUUAGUUGUCUUACAUGCAAAGUAUUAUUGCACGAGUCUGUCCCUUAUCUCAGCACCACCCACCAGGUCCUGUUCUCAACACUCUGAGCAGGUUCUCCUAACUAAUAGAUAGUCAUCUUGCAAAAAACCCACUCUCAAUGGCUGGAAAAAGAGCUCUGCCUGGGCAUAUGUGAGCUGUUGCUUACAAGGGCAGUUAUACCAAAGAGACAACCAAAGCACAUUGGGCCAAGUGGGUGCAAAUUACCUGGUCAUUGGGUUUGUCAAUGGGCCUGUAAAGGGAUAUCCGAGGACCUUCCAGAGCAGGAUUAACCAGAACUUAUAUGUAAGUGACUGCCAAAGGCUCAGGGUUCAGACAUGGGUUCCAGAACCAGUAUUUGCAUAUGCUGUGUGCCAGAACCUUUACUAAAGUUACAGUAUUUUGUAGUUCCAGAUUGUAACUUCAGUGUUGAGGCUAGCUGGUGCUAACAAAGCAGAGAAGCGGACUACACUGAAAGCUGAGCCACACUACAGAGAGCAGGGUAUAUAUCACGUGUUUGUGUGUAGCUGUGUGUAUGGAAAUGUGUAGCGGGAUGUCUGUAUAGAAGUAUGUAACUGCAUGUGUGUGAAAGGAAAUGCAUAGUUGCCAGCAUUUGAAAAAUCUCCAGGGACAUUUUGUAGCAGAGCAAUCAAGCAGGCAGGUUGAAAGCAUAUGGACUACACCUACCAGAUUCCAUAGCCCUGCUUACCCUGCUGUGCUCCCCCACCAAACACCACAAUAUUACACCAGUGAUUUAAUUUAUAUCCCUAUCAAUGAAUGUGAUUAUUUAAUUUAAAUUUAAAUAAUAAUUUUAGGUUUUAAACAAGUCUGGCCUUUUCUUUAAUUGUAUUGAUGUUCCUGUCUCAGCUUGUAUUGCUGUCUCCUCCCCCCUCCCCCCGUCACCUGAUGCAUUAACAAGUAAAAAUAAAUGAAAGAUUCACUUACCUUUUUCCAGCUCUUUUGGCGCUGCUAACCUCUUUGCAUCCAGCGCCGUCACAGAGGAGCAUUGCCUUUUCCGCCAAUGUCCAUUCCAAUGCUCCUCACAAAGGUGACCAAUGGUUUCCUAUCGGGCUUCCAUGCCACGAGACUGAGUUUUACUCUGUCAGUGUAGCGGAAGCUCCUCUAAUGGUUGUCAUACUGACAGUCACUACAGCUGGAUUUAACCCUGCAAUGAUCUCAAAAACUGCUAUGUUUUACAUUGCAGGGUGAAAAGGACAGGGACACUGCAACCAGACCAUGCCAUAUAGCUAACAUGUACAUACCUCCUGAUAUUUGGCGGUGUGAGAAUUGAGAUAAGUGUGUAGGUAAUGGAUCACCCCCACUCAAUGAAGGGGCUUGAUAGCCUGGCGUCAAGCAUGCCAGUCUGACUGGCAACCUGCCUGCAUGGUUGUAGUGCCUGAUGAACAGCAAGCGUGUCUAAUGACGCACUCAAAUUGUGACACAGGGAAAAAAAUUAGGAUGGUGCGGCAGAACACAAAACAGGGACUUGCAUGCCAAAAUUGGGACUGUUGGGAGGUUUUUGCUUGUCUUGUUUCUCUUAAAAAAUAAAUUUCCAUUCAAGCUUUGAGCAGAGAAAACCAUGAUAUUUGAGAGACAAAAAUGUAAUUUAUAAAAAUCUAAAAAGUUCUAAUUGAAAUGUCAGUCUUGCUGUUUAUUGAGAAAGUCUAAAAUGUAUGAAUCGGAUAUAACCCUCCCACAAACUGCAAAUAUACUUUUUUGGGGUCCUCUGGACCACUUUGUAACUAAACCAAAACCCCAGGUAAACUGAGAGACCCCGAUGAGAUUGGUUUUAGUGGGGCAAAACAAAAUCUCUCUUCUGAAUAGGAGGUCAAAUGAGAUACGAAUAGAAAGGGUAAUGAGACAAAGCAAAUAUAAAGUAAAAAACACAAAGAGAGCGCAUAGCAGAGCAGUACUACAUAUGCUGUACUGAAGCAAUUAAAGACCAAAUGAGGCAAAAAAGCACAUGCAAAAAGACAGACAAGCUGAACAGAUGGGCUAAUCGGGGGUAAAUUCAUCUUCUACGUUGCUUAGGAGGUAUGUGCAAUGCUGUUUAGCAGAUAUGUGCGUUCUUUUUAUUCUUUCAGUAAAAGGUAUGUUUUAAAUGCUAUGUGCACCGAACAGCUUUAAAUUAUCUUACUUAUUGACUACUACAGACAUUGUUAGCAGGCUAUUCCUUUUGUUUUGGGGCAUACAAGCAAGAUUACCACCUCCCCUUCAAACAAGAUACGGUAGGAAAAUGCACAAAAAAAAACUACCUGAUGUGGGUGGGUGAGAAUAAUUGACACAAAAACUGGGUCCAUUAUUUGUACUGAGCACAACUAAUCAAGAAUAAAAUAUAACUUUGAAAUAAUGGAAGUUCUGUAGCCAGCAUUUUGAGGCUAUCUGAGGUAGACAGUAUAGACACAGGAAGUCUCUCUGGAGAGGUUAGUAAGGCAUAUCCAGUUGACAUGCGUGGUCUCUGCUUGUGAUUGCAGUGUGCCUGAUGCUGCAAAAUAUUUAUAGUAAUGCCCUCUCUGUAAAUUUGCCAUGUCAAAUUGGCAAAUUACUUUUGAACAUGUGUUCUUUCAUCUUCCUAUUCAGCUGAAUUGACAGCGGUCUUUGGAAUAUAAUGUAGUUUAUUGGGAUUCUGGUUUUGACCCUGGCUUUGUUCUGAUAGCCUUGUUCUCCAGCAUUCUAACCUUAGCUAGCUUUUGAUUAUUUGCAUUGACUCCAACCACUAAUAGUUUUACACUACUACUUGCUAUUUUUGUUAUUCUGCCUUUUUGCCUUAUUAGUGGUAUUUACAGUGCCUUGCAAAAGUAUUCACCCCCCUUGACUUUUUACCUAUUUUGUUACAUUACCGCCUUAAGUUCAAUGUUUUAUUAAUCUGAAUUUUAUGUGAUGGAUCAGAAGACAAUAGUCUAAGUUGGUGAAGUGAAAUGAGAAAAAUAUAUACAUUAAACUAUUUUUUAGAAAUAGAAAACAGAAAAUUGGCAUGUGCGUAUGUAUUUACCCCCUUUGUUAUGAAGCCCAUAAAAAGCACUGGUGCAACCAAUUACCUUCAGAAGUCACAUAAUUAGUGAAAUGAUGUCCACCUGUGUGCAAUCUAAGUGUCACAUGAUCUGUUAUUACAUAUACACACCUUUUUUGAAAGGCCCAGAGGCUGAAACACCUAAGCAAGAGGCACCACUAACCAAACACUGCCAUGAAAACCAAGGAACUCUCCGAACAAGUAAGGGACAAUGUUGUUGAGAAGUACAAGUCAGGGUUAGGUUAUAAAAAAAGAUCCAAAUCUUUGAUGAUCCCCAGGAGCACCAUCAAAUCUAUCAUAACCAAAUGGAAAGAACAUGGCACAACAGCAAAUCUGCCAAGAGACGGCCGCUCACCAAAACUCACAGACCGGGCAAGGAGGGCAUUAAUCAGAGAGGCAGCACAGAGACCUAAGGUAACCCUGGGGGAGCUGCAGAGUUCCACAGCAGAGACUGGAGUAUCUGUACAUAGGACGACAAUAAGCAGUACGCUCCAUAGAGUUGGGCUGUAUGGCAGAGUGGCCAGAAGAAAGCCAUUACUUUCAGCAAAAAAACAAAAUGGCACAUUUUGAGUUUGCAAAAAGGCAUGUGGGAGACUCCCAAAAUGUUUGGAGGAAGGUGCUCUGGACUGAUGAGACUAAAAUUGAACUUUUCAGCCAUCAAAGAAAAUGCUGUGUCUGGCACAAACCCAACACAUCACAUCACCCAAAGAACACCAUCCCCACAGUGAAACAUGGUGGUGGCAGCAUCAUGCUGUGGGGAUGUUUUUCAGCAGCCAGGACUGGGAAACUGGUCAGAGUUGAGGGAAAGAUGGAUGGUGCUAAAUACAGGGAUAUUCUUGAGCAAAACCUGUACCACUCUGUGCGUGAUUUGAGGCUAGGACGGAGGUUCACCUUCCAGCAGGACAAUGACCCCAAACACACUGCUAAAACAACACUUGAGUGGUUUAAGGGGAAACAUGUAAAUGUGUUGGAAUGGCCUAGUCAAAGCCCAGACCUCAAUCCAAUAGAAAAUCUGUGGUCAGACUUAAAGAUUGCUGUUCACAAGUGCAAACCAUCCAACUUGAAGGAGCUGGAGCAGUUUUGCAAGGAGGAAUAGGCAAAAAUCCCAGUGGUAAGAUGUGGCAAGCUCAUAGAGAUUUAUCCAAAGCGACUUGGAGCUGUGAUUGCCGCAAAAGGUGGCUCUACAAAGUAUUGACUUUAGGGGGGUGAAUAGUUAUGCACAUUCACUUUUUUCUGUUAUUUUGUCCUAUUUGUUGUUUGCUUCACAAUAAAAAAAAAAAAAAAAAAUCUUCAAAGUUGUGGGCAUGUUCUGUAAAUUAAAUGAUGCAAAUCCUCAAACAAUCCAUGUUAAUUCCAGGUUGUGAGGCAACAAAACAUGAAAAAUGCCCAGGGGGUGAAUACUUUUGCAAGGAAUACUUUUGCAAGAAAAAUAAAUAAAUAAAUUAGGUUUCCACAGAACCACUAUUAAAGGGUUACUCCAAGCACCAUGACCAUUUCAGUGAUUUGAGAUGACCAUGGAGCCUGUAGUAUGUGUGUGCAGGAUUUCUCUUUGAAAAAAUCCAUAUACUUAGUUUAACUCCAUUGCUAUGGAGGUGUAACUCCACCUGUCAUGCCCCAAUGUCAUUGGGGGAUCAUUAGCCAGCCCGGAACAAAUGUUCCAGGCUGGCUAAUGUCAAUUCUGUGCAUAUUCCUAUACACAGAAUUGCAUUCAUAGGUUAAGACUUGUCAGCUGAUGUUCUUAGCCAAUGAAUGGCCGGCAGAUUAACUUCUGGCUUUCUGUGGGGACCCAGGUAAGAGGGCAAACCAUAGCAAAAUUAUUUUCCCCAUUACUAGGAACCAACGCUAGGGUAUUUCAUGGUAUGAUAAUCACUACAGUAGGUGUAGUGAUGCCAGCUCAUUCAGCGCCCUGCGGGGACCCAAGUAAGAGGGAAACCCUGCAAAAUGGUUGGCCACAUUACCAGGAAAUGGGACAAGGGUACUCCUGCCAUCAUAAUCACUACAGCUGGCUGUUGUGCUUAUGACGCUUGGAGAAACCCUUUAAACAGGAUGGGUAGGCAAUAUGACAAUAUGAUGACAACUAUCUUCACACACUGUGUUGCUUAAUAAUUUAAGUGACUGUUCAUCUUCUCACACCCCACCCACUGGAAUAUCUGAUAAUUGUAGGAAUUGGGAAAACAACCUGCCAUGCCUAGGAGAGACCUGCUACAAAGUAUAACUCUACCUCUCAUUCAUGUAUGGCAGGUGAGAAGUUCAUAGUCAAAGCUGUAGAAUGAGGGUCAAAAAACUCCUCAGGUGAGUGGUUAAAAUGUAUAGAGUGUAAAGGACCACAAUCUGUACAGGAUAUCUACUGACAGGAUAUAUGCUCCCUACAAUCUGUCCACUUGGUGUGCUACAGAAAACAGAUUUAAAUUUAGUGGGAUCCAUCAGUCCCCAACCCCUCCAAUAUGUGAUCAUAUAUUAACGUAUUAGUUAUAGACACACAUUAAAUAAUACAAACAUGUGUCCGGUGUAGGAAUGCCAUCUGGCCAUUGUUUUACUUGCAUAGUCAGUAUUUGAGGCUGUCUGGCCAGUGACAGUAAUUAAAAAUUAUUGUCAAUGCAGAGGCCAGUGUUUUUCAACGAAGGGACUCUAGUAGAUUGGUGAGAGAAAUGGGGCUAGAAUAUCCACCUCCGUUAUACAUGGCAGGUACACACACUCACAAUAUACACAAACUGACACACAAACACAGUAUGAACACACUACUAUUCCCACACUCAGACCAAGUAAAAAUACACUACUAUACACACACACACUCAUUCAGACAAUAUACACACAAGACACAAUGGUAUACACGGUACGUACACAAAACAAAAAAUCUUACACACAGAAUACACACUGACAGACACUGAUAUACACACACACUCAGAAACAGUAUACACACAUAGUGCUAGAAAUACAUAAUGCUACAUGUAUAGUCAGACAUACAUUGUAAGUAGUUUCUUAGUGAAUUAGAAUCCAAAUACUUUUUUUCCUCUUACAUCACUCCCUGUGAUGUUAUGUUAAAUCCAGUGCCAUUGUGUCCUGUAAUGUUAUGCUGAUAUAAUUAAUUAUGCAAAUUAACGUGGAAAGUAUUUGUUUCCAAGAAUGAAUGCAAUUUUAGUCUGGUGUUUUAUUCUGUAUACUUAUUGAUAUUUGAUGAAAUGAUGCAUGAAUGCAUUGCUUACAGUUUCCCAUGUUAUUAUUAUUUAUAAAGCGCCAACAAAUUCCGCCGCGCUGUAUCUUAUACACCUGUCCGCCCAGUGUGCAUGAAAUGAGUUGGAAUCCAAAUUUGAAAACCCUAGCUAAAUAAAUCGUUUGGAUGCUCACAGAUCACAGCACUGGUAAUGCAAUAUUAUUAUUUAGAUAAUUAGGAAAUAUCAUAAAUUAUAUAUUUCUGUAUUGCACAAAAUUAAUUUGUAUCUUAAUUACAUACUUAUUAAUUUUUGUCACCAUUUUCUAUGCUAUUCCACCAAGACACAUCCAAUCCCAGAGUGGUUUAUUUCAUAAACACAUACCAAAUUUCAAAAGCACUGAGUAAUUGGUUAAGAGGGAGGGAGUGGGGUGUGGAUGGGAGGAACUGUGUAGUUGCACCAGAUAAGAAAUUUCAGUGAGGAACUAUCACAUGCUUAUUAGUAAUCUUUACACCUUCAUAGAUAAAAAGUGUUUUACAUAUCCCCAAACAUUGUUUGUUUUAUGGCCAUUUUUUUCAUUUUAUUUAUAUUUACUAUCACUGUAGUUUACCAUUAAAAGCAAAGUGUGUAUAUAUAUAUAUAUAUAUAUUUUUUUUUUUACAGUAUACAUACACACACACACACACAUAGAGAGAAGUGUGUGGGUAUGAGAAUCUAAAAACAGAAGACUGCAGUCGCUGUAAAUGUGGCAAUACAGAGUGACUGUAGCAUCAAGAAGAUGGAACAUGAGAAGGUGGACGAAUAUCAAGGACUGAAAGAGUUGGUCUUAGACCUUCAGGCGCCCCGUUAAAAAAAUCACCGAUUCAAUGUUUUUUAAUGGGAAAAAUUGAUGUGUGUGUGGUGCUCGCCGUACAUGUGCAUCAGAUCCCCAAUGCUCUAUAAAGAGCAUUGGAUUGGACUGACUCCAGAGGAUGCCCUGCAUCUUCAGUGAUGUUACUCUUUUUUCUUGAUAUUUCUGGCGAACUGGGGAGGGGGUGAAUAGAUAGGGAAAGGAAAACCAAAGUGUUAGGAAUACAUGGUACAUAAUUACAUAAAUAUACUUAAAUAUAUUUGUUAAUAUAAUUCCUCUUCCAUUUGCUUCUCAGACCUUUCUUACCACCCCAUUUUCUUCUCAGAUCAUGUUUAUUCUCAUACUUUGGGCUUUGCCUUUCACAUAAUUGCCCUUUGUAUCUUAACUUUUAAAGAAACCCACACUCUAACCACUAGUCCUCCCACUAACCAUCUACGUCUCCCCCACCACUCUUACACACCAGCCACAUUCCUGUACCAGUCACUUCUCCCAAAGACACUUUCACACCCCAUCCACUUCUCUGUACCUGCCAAUUAACAGCAACCACUUCUAACUCCACCACACACCAGCUAUUUCUUCUUCACCACCCAUGAGCACACAAGUGAAUUCUAUCCCACCAAACAUCCACACACUGCCACUUCUUUCCCACCACUGAUCCACAUACUGCCUCUUCACCUCACCAAACAUAGACACACCUGUCCCCCCGCUUUAAAAUGCUUUCAUUACAAGUUCCCCCAUUACAUAUCUCUAUCCCAUGUCCUGCACUACCCCUUUAUUGCAUAUCACCUUAUACUUCCCCUUUCCAUCUUCAUUACCUAUCCCCUAGUAUUCUUUUCAUCAGACUUUCCCCAUCCUGAAUCUUCCUCCUAUUUCCUUCUCCAACAAGCCUUGUUUCGUCUGUAUUAAUGAGAUUCUCCCCUCUAUCUUCUGCUUACUAGCAUGUAGCAGUAUAGAGCAGGCAGUAUCCAAAUUGUCAAAUGACACUGCAUGCCUGCAACCCAGAUAUCUCAUUGCUAAAUCUUUACCCCGGGAGUCAAGUAGUAAAGAGAAGAGCUGUGCACCCGGCACUUUUAAUCUGUCCCUUAGGGUAACAGUGUGUCUGUGCCAGAGAGUCCAACGAAUUGCAAUGAAACAGGUGCCCCAGCCUCUAAUCCUUAUUGCUUGCCCCAGUAGACAGAUUACAGAAGCCCUAAAUAUGGGUGACUUACGAGCUGUGUUGGCCACAUGCUGGCACACCCCAAAGGCCAGCUCUGGCUAGGUUUGGUAACUGCCAAGUAGAGAAUGGCUUUAGCAAAUUCCAGGUGGGACAUCUAAAACAUCUGUCCGGAAAAGUGCCAUAUCUCAACAUUUCAAAUAGACAAAGAAGGACACUUAAUUUUAGGUGUAUAAGAGGAGGAGUGGCCAGGGGCGGGGCAACACUGAGACAUUUUAUUUGACUUACUUAUAAUUUAUGAAACUAAAAUUUAAUUUAGAACAAGAACAAUGUAUCUUAUUCACACAGACUGAUUUCUGAAUGCAAUUAUUGUAGUUUAAAGGCGCAUUACUGUAAGUAUUAUUGCUGCGGAACUCUGUUAUACAAUUCAGACAUACCAACAAUAUGGAGCUUCUAUAAAAGGAUAAAAAAAGAACAGAGAGAUUUUGGCCUAAAAUAGGGACUGCAGAGAAUCUGAGAAUGAGGGAUACACAAAAAUACAACCAAGAGUGGUGAGAAAGUAAAAAAAUACCAUUAUAUAGAUAGAUAUGGUAUGUAUUUUGUUCCUCUGUACUAGCAGCCUUUGCUAGUGUAAAAAAAGCUAAGCUGUAGAGGUCUCUCCUGCAAACCACGAGCUGCCCCUCCCCCAUGGCAUGCAGACUAGCACAGUGCUGCUUUCUUUGGCUACCAUGUCAGAUGCCUGUACAUGCCAUGUGCCUCAUUCUAGAACACAUGGCCAGCUUAGCGGACUCUUUUCCCGGCCAACAGUUCACGUUAAGACAGUGAUUGCCAAUUCUUUAAAGGCAAUGCAUUUACCAGAGAGAGGUGUGUCUCGGGUGUUAUAAACCUGCACAAGGAGCCCUCCAUUAUCCUUUCUUUACAAAUCUCCUAUGCCAUGAGCAGCGAUCAUUUAGCGCAAGCACGGCUAUGGACUACAUAUCCCGUGAUGCUCAGCUAUUCCUUCAGGGGCUAAGCAUCACGGGAAAUGUAGUACGUAAACAGCGAUGUACGAAGCGGCCACCACAUUGCCACACACGAUGCUUAGCUUUUUAUAACGAGCACGUACCACCCCACCCCCCACCUAACUGAGAGACUCCAGCAUUAGCCUAGGGACAGAGUACCCCCGCCCCCCGCUCUCAGCCUCUUCAAGGUGGCACACACGCUCAUCACGUGACAAGAGCGUGGCAGGCGACGCAGCGCUUUCUGACAGGCCCCGCCCCUUCCGCUCCCACUAGUCCAGGGAGCGUGGUGUGCGCAUGCGUAGUCUGUCACCGGGUUCCGGAAAUGGUCCAUCUGGCUGGUGCGGCUGCGCCCGGCUGCGCGGACUGAGGAUAGCAGGUGAGAUUCGGCGGGGCCCGGCUCCCAAUCCGCCGCCAUCCUCUCUAUUACAUGUGACCCCCGGCCUGCUACACCCGGGACCCCACUCCCCGGGGCCAUCCGAGUGCCCCCCGCCCUCUGUCAGCGUACCAGCUGCUGGAUACCCCGAGCAGGCUCAUGCAGGCCUGAACACCCCCCACCACCUCCUCCCUCACCCCCGGGAAGGCUGGGCCCGUACUGUGUUAGCACCGUGCGAUCCGUGUCACUGUGUGUGUGUAUUAUAUAUAGUAUAUAGUGUGUAUUAUAUAUAGUGUAUAGUGUGUAUUGUAUAUAUUGGGGGGGUUGAGCACACUCUCCAUAUGUGAUGAGGGAGUCCCGGCCUGCUGCUGCCGCUGGCUGAAUGAAUGACACCCCACCCCCAGCACUAUCCGGCCCUGAGAGCAGCUCGAUGGCCCCGCAGGGCCUGACCCGGCCAUGUAAAGCCAUGUAAAGGGACUCCAUUCCCCUGUAGCUGGUGGGGGGAGGGGAUUGGUCCGAGAUGACGACACACCCGGCAUUGGCAUGAAUCACAUGUGCGUUAUGGCGUCUGCAAAUAAGACCAGUGCACACGAUUAGCCUCCACUGUGCAUGCAGGGCGGCCAGCCCUCUUUGUUACAGCACUGGGGGGCAUGGGCUGGCUGGCUUAAUCUCAUGUAACUGUCUCCUCAUAUAUACAUGCUAAAUAGUAGUCCAGUAUUGCAAUGUCUAUUAAUACUUUAUUAUUUAGCAUCUGCAUAACUGGACUUGUACAGCAACUCGGAUAGGACUACCUGUUCAUAUGAUUCUGUACAAGGUCUAACUCGGUUUAUUAUUAUUUAUAAAGCGCCAACAAAUUCCACAGCGCUGUACAAUAGGAUGAAUGUCAGGGUGAAUGUGUGCUGUGUCUGUAGUUAAUAAUAGGUCCAAUUAUUAAGAUUAGAAAACUGGGAUUACAGUUCUUUGUGGUGUAUAGAAUGUCCUGUGUUCUAUCAAGAAAAUAGACAUGGAGUGUCCUUGUCUUGUAUGUCAGCAGUUUCAGGAAAUUUAUUCUGCAGUGAAGGUCGACGGUAUGCAUCAACUUUGAGGUGAUAUGAGGGGGUAUAGAUAGAUAUAUACACCAUCUAUAUUUGUUCUUUCAUAACCUUUAUUGAAUAGUAUUCCAUUGUGAGAUGUGGUUCCUUGUGUUACCCUUACCUUUUGUUUUCUGAAAGGGGGAUUCUCUGUUCCUCAUCCUUGUCUGCAGACGUUCAUUUCUCAGCCAUAUGGUGCAUGAAAGAGUCUAGAUACAAACACCAAGUAUUUACAUGUCUGCAGCAGAGAACUAAAAAAAAACAAACCUCACAAUAGAUUGCUCUGUAUGAACAUAACAUUUAUAAAUAUUCAGGCCUCUGUUAGUGGAAAAUAUAGUCCUAAAACAGUUUUUAUUUUUAAGUUCCAGUUCAUAAAUCAAAUAAUUGUUGUAAAUACAUGUUUGCUUUACAUGUUGCUGUUGUCUGUAUGUUAACCUCUCCAUGGCAGAAAAGUUCCUGAAUCCCACAGGUUUGUUUUUUUGAGUUGCGGCUAUAUUCAUACCAUAUCUUUCUUGGCUGGAGAUUUAAAGAGAAAGUUAUUAAAAGGGACUUGUAGAAUGGGCUGCUGCAAGAUCAGCAUUUCCUGCAUUUAUACGAAGUGUGUACGUGUAUAAUAUCUUUAUGGAUUAUUAAAUGGGGAUGCUUGUUUUCAUCUUUUUGAAUGUUAUUUUUUAUAUCGACAGAAUAUAGAUGAAUGUCAUCAUUUCUUUAGAAAUAUGUUGGGAUGAAUAAAUUUGGGCAACUUUCCUGACCCUCUAGUAUUAAAACUACCAUCUGGCCCUCCCUUGCCCCCCUAAAUAUAGUAAAUUCUUGCCUUUAUUCAAGUCUGCUGGCUCUGUCCCUUAUCUGCCUUGUUAGCUGACAUCACAGUGCUUUCCCAUUGAAAGAAUUGGAUUGGCUGAGAUUGUCAAGGGAGCAGAGCCAAACACAGCCCAGUGCAUUUCUUUAAGUGAUUUUCAGUGUCUCUGUGCAGAGGGUGGAGCCACUGGCAGUGCUGCACACUGUGUAGCACUGCCCCUGGAAGCACCACUAGUGGCCAGUGGAGGUAUCCCUAGGCUGUAAUGAAAACAUUGCAUUUUCUCUGAAGACAGUGUUUACUGCAAAGAGCCUGAAGGGACGGAUUAUACUCACUAGAACAAAUACAAUAUGCUGUAGUUAAGUCUGGUGACUAGGGAGUCACUUUGUCACUUGUUCUGUAACAGCUAGGGGUCUACUACUUGGCAUCCCUGUUUAACAUACCUCUUUUCAAACUUGUUUCAUGGGGGUGGCUCUCUUUGGUCAAAAAUAUAGCUUAUCAGACUAAAGACCACACAUGACAUUUAGAGCUAGUGUGUAUUCAUGAAUCUUUGAAUCAUGUACAAUUCUCAGGCAUUCAUAAUUGCAACCUGAGUCAGUUUUAGCUAUUUUUUGCACUUGGUCUUCAGAUGGGUAAACUGUGCUUGCAACCAAAAAUGAAAAAGGACUUGGAAGUGGCUCUGUCACCGUCUGUCCCUUUUUGCUGCCACCAUGCUGUUCCUGCUGGCCCUCUCCAGCUUCUAGAAGAUGACAUCAGCUUUGUACUCUUGCGCACGCCCAUUUUAAAAGUGGCACUUUAAGAAUGACCAACUUGACUGAGCAUGGGUAAACCGGAAGAUGCAACGAAAAAAGAGGUUUACUUGUAUAUAAGUGUGUAAAAUAAGAAGAAAACAUUGCAGUUGACCUGAUCAUCUUUCAUUUUUUCUUAGAAAUAUUUUUUAUUUAUAUUGCCUCUGUCACCUUCUGGGAUCUUUACAUAUUUGUAAAGAAUUUGGAUAGUGAUAUUGCUGCAUGGUGUGUGUGUGUGGUCCCACAAACCGCAAUGAAUACAUUUAUCAGACUGUAAAGAUAGUUGGUGCACCAAACCAUUACUGCUACUACUGUGCCCUUUAACCCCUUAAGACCGGAGGGUGUACUAUUACGCACUAUUUUAGGUGGCUCUGAACGCCGCCGGGCGUAAUAGUAUGCCCUCCGUUUUUUAUUAUUUACCCGGUCGCCGGCGAUCGCGGUUGGGGGGACUCCCAGGAGCCCCCCUGCGGCACAUCCAGCCUCCUGCAGCCCCCCCUGGCCAUGUGAGAGUGAGGUCCUUGCGAGGAUCUCACAAUCACAUGGCCGGGUUAGCUGGCUGCUGCAAUGCCAGCAGGGGGACUGCCUGUAAUGACAGGUAGUCCCCCUGCUGGCUGGAAAAUAAAUUAAAGUUAAAAUAAGUGUAAAAAAUAAAUAAAUUAUAUACUUAGAAUAUAUAUGUAUAUAUUUUAAUAUCAAAUUACACGUAGGCUGGUACUGAUUAAAAAUAUAUAUAUAUAAUUAUUGUUAUAUAUAAUAUAAAAAAAUAUGUAAAUAAAUACGUUAAAUUUUUUUUUAACAUAAUUAAAUAUAUAGAUGUGUUAUUUCGUUCUAACUAUAUUGUGAUAUUAAUAUAUUUGUAUAUCAAAGUACACGUAGAACGAAAUAUAUAUCUAUAUACAUAAAUAUAUAUAUAUAUAUUCUCUACAUAUAUAUUUAUGUAAUAUUUUUACAUAAUUGGGUAUCUUAAUUACAAUUAGCGGGACCUGCCUGACAACCCAUGCCGAAAGUAUAGGGAAUUUAAUUUGCUAGCACUAUAUUUAACCCUAUAACUUUCCAAGACACCAUAAAACCUGUACAUGGGGAGUACUGUUCUACUCGGAAGACUUUGCUGAACACAAAUAUUAGUGUUUCAAAACAGUAAAAUGUAUUACCACGAUGAUAUCGCCAGUAAGUGAUGUUUUUUGCAUUUUUCACGCACAAACCGCACUUACACGGACGAUAUUAUUGCUGCGAUACUUUUUACUGUUUUGCAACACAAAUCUUUGUGUUCCGCGAAGUCUCCCAAGUACAACAGUACCCCUGAUGGACAGGUUUUAUGGUGUUUUCAAAGGUUACAGCGUCAAAUAUAGGCUUGUGUUUCAUUUUUUUCACAUUAAAAUUUGGCAGAUUGGUUAGGUUGCCUUUGAGACCCUAUGGUAGCCCAAGAAUGAAAAUUACCCCUAUGAUGGCAUACCAUUUGCAAUAGUAGACAACCCAAGGUAUUGCAAAUGGGGUAUGUCCAGUCUUUUUUUAGUAGCCACUUAGUCACAAACACUGGCAAAAAUUAGCGUUUUUUGCAUUUUGUCACACAAAUACGAACGCUAACUUUGGCCAGUGUUUGUGACCAAAUGGCUACUAAAAAAGACUGGACAUACCCCAUUUGCAAUAGCUUGGGUUGUCUACUAUUGCAAAUGGUAUGCCAUUAUGGGUGUAAAUUUCAUUCCUGGGCUACUAUACAGUCUCAAAGGCAACAUAACCUAUCUGGCGAAUUUCAAAUGUAAUGUGCUAUAUUUGACCCAGUAACUUUCCAAAACGCUUAUAAACCUGUACACAGGGGCUACGGUCUUACAUGUGAGACUUUGCUGAAUACAAAUAUGUAUUUGUAUUUUAUUGCAGUAAAAGCAAACAGUAUUAUGACAUUGACAGUUAAAAUGUCAUGUAGAACUAAAAAAAUAAAAAAAUCGUAUUUUCUCCCAUUUUUUUUCAUAUUAAAUAAUGUUUCAUAGCUAAAUAUUUGAUAUUAAAUGAAAUCCCUGUUUCCCCUGAAUAAAUUAUAUAUAAGGGUGGGUGCAUUUACUAUGCAAGAGGUAAAUUACGGUUGGACAGACAUAUGGUGCAAAUGCCAGGUUUUGUUUAUAUCUUGUUUUGUUCACAACGUGUACAUUUGGCCCCGUCCUUAAGGGGUUAAUUAUUUGGCACAGCAGGACAUGCGUUACAAAAAAAAAAUAAAAAAAUAAAUAAAUAGAAAAAUGGUUUCAUUUCUCCCCUUCUCUGCAAGCCUAUGCUGACUGUCUGGUGCAAAGGUCAGAGUUUAUAACAAACAUUGACAGGGAGCUAAGAUGCAGAUUCUCAAAUGCAUGAUAAAGAGAGGAUUUCUACAAUGUACUUUUCACUUCCUUUAACUUCUUAAGGACACAUGACGGAAAUAUUCCGUCAUAAUUCCCUUUUAUUCCGGAAGUUGUGUCCUUAAGGGGUUAAUCCUUAAAGUAUUCAACUUCCAAAACAAAACCUAGAAUUUGUGCUGCUUGUUCCACUGUGAUUUAAGGAUUUCCUUUUAAUGUAUGUGUGUAAAGAUCUCUUUACACCUGUAUACAGUUUAUUUUUAGAUUCUAUAUGGAUACCUAGAACGGCCAUAAAGGAGCACUACUGUAUUAGGAAUACAAACCUGCAUUCCUUAUGGUAUAGCGUCCCUAUCCAUAGCUCUAAAUACAUUUCCCCACCUUCCCGUUUGCAGUUUAAAUUUUUUUUCUUGUUCUGGGGCUCCCUCUGUGCUGUUGACCUCUGCCUCCUGUGAGAUCAUGUAGGAGGCAUGGCCACCUCUGCGACGAUCCAAUCCUCACUGAAUAGAAUUCAGGAACUAAUGUGUAUGCAUAGCAGUCACCGUGAUUGCAUAGAAACCUACCUAUUGAAAAGCAUUAAGUCAAUGCUUUCCUGUGGGGAGUUCUGCGUCACAUGACAGUUUUACGCGGAUGUGCCUCCAGUGGUUUUCAUACUGACUGCAAAUAGAGGUGGAUUUAACCCUGCAAUGUGAACGUUGAAGUUUCACAAAAAAAACUGCAAUAUUUUGCAGGGGUGAAAGGACUGGGUCGUUGCAUCCAGACCCCUUCAUUGAAUUGAAGUAGUUACGCAUGAGGAAAAACUAUGUAUUUCUAUUUUUGCUUAUAAUUUACAUGAGAAAAAUUAAUCAAAAUUGAUUUGUGUAUCAGUCCUGAUUUAAAGGACCACUAUAGGCACCCAGACCACUUCAGCUUAAUGAAGUGGUCUGGGUGCCUGGUCCAGCUAGGUUUAACCCUUUUUUCAGUAAACAUAGUAGUUUCAGAGAAACUGCAAUGUUUACCUAUGGGUUAAUCCAGCCUCUAGUAGCUGUCUCAUUGACAGCUGCUAGAGGCGCUUCCACGCUUCUCACUGUGAUUUUCACAGUGAGAAGACGCCACUGUCCAUAGGAAAGCAUUGAUAAUGCUUUCCUAUGAGACUUAGUGAAUGCGGGAGGGAGGAGAGUCCCAGCGGCGAGGGAGCCCGGCGCUGGAAAAAGGGUAAGGGAUUAACCCCUUCCUCCCCCUUCAGCGCCAUGGGAGUGGGACACUGAGAGUGGGGGCACCAUAGUGCCAGGAAAACGAGUGUGUUUUCCUGGCACUAUAGUGGUCCUUUAAGUACCUCAUAUGUCUAGGAUCUGAUUUAAAGAGGACUUGUUGUGACAAUACAAAUUCAUCUUAAAUCAGAGCUUGAUAAGUUUGCUUUGAAUCUAGGAGCUAGCUAAAAAAUUAGGAGGCUUUUUUUUUUGUUUUUUGUUUUUUUUAACAAAGCUUUUUCAACAGCAAAAAUAAAAUUCUUAAAGGGACAGUAUAAUGGUUCUAGUGUCUGUAGUCUGUCACUGUAUGAUUUUCAGUGUAAACACUUUUUCAGAGGAAAGGCAGUGUUUACAUGGCUGCCUAGAAACACCUCUAGUGGCAGUCACUCCGGCCAUUUAAGUGCUUCCUAUCUCAGGUCUACGCUGUGUGCAGCAACCUACAUUCAGCAUCUCCAUGGCGCUGAUUGUUCCCCAUAGAUAUGCAUGGAGUCAAGUGAGAUGGUUAGAAAACUGCAAACUUGUAUCUCUCAUGAGCGACAGCAAAUGGAUUUCCCAGCUUCCACAGUACUACUGUGUGACUGCAACAAGAGAAGAACUAUGUUGGCAGGGAUGCUGGAUUGGGGGGGAUAGAGGGAACUCUAGUGUAAGGAAUACAAUUAUACAAGAAGGGGGGAAUGUAGAGUUUGUUUGGGGUUUUUUUUAUGCUUAAAAAUUUUCAGAAAUUUUACAUCUUUACCAGGCACUAAAAGCGUCACUGUCACCAUCUGAGGACUUUGCAGAGUUUACAAUGGCCCCCAAUAGCAACAUUGCUGCUGGGUUUUUGGUGGUGGGGCGUAAAGGAGUCCUACACACCUGAACCCGUCUCGCGGGCUUUGCCGACUUCUUCGGCUUGUGGCGCUUCUGUGGCAGGAUCCAACGUCACAAGAGUACAGCAUUGAGGUCUAUAGAGGAUCCCAUCGCCGGAUCCUUCAUGGGCAGAGCCAAUUUUGUGGUGACAGCUGGGAGUGAGUGACACUACUAGAUGUUGGUAGCUCUGUUCAAUGUCAGGAAAAGGAAAUAUACAUAGACAAAGUAGUAGGCAUUUCAGUGAAAUUGCAACACAGUCAAAAUUAGUAUUUCAUAAGGAUUCUAUGUUUUCGAAAUAAACAUUUUUCAGGGGGAGGUGACACUGCUGCUUUAUACCAAUUUAUUGAGAUGAAAUGCUUAUACUGCCUGGAGUGUCCCUUUUUAAAAAGAAAAGGCUCUUUGUUCUAUCCCACUGUAAGUAAUGAAAAAGUUUGGCUUUCCCUUCAGAUGCUACUAAUGUGGAACUUCUUACUUACACACUAUUUGCUUCCAUAUAUGAUUGAAAUUAAUAACCAAUUCAGAAGUAGAACUUCUUGUGAAGAAGAGGCAGGACUGGAAGAACUAUGGGGAUCCAUGUGAGUCUCGGACUGUUCAAAGGAGGUUUGACAACUUACGUAGCACCAUAACCACUACUUUGCACUGAUGUUGUUUUGGUGCUUAGGCUAGCUAAUCUUGUGGGCACUUGUGUUUACCUUGCUGCCUUUAAAUCUUUUUAACACAGCCAUUUUAACACCAAUCUUUCCAACAUUUGAACUUUUUGUAAUUCUCUCAUAUGCUCUGUUUAGCACUUGAAAUGAAAUUACAACAUAAAAUAUUUUUAUUAAAAGUAGACAACCUAAGAUAAUUCAUAAGGAGUAUUUUAUCUCCUUUAACCCCUUAAGGACACAUGACGUGACAUGUCAUGAUUCCCUUUUAUUCCAGAAGUUUGAUCCUUGGGGGUUAAAGUAUUCCAGUAAACAUACUCUUUUUUUUUUUUUUUUUUUAUAUACCAAAUCCUACGUGUGUGUGUAUAGAUAAUGUUUGUUUUUUCUUCCUGUACACAGAUAAUUGUAUCUGCGAUCUUUGUGUACAAGAUAUAUGAAUGGCAGAUGCCAUAAUAAAAACCCCAUAAUUAAAAAAAACUAAGUGUUUUUAUUUAAAAUUCAUUCUGCGUUUUGUUGUUUCAGAUUUAAAAGGGAUAAGGUUGGCGAGAUGUGGGAUUUAGGGUUAAUUUGAGUUAAAAGAACUCUCAGCUUGCCUCUAGUGGUUAUGGUGUUAGGAGUGCCCUGGUGCAUCUCAAGCACCUCUCCCUGUAUCCUCUUCGUGCUUAUGCUUCCCUUUGCAUUUAAUUUGUAAUAAAUCCUUACUGAGGAAAUUACUGAACUCUCGACCAGUGCUGGAUUUCCAGUAGUUUCCUCUUUGGGAAAUAUUACGCAUGACCUCACACGUCGUUUGCAUUUUCCAUCUACUUGAAUGAGAAAUUACUCACACAGUAAACCAGCAAAGCAUUCUUUGUCCUGUUUUUUGAAUCGCAGUUGAGGGAAUCCCUAGUUUGUGAAACAGGUUGCUGCACUAAUCCCAGGAACCCACUGUGAUCUCCUCACUACUCCCAUCUGAAGCAAAUAAGAUGGUAAAAAACUAUCUGGCUGUGUCCAGAGUUGUAUUGUGACUGACAAAAGCCUAAGGAACAUUGUUUGUGUGGUUUUCUUUAUUUUUAUGUAAUUUGUUAGAUUUUCUCUGUACAACUCCUUUUGCCGUCAGUCUCUGGUAUAAGGAUGAUGGGACCUUGUUGCAAACCUAUAAUGGUGGCUAUAUAGUUGCCCAAAAAUACCAGAAACCCAUGGUACGUUCCAUAACCCGCACAUGUAUACAUUUUAGGGAUUUACUCUUCAGUUGCCGCUUUUCUUUAUUAUUUUUUUUGUCUGUCAUUUCCCAAUAUUUUUUAUAUGUGUACUUAUUCCUAUAUUUAACACAUAUCUGGGAGGUAUGAAAAAUUAGUCAUCCACACAUCUUUAUCCUGUAAAUGAUUGCCUUCGCUUCCUAUCAGCCGAUGUUAUAAGACUUGUCCUUUUCAACUGGCAAUCAGCAUAGAGAAAGCAUACAAAGAAGGGGAGAAUUACUAGCUCCUCAUUCAGAAAAAAACAAACCAAUUUUUUCUUAUUUUUUUAUGGGGAACUACUGAUGGUUUAGAGCGUCCACUGACCAUUCUAGCUAAUCAGAAACCAGAAGUCACUGCAGAUCGGCGCAGGAAGCAACCUUUGGGUUUAAACUGUUAAAGACUAGUUUAACCCAUUAAGCUAAGAGAGCACCUAAUUGCCUCCAUUUAUUUUAGAUUAAGUUAUAACGAUCGGGGUUGUUCCUUUAAACAAUGUUUCUAUUUCACCUCUUCAUUUGCAGUGUCUUGCCUUGUCUGAGCUGGAUUAUGAUGUACUUUGAUAAAUCUUUAACCCCUUAAGGACGGUGAGCGUGCUAUGCCGUCCUUGGGGAUCCGGCUUUAAGCGCCAGGGGGCGGCAUAGCACAUCCCAGUUGUCUGCGACCUCAGGCCGGCGAUCACGGUGGGGGGACUCACCUGGCAACCCAGAGAGUCCCCCUGCUCCCGUUCUGGUUCUCCUGGGCCAUGUGAUUGCGAGGACCUCACGAUCACAUGGAUGGCAUAGCCGACCACAGCAAUGCCAGCAGGGGGAGUGCCUGUAAUGACAAGUACUCCCCCUGCUGCCUGAAAAAUUUAAAAUAAAAUAAUAAAAAAAACGUAUAAAGUAUAUACUUGGAUCAUAUACAUACACACACAUACACUGUCUAAGUGUAUUUUAAUAUUAAAAAAAAAAUAUAUAUAUAUAUAUAUCUAUCUCAAAAUACACGUAGAAUGAAAUUGAUCAAAUAUAUAUAUUUAUAUAAAAUAUGUAAAUACGUAAAAAAAAUGUAAUUUCGUUCUAACUAUUUUAAAAUUAAUACAUAGAUUUCAAAAUACACGUAGAACAAAAUAAUAUAUAUUCUACGUAUAUAUUUAUGUAAUUUACAUAAUUGGGUCAUUUUAUUAAUUACAAUUUGCGGGACCUGCCUGACAACCCAGGCCGAAAGUCCAGCACUAUAUCCUGUAACUUACAUGGGGGUACUGUUUUACUUGGAAGACUUUGCUGAACACAAAUAUUAGUUUCCAAACAGUAAAAUGUAUUAUAUCGUCAAUGAAAGUGACACUUUUUUUUUCAUUUUUCACACACAAAUGGCACUCACACAGUCGAUAUUGUUGUGAUACAUUUUGUUUUGAAACACUCAUAUUUGUGUUCAGCGAAGUCUCCUGAGUAUAACAGUACCCCCUCAUGUACAGGUUUUAUGGUGUUUUUAAAAGUUAGAGAGUCAAAUAUAAGGCAUGCGUUUCAGUUUUUUCUUGCCUUUGAGACUGUAUGGUAGCCCAGGAAUGAACAUUACCCCCGUGGUGGCAUACCAUUUGCAAUAGUAGACAACCCAAGGUACUGCAAAUGGGGUAUGUCCAGUCUUUUUUAGUAGCCACUUGGUCACAAACACUGGCCAAAACUGGCAUGCAAAUGAGGUUUUUUUUGCAUUUUCACAUACAAAUAUUAACACUAAAUGUGGCCAGUGUUUGUGACCAAGUGGGUACUAAAAAAGACUGGACAUAACACAUUUGCAAUACCUUGGGUUGUCUAAUAUUGCAAAUGGUAUGCCAUCAUGGAGGUAAUUCUCAUUCCUGGGCUACCAUACGGUCUCAAAGGCAACGUAACCAAUCUGGCGAAUUUCAAUGUGAAAAAACUGACAAAUGUAACAUGCUAAAUUUGACCCUGUAACUUCCCAAAACACCAUAAACCUUGUACAUAGGGGGUGCUGUUUUACACAUGAGACAUCGCUGAAUACAAAUAUGUGUAUUUUAUUGCAGUAAAAGCAAACAGUAUUAUGACAUUCACAGUUAAAAUGUCACGUAGAACUAUUUUGUUUUUAAAUUCUUAUUUUCUCCCUUUUUAAAAUAUUUUAUUCAUAUUAAAUUGUUUGAUACCUAAAUAUAAAUGAAAGCUCUGUUUCCCCUGAAUAAAAUGUGGGUGCACAUAAUAUGAAAUGGGUGAAUUACGCCUUAACAGAGUGCAAAUUAAAGUUUUUUUUUUUGUUUGUUUUUUUUUGUUUGUUUUUUUUUGUUUGUUUUUGUUUGUUUGUUUGUUUUUGUUUGUUUGUUUUUGUUUGUUUGUUUUUUUAACGUUUUGUUUUGAUCACAACUUGUACAUUUGGCUCAGUCCUUAAGAGGUUAAAAUCUAAAAGAAAACAGAAUAUUUUGUGUGAAAAAAUAAAGAUUAUAGGUGAGAUUCAAUGGUGUAAAUUCCAGAGAUUACAAUUCCUCUGUAAAGGAAAAUCUCGUCUUCAUUUGACCCCCAUCAGGACUAAUGUGAUGCCAGCACAGACAGGAUAAUGAUAGCUUGAAGAGGUUGAAAGAACACUGCAACACCUAAAGCACUUCAUCUCCCUACACUGGCUUGUUUGAAGUGUUUUUUUAUUUUUUUUAUUUUACAAAAAGUGUAAAUUUGAAUAGAAAUUUGCACUUUUAUAUAUGAAUCCUCUUGCACCCUCUGACUUUCAAGCAGGCAGCAGGUCAUGUUACUAGAAAAGCAUAGAGUGGUUAACAAAUUAUGUGGGUCCAGUAACAUCCUGUUGUGUUUAACUCAUUGGAGCUAAGCUCCAGAGGCAUACAAUUGCCCAGAGCACCUGCCUUGCAAAAACAUUUCAUUAAACUGCAUUUAGAAGUCUGUGAUUGGACAGCCACAUAAAGCCUGGGCUGGGGAAGACUGGAAAGUCUUGCAAAUGCUUCAGAAGAGAUCCAUAACUUUUAUAAACUGUAGAUAUACCCCCAGUGAAAAAAUGCAUGCAUGUUUUCAUUGGGGGUAUAUCUACUAAAUUUAUUUGUUGGACAGUGGAGUGUCCCUUCUUAAUGUGUCUUUUUAUGAUAUGCAUUUAAAGAAUACCUCUGUGUUUCUCUUUCACUCCAAAUCUAGUCUUGGAGUGGCUGAUCAUUUUCAGCCAUGAUUUUUUGUAGUAGUGCUAGGUAUAUCCCAUAAAUCUCUGCUAGGUUUUAUAGUGUGUAUGUAUGGAGAUAGAUAUUCUUGACAAAUUUGCGUUGAAUCUAGGAGCCAGCUAAAAAAAGUUGAGACAAGUUUUUUUUUUUUUUUUUAAAACUAACAGCUUUAUUGUCAAACAUCAAAAAUAUAUUUCUUAAAGGGACAUUAGUCACCAAAACCACUAUAGCUUAAUGUAGUGGUUUUGGGGUCUAUAGCCGGUCCGUGCAGGCUUUUAAGUGUAAACACUGCCUUUCAGAGAGAAGGCAGUGUUUACAUUGCAGCCUAGUAACACAUCUAGUGGCCACCACUUAGAUGGCCACUAAAGUGCUUCCUAUUUCAGGGCUGCACAUUCGCUUAGCAUGGAGGCACUAAACGUUCUUCAUGGAGAUGCACUAUUUCAAUUUAUCAUUUAUUUUUUUAUGAAUAUGUUCAUAGAUUAAAAUAUCUCUGCCCAUUAUUACUGUAUUGCAAAAGAAAAAGACUACUUUGUAGUUUGCAAAAAAAUGAUUUAAAAAAAAAAGCCAGAGCUUCCUCCAUUAAGUUUUGUCAGUUUCCUCAGCUGUCACUAGCGACAGUGGUAAAAAUCAGGUGCUUCUCGCAGAUUGCAGUACUUGUCCAAGUAGGCACCAAACUUUGUAAUGCAGAGACUUUUUUUGUAAACAAAAUAUUAAACUUCAUAUCUUGGUCAAUAAUUUCAAAUGGUUCUACAAAAUUUAGUUAAAUGAAGUAGCCUGGAUUGUCAGUUUUGAAAUAAACUUUUGUGGCUGGCUAUUAAAGUUACUUUCCAUGCACUAAAACCAUGUUAUCAUUAGGGAUCGACCUAUUUUGAUUUUUUUUUAGAGCCGAUGAUAUUAAGAAAUUAUAUUGCUUAAAGUGUCCCUUUAAGUUUAAAUAGCCGGCAACUCUAAUGAUCUAAUUCUACUUUUUGUCCUGUGAUGUAAUGAAUAUUAAUUUCAGUAAUCUAAAUAUGCUAUACCUGUAUCAAACUAAUUUACAUUUUGUUUAUGAAAGUCUAAAUUCAACAAAUUGCAUUUCAUUUUGGGGCAGUCAAGAGUUUAAAAAAAAUUAAAUAAAUGGAAAUUGCAUGCAUAUGUUGGUUAAACAAACUUAAGAACAAAACUUUUUCAGUUCAAAAUACACUGUGACAUGAUGGGGUAGGCAGUUAAAUGUAUUAGUCCUUUCACAUAGUUUAAGACAGACUAUGAAUUAAUCUGCUUUUAGCUGACAUUCCAUAGCUUCAGCAUUUAGGAGUGGUUUAAUCCCAUUAGGUACCUUUGCAUUAUAUGUAUAAUGUGUAAAAAGCAUCUAAGUAGGUGUCUGUCUUGUACUAAAUCUCAAGCCUAUUAUCUAAAGACAUCAUUUUAAACAGGAAGUGGAUGAGAUCUCAUUAAUUCAUGUGGGAAGUGCUAUUUAUGCACAGACAAAAAUAUUUUUUUCUUUAGUAGAUCUGAACGGAAGUCACAUGCAAAAUAUACCAGUGAAGCUGCACAUUGACUUGAAUGCAGAUCUCUCUUGUCUGUCACUUGCUCCCAUUCAUUUCUGUGAUGAAUCCACAUGUCGCUCUAGUAAACUUACAGCUGUAAGCAUAGUGUUUUGUUAAAUUAAAGGGUUGUUAGAAAUGUGUGUGAGGUAUAAAGCUAUUAAAAGCCAUCCCCUUCUACAGUAAAAGAAAACCCAACUGAGUUUAACUUUUUAAUAGAUAUACCCUUAGAGCAUGCAUGUUUUUUAUUUUUUUUUAUUUUUUUUGUAUAUGGAAGAAAAAUCUAUCUGCAGCCUUUUUAAAGGAACACUAUAGUUACUUAAAUAACCUUCGCUUAAUAAAACCGUUUUGGUGUGUAGAUCAUGCCUCUCAGGUUUCACUGCUCAAUCCACUACCAUUUAGGAGUUAAAUCACUUUUUCUGUUUAUAAAGCACUUGCCACACCUUCCCUGGCCCUGGUUGACACAGCCUGCAUGAAAAGAAACUGAUUUCACUUUCAAACAGAUGUAAUUUACCUUAAACCAUUUUAUCUCUUUCUCUGUAAAUUGAACUUUGAUCACAUACAGGAGGCUCUUGCAGGGUCUAGCAAGCCUUUAAUGUAGCAGGGGAUAAGAAAAACUAAAUUAAACAGAACUUGCAAUAAAGGAAGGAUAAACUUUAGAUGGCUCUUUACAGGAAGUGUUUAGGGAAGUCUGUGCAAGUCACAUGCAGGGAGGUGUGACUAGGGUUCAUAAACAAAAUGAUUUAACUCCUUAAUGGCAGGUAAUAGAUCACUGAGACUACAGGGGCAUGAUCUACACACCAAAACUGUUUCAUUAAGCUAAAAUUGUUUUGGUGACUAUAGUGUCCCUUUAAGCCCUCUCCUCUUUUCCAUGCACAGAUUUAGUCUUUGCCAAGGAAAUACCCAGAGAGUUCUCACUAAGAAGCCUCUGUGCUGGAACCGCAAGUAUGCACACGAACUUCAUCAUGGGUCGAAUUAUAGUACAUCUCAUUGAGAAAGGGGAAAGCAGUUGUGCUCUAGUCCGUUGCACUUGCCAUUUUUGUUAGCUAUGUGGAGAUAUCAGAAAUGGAAGAAAAUCUGCCUCGCUGACUGCCCAUAUUUCUGUUGAAACUGGCACUUUAUAUAAACCAUCACAAAAAAGACUCCAGGAACACAAAGCACUUCAGCAAGCUUUUGUAUACAUUGAGCUUUCUUUAACUUGCAUUCAAACUUAUUUUGUAUGUUUAUAAAAAGUUAUAUUUAUUGAUAUAAGGAAUACUUACCCUGUUUGUUUGAAAAACUACUAAACAAAUGUUUGCCUAUAUGUUAUUUCCUUAAAACUGUUAAGCAGUUUUAAAGGAUCACUAUAGUGUCAGGAAAACAAAGUGGUUUUCCUGACACUAUAGUGCCCUGAGGGUGCCCCACCCUCACGGACACCCCUUCAGCAGCUUUCCUUCCAGCGCCGGGCUCACUCGCCGCUGGCGACGUCUGCUUCCUCGGCUAACGUCAGCGGAGCCGACUGUGCAUGUGCGGCAAGUGCCGCGCGCGCAUUCAAGCUGUCUAUAGGAAAGCAUUUUUCAAUGCUUUCCUAUGGGCGCUCUGCGUGAUGGAGGCAUAGUAUGCCUCCAGCAUCGCAGAUGCGCGUCUAGUGGCGGUCCGGAAGAGGGCCACUAGAGGCUGGCUUAACCCUGCAAUGUAAAUAUAGCAGUUUCUCUGAAAACUGCUAUGUUUGCAUCUGCAGGGUUAAAACCUGAGGAACAUUGCACCCAGACCACUUCAUUGAGCUCAAGUGGUCUGGGUGACUAUAGUGUCCCUUUAAAUGCAACAAUACGAACACAUUUCAAUAGCCUUGCUCUUAUGCUUGUAUCUCUUCCCAUGCAGCCUUUCAGUAUUUGUGCGUCCAUCUUUUGCAGAAACUAAAUGCUGAUCUCGUUGGCCAUUCAUUGACUUAGAUUGUCAGCUGUCCUUUUAGCCAAUGAAUUCAGCUCUGUGCAUAACUCCCCAAUGAUUCUGCCAUUGGUGGAGUUACACCUUCAGUAGCAAAGGGGUUAAAACCCUUUGUUCAGCAUUUCAUAGCAAAAUGCUGCACAUACGGUGUCCAGGCAGUCAUGACCGCUUCAGUGGCAAUGGUGCUUGGAGUUAACACUUUAGGUACCGUAUGAAACGCAUACGUUGUAUCUUAUGUCUGCUAGCCAGGUCCCCUCAGUGUUAAAGGAACACUAUAGGUGGUAAGGAAUACAAACAUCUGAAAAGGCUGUGUUUACAUGAAAAUGCCUGCAGGGACAUACUGUAGACACCAGAACAAUUACACUAGAGUUUCAUUGAAUGCAUUUGUAAUACUUACUCUUCAAAAAUGUGCUAUUAAAACAAAUUCAAAUUAUCAUUUUUUUUUUUUUUUUUUUAGGUCUCAUCUGUAUUGUCUAAAAAGUUAAUAUAUAACAGCAGGCUUUGAGUCAAGUAAAAAAAAAAAAAUACUUAAAGCUAGUGUUUGUGCCUAUUUUGCAAUAUAUAAUUUGAGUGGCUACUUCAGGAGCCUUUCUUCUUGCAGUACAGGAAGAGCUAGCAUUUAAUUCUGGGAAUAUGCAUUAUCUGUUAAUUGAGCAAUGAACUGGAUCACAUUUGUUUUGUGGUAAUGUGAUCUACUGGAGCAAAUAAAUAUUUUAAUUAAAUAAUAGAAUAAAUUUUUUGCUAAAUCCUGUAUAGUGUUACUGUUUAAAACCGGAAUGCCCAGUUAUUUUUUUAUUUUUAUUUUAAUGCAGUGCUUGGCAAGAAUUUUGUAAUUUGGGAGCCACUUAAAAUGCACAACCUGGGCCAGUACAUUUUUAUGGAAAAUGCUGUCUUCUCCCACCCUUACCCUUUCAUUUCCCAGACACAACACCUUGAGGUAAUUGUGAAAGCACUUGCUAUAAUUUGGAAACAAUGGAAAGUGCAAAUAAGAAUGCUCUGGUUUUCUUUUGAUAAGAUAAUUAACUUGCUCUUCCAGUUUAAACAUGCAGCACCUCUGCCCCCUGUUGUCAAUUAUAUUAUUGAUAAAUCCUUAAACGGAAACGAUCAUCAAAUAUACAAUAUUAGCUUGUUUAAAAGAGCUUAAAAUUCCAUCUGUACUUUGUGCUUUUAGUUUUACUAGAAAAUUAGAGUGGAAGAAAAUCCUGUAUAGUGUUACUACUGCAAAUGCUUUUCUCCCACCUCUCUCCAAUUCCUAAAUCAAAAUUGAAUGCAGAGGAAUUGAAAGACCCACAGGAGGUCCCUCUGUUCUUCACCUAUAGCAAUCACAGCACAUCUAUGUGGUUGCUAGGCUGUGGUAACUCCCCAGAAAUUAAAGGGACACUGUAGUCACCUGAACAACUUUAGUUUUGGUGUAUAGAACUUGCCCCUGCAGCCUCACUGCUCAAUCCUCUGCCAUUUAGGAGUUAAAUCCCUUUGUUUAUGAACCCUAGUCACACCUCCCUGCAUGUGACUUGCACAGUCUUCCAUGAACACUUCCUGUAAAGAGAGCCCUAUUUAGGCUUUCUUUAUUGCAAGUUCUGUUUAAUUAAGAUUUUCUUAUCCCCUGCUAUGUUAAUAGCUUGCUAGGCCCUGCAAGAGCCUCCUGUAUGUGAUUAAAGUUCAAUUUAGAGAUUGAGAUACAAUUAUUUAAGGUAAAUUACAUCUGUUUGAAAGUGAAACCAGGUUUUUUUUUCAUGCAGGCUCUGUCAAUCAUAGCCAGGGGAGGUGUGGCUAGGGCUGCAUAAACAGAAACAAAGUGAUUUAACUCCUAAAUAACAGUGAAUUGAGCAGUGAAAUUGCAGGGGAAUGAUCUAUACACUAAAGCUGCUUUAUUUAGCUAAAGUAAUUUAGGUGACUAUAGUGUUCCUUUAAUACUGAUGUAAUAUUGUUUCUGGCAUGAAAUUUGUACUUUCAAUAACUUUUAUGCUGUACACCAGCUAGAGAAUCCCAGUCAUGCUGAGAUGUUAUAAAUCAUAUUUUCAUAGUAUAUAACUCACAAAGAUGAAUCCUCCACUGAACUUUCAUGUGAAUUGUGAGUUUAUAAUCUCUCCUGCUAUGUCUGGCUACCCAGAAUAAAUAACUACCCUUAGAUAGAGGCUGAGAUUAAGGAUGAAACCCCUUUUCUUAAGUAUGGGUAAAUACCCUGUAAAAUUCUCCAUUAAAUAUGUUGUGAUAGUUUUUCCCUUCAGUACCUGUUGAUCAUUUUGGUAGUUGGUUAAUUAUUAAAACUGAUCUUUAUUUGAUUGUCUUACAUUAAGUUAUUCCUUGCAAGCAGGAAACACACCCCAUAGCUAGGUUCCUGUAAGGUUAGUAUCUGGCGGAGGAGGGGUCUUUCAGCUUGUUUUGCAUGGGGGGGAGGGGGUUAAGAAUCUUUCCUCACUUUGUUUUUGUGUGUGUGUGUGGUGGUGGAGGAGGAGGUGAGGUGGUGGGGGUAUGGCCAUCUGUGCAUUUCCUGCUGCCUCUUUCAUUAUGCAUUAAAAUACCACAGUCCCACCCCCUUCUCUAGCUGCAUGUAGGAAGGGUAUGUGGCUUGCAGCACGGGGGAGGGAGACCUAUAUAAGCAAGUUUGAAUGAGUAGCUGAAGAAAUUAGGACAGAGCACAAGCUAUCCAGAUGCAUAAGAAGUAAGUGUAUUUCUUUGUCCUAGGCUGUUUAGUAGGAGAAAGGGUUUUAGUAAACAGCAAUGAUCUAUGAGAGCUAGCAGAUGACUACUUCAAACUGUUUACUUAACCCCAGCAUACACACUCACACCUUUGGCUUAGGUGAAGCGCUAUGUGUUUUUGCUUAGAAGUGGUGUCUGAUGGUUGUUGGACCACAUUGGGUCUGUAAUGGCUGCAUUUCCCAAACGUUUUGCAAUUUUUACGACUGUGUAUUUUGAUGGCUGAACCUGUGCUAAUUUGUUGUCUAUGUAUCCUGGUUUUCAGUAGUUGGUAAAUGUCCUCUGUAUCGUAUUGGUAACUUAGUGGUUUCUGCUAAUGCAGUGUAGUGUCUGCUUUUGUGAGUUCAUCCUAUAGAUUCUGUGCAUACAUGUUGCUCUUUGAUAUCGGAAUAGUCCUGAACCUCUUAUGGUGGGUCAUGCUACAGCUAAAAAGGCAGAAGCCAUGCUUUUUAGGAUUGGGCAGUACAGGUACAAUACUUUUUCAGACACUGGUUUGUUCUGUGAAGCCCUCCUGCUUUACGUUCAGACCUUUUUUAAAUUAAGUAUUUAGCAUGAAAUGUAGUUUAGUGGGGGUUUUUUUUAAUAUAGGGCAUAGUGUAUAAAGUUUGUUUUGUUUUAUUUUCAUUUGUUUAAAUAAACAUGCUUUUUGAUUUUUUUAAAUUUUUUUUUUAACAAAUUGAAUGCUCCAUGUGGAGGGAAAAGUUUGUUGGACUGUUACUGUAUAAAUAUGUAGUUUGCAUUUGCCCCUGUAUCUUAAACCAUAUUUUUCACACUUAAACUGGGCAAGACCCCAAUUGUGCUGUUACCAAAGCUUUGUCUGUUCUUAAGGAACAUAUAUAGCCCACAUUUGUAUAUUCUUUAGAGAUUUGUUCUCUAAACAUUGCAAUGUGCUCCAACCUCCUCCAGAUGUCUGGUACUGAGCUUCAAGUGUGCUAUGGAUAUAUGGACUUGUGCUUUUUUGAAAGAGCUAAAAAAAAUUUUUUGUUGUGGUUGCAAAAUGCUUGUGUGUGUGUGUGUGUGUAUAUAUGUGUGUGUGUAUAUAAAUAAAAUGUAUUUAUUUUUAUUUUUUUAAAUACACAAGAUCCAGCGCACUCACCUAUCCACUAAACAGCAACUGUUGACUGAUUUUAUUAGUGUUUAAAAAAUAAAAAAAAUGUAAACACAUAAUCAAGGCAAAAAUAAUGGGGGUUUAGUUACAUUAUAUGAUCAGACACAUCAUCAAUGUACACCAUCUCUGGCAGCUCCUACUCUAACAUCCUUAUGUCUGCUCCUGUGAGAUUAACCAAUUUACUUGGGGGAAAAAAUUCCAUCUGGGUCUCUCUGCAGUACAAGGCUACAUAGGGCGCUGUGAUGAGGCACAUGUGACAGUGAGGGGUGCAAAACCAAGGAGUUGACUAGACUCCCAAAUAUAUUCAGACUAGUUUCAUUGAAUGCAUAUGUAAUUCUUACUCUUCAAAAAUGUGCUAUAAAAAUUUUUGUAAUUUUUUUUUAGGUCUCAUUUUUAUGGUCUUAAAAGUUAAUAUUUAACAGCAGGCUUUGAGUAAAGUAAAAAAAAAAAUACUUAAAGCUAGUGUUUGAUUUAUUUAUGUUUUAAAAAUAUUUAUUUAACAAUCUCAGAAAUAAUGAGCACUCACCAAAUGUGGUGAUAAAAUUGAAAUAAGUGUAUUCAAAUAGAUCAAUGUUUCAACCACACAAUGGUCUUUAUAAAGUUCUUAAAUAUAUUUAUUAUUGGAAAUGCCAAUAAUGGAAUUUGUAAAGUGAUCUUUAUUUAUACUUCUAUAAAAAUAUAUACAAAUGAUCACUUCCCUACAUAUAUAUCCAUUAUUGGCAUUGCCCUUUUAUGCUGCAAAUUAACAGAAGAGCAGUAAGACCCCCAACAGACCAUUUUAUGCUAUUCAUCAUUAGCCCAUUAAUAGUAUUUGCUGAGGAGGAUAUAGUAAUGGAGGGACUGAUGUCACACUGUUAUGAGGUCUUUGGCAUUGAAGCCAUAUAUAAUCAAUGUCUCUGCAGGAAUUACCUGUUACUCAUCAUGCAAUUUACUCUGUUUUGGGAAAACGUGUACAUUGUAGCUUUUUAAUUCAGAAUUUUGGUGAAAUAUAUUUAUUUUGUUUGUUUUUUUCCUACCUCUGUGGUCAUACAUUUUAAUCUGUUAACCAGAGAUUGUGUUACCUGCUAAAGGGUAUCAAUUAAUAAUUGAAUUAUUUUUACUUCUGAUUAUUAGCGCUAAACCAGUUUAUCAAUAUUGGUCCUUCACUACCCCCAACAUUGCAGUUUUUUGUUGUCUUCCUCAUGAUAAUAGAUCCAAUAUUUAUCUGUGCCGCUAUAGAUAUUUACCAUCUUAGAGUUGCUCCAUGCGGAAUUCCAGUUAGUCUCUAUGGUCUUCCUUGCUUCACUCCCUGCACAGAAGCAGGGAAGACCAUAGAGACUAACUGUCAGUUUUCAAACACUGUCCUACCAAAGGUGCAUGUAUAUGGCUUAAAGGCCCACUAAAGGCAGCAAAGUCAAUUUCAUCUCCCUGAAGUGGUCUGAGUGCAAUGGCCAUGUAGAUUUUAUCCUGCAAUGUAGAAACAUUUUGUAGAAACUGCGAUGUUUCCAUUGCAUGAUUAGCACACCUAGUGACAAAGACUCAUGAAGGAGCCAAAAUGUCAUUAUAUUUUGUUCAAAAAUAGAGCCUGCCUCUUGAAGAAACUAUUGGGUGUCCCUGGACAUUUGUAUAUAUUGCCAGUGGCUUUUUGCUUUAGGGAUCUUGUCCUCCUGGUCCAGAGCAUCCCCAUGGAAGUAAUCCCUUGCAUGGUUCACUUUUUUGCACUUCCCUUGUACUGUUGGCAUACUCCAAAUCAAUUUGCAUGGCCAUUUGCAGCACUGCUCAUUGCUCUUCUAGCAGCCUGGCCACUAUUUGUGAUCCCACCAGACAGAGGGCUAUCCAAUGAUACUUGGGGCUUCUUGGUACCAGCAGGGAUUUAACCCUACUGGUAAUUUUAAUGCAUGACAGUUUAUGCCAUCAGCAGGUAUUAAAGCCCUACACUGCAUAACUGCAUAGACUGUCAUGCAAUCGUUAAAGGGUUAAGGAUCCUAAUGUAGGGAGGAGUUUGUUUUUUUUUUAUUUUAAAUCCACUUGUUAAAUAAAAUAUUUUCCCUUUCAAUACUUGAUGAAAUGAGAAGUUGUUUUGGUGCUUAGUAUCCCUUUUAAUAUUGACAUAUUUUAAUUUUUAAUCCGCCUUUUGAGCUCUUCACGGGCAAAAGUAGCUGUCUUUAUACAGUUUUUUUUUUAUUUUUUUUUUAAUAGUAUUUUGUACACUUGACACUUGGCACUAGUAGGGGUGGUGCUGGUAGCCAUACACUGCAAUUUGCACCUUUGAUUUGCUAUAUUUUCAUGUGAGAUGGUGGCUCAUGUGUACUUAUGUGUAUGUUAACUAAAUCAAUUUUUAUUUCUUUUCUUUUAGACAUUACGGGGGACCCUAUGCAGCAACUCGUGAGAUGAGUAAAGCUACACAGCCUAUAGGAGGACCCCCAACUGCACCUUCCCCUGGACUCCAGGUACGUCAUGUAAUACACCAUAAGAUGAUUAAUUAUUAAACUACAUUAGAGAUUUGGUUGGGUUGGCUGGCUCUUUGGAACCGUCCAAUUGUGUGUCCUGUUGCUGUGUGGGUGCAUGGUCUGUAGGGUAGUGAGUGAUCUUGUUGUGUUCUGUAGAUUUGUCAAUAUAUAUUUUGUGUAAAUCGCUUAAUGUUUCAUGCUAAACCUUUUAAUGUUUUUCUUCAGUCAGGAUAUAUUUCUUCACCUACGGCACCUGUGGUGAUUGGGCCACCUCAUAAUAACCCAAUGAAUACCCAAUCUCAACCUAGGCCCGUAAGUUACUGCUACUAUUUUGUCAAUUGUUUUAUACAUGCUUUAAUCCAUUUGGUCAAACAUAAAAAGCUGCUCAGAAUGGUAGACACUCCUUAGUGGGUGGAAUAUGUGCUUUUUAUGUCAGCUGAGACUUAUCCCUAUGUCUUGUCCACACACUAUACAGAAAAUAAACAAUGCAACCAGUGUAUAUUAAAUAAAUGUAAACUUAUAUUAGAAAAAAAGGUUAGUUUAAUUUCUAAUCGGUAUGCAAUCUUUCACUUGCAGAUAUACCUAAUUCAACAGAGUACUAAAACCUGAAACAGAGGAACAUAACGGAAUCUGUAGAAAAGCAUAGAAAUUCUGUUCUAGUGCCGAAUCAGGCUCUAUUUAGACUGCCCAAAGGUGCACGUUCAGAGCUUUGAUAUUCUCCCCUCCUAAUGACUUUAAGGCGGUAAAUAGCACCAUGGGUUAGGGUAGAAAGAAAUAUAUUUGCUUAUAUAAAGCAUAAAAUAAUACGUUUUAAAAAUGACUAUUUCACGGUGGAGAUUAACAAUUUUGAAAUAAAAAAAUAAACCAGAAUAUGUAUUAGCUCACUGCUUGAUUCCUUGCUGCCUGAUAUGGAUUUAGAACAUGCAAGUUCAACCAUUACCUGGAAUUUUCCUCUUUAUUUUAUGUUUUAGUACUUUAGUGAAAGAUUGCUUCUGAGCCAAAAUUAGUUAAAUUAGUCCUAAUUUAAGUAUGCAUUUUUUGAUAUAGAGUAGGUAGACAUUUUCUGUAUAUAGUAUUUUGAGUGAUUGGGCAGCACUUGCUACAGUUUGACUAGUGGGAUAUUUCUUAGUUUAGUUUAUUACAAUACUGUUUAAAGGGACAUUAUAGGCACCUAGACUCCUUCAGCUCAUUUGAAGUGGUCUGGGUGCAAACUCCCGUCAUCCCUAACCCUGAGCAUGCAAUUAUUGCAGUUUUUAUAAACUGCAAUAAUUGCCUCUCAGGGUUAACUCCUCCUUUAGUGGCUUUUUCUACCAGACAGCCAUUAGAGGUACUUCCGGGCUUGAAGGUGACUUUUGGUCGCCUAAACUACGUUGGAUGUCCUCAUGCUAUGCAUGAGGACUUCCAGCAUCACCUGAAUAUGGGGAGAUCUUAAAGCAAACUCCGCCAUUACUGCACAUUAGGUUAUUAACCCCUUUUGAACCAAAGGGAGGGCAUUGAUAAAGGGGAAAGCUAGAGUGCCCGGAAAACCAGUUUGUUUUCCUGGCACUAUAGUUUCCCUUUAAACGCUAAUACACUUCUGUUCAUCUACUAAUUGCUUGAUUACUGAAUUUCAGCUGAGGCCUGACAAAUCCUCAUUUUACUUUUACUGCCCUAGCAAAUGCCAUUGAUAACAUUGGCUUGUGAUUUACUACAGAUAUAAUAAAUGUUCCUCUUGUUUGGCUAGGUUGUGUCUUAUGCACCUUCCCACCGUUCCCUCUGCGCACGCGUGAUUUCGGUAUAGUUUCUCGAAUCACUUAUUAGAAUUUGUCACUGAUACGAGUCGUCUUCUUGGUGCCAUUCACUACUCUUUCGUUUCUUGAUGUCUCACUGCCCAGUUGUCUAUUAAUCCUUGGAUACGCAGAAGUUUCCCAAAUCUUAGAUGCUCCAAUCACAAUGACUUUGUUUUCAGUUCUUCAAAAUUUACUUACAGUGAUGAAUGAAUUAGAUCAUUAGUAGCUAACACUUACAUCAGAUACCUGUGCCUGGAGGAGCAUUAUGUGAAAUCUAGUUUACAAAUAUUUAGUUAGCCACUGUUAACCAUCAUUGACUGAGACUGUAUCUGCAAAACCACGUCUUUAAUAUUACUCCUCCAUUAAUGUCCUAUAGUGUGGAUCCCGUCUCUCCUUUAAAAGCAUUGGUCAUUACCGCAGUAUCUCCUGCUGUAUUGCAGUGUUCUGACUACCAUUCUAUUUUUUUAUUACUGCUGUCUGGUGUUCUGUGUGCAUCCAUCCCAUUUGAUCAUCUCUUGUUGGCCCUCCUGUCUAGAUUUUCACUUUUUUUUUUCUCUCCUCCCACCCCUCUGCUUCUUCCUUUUUGUUUUUUUGCUGCUGCUUCUAACAGGCAGGAUUCAGAUCAAUUCAGGUAAUGCUUCUCCUCAUACAACAGAUGACCAUGUGUUCUGGGUGGGAGUCUGAGACUACCAUAAGUGGUCGUGGGGUGAUGCAGUAAAGACAAAUAUCAGCUAUUAAGGGCAAUAUUGUUGGUUGUUUUCAUGGCAGUAUUCAGUAUACCAUAUUAUGUUGUAGGUAUACCGCACGGUUUAGUGUGUCCCAUUGUAAUGGUUUUAAAGAAUGCAUCUUGCCUUAUCUAUUCCUUCUAAUUAACAAAUGCCUAAGAUUUGUUUUUGUUUUUUUUAAUCUUUCAGCACUACUAUCAAAGUCGAACACAGCCCCCGAGCAGUGCCACUCGAGUUCAGAGUAGCUCUUCGGCUCGGGCAGUUCCCCCUGCCCAUGUAUAUUCUGCGAGCCAACCGCAGGUCGUCAUGAUCCCGUCUCCGUAUCCCUCCCAGAGCUACUACAUACAAGGGGGACAGGUAAGCCCUGGUAGCGCCAUUCACUGUAACUAGCACCAUACCAAGUAUCUAAUAACAAGGUUGUUAAAUUAAAGUUUUUGUCCUUUCAGGGUCGCCCGUAUGUAGUUCCAACCCAGCAGUACCCCGUACAGCCUGGUGCACCCAGUUUUUUCCCCAGUGCCAGUCCCACAGAAUACGGCACGUUUGGUGAGUUUCUCCUUUUUUCUCUUACUCCCCAAAUUGAAAUUGCCUUUAAUAGAUAAUUCCCACAUUUUGUGACCCCCCUCCCUACAGCCACACACAGUAUUUUAUCAUGCACUUCACUGCACUGCACUGCUCUGCUCUCCCUACAGCUGUUGUGUGCACUUCCCCCUCAGUGUUUAUAUGAUCAGGACCUGGUAUCUGACUAUAUUUAGUUCAGAGUGGCUGGGGAGUAGAAGCAGAGCACAGAAGGGUUAGAUGCAUUUAUUCUAUGCAGGACACUGCUACUCUAUUUAAGAUUUGUUUGCGAAGUGUGAAUUUUAGUUUUUCACACCCCAUUUAGACUUCAUAGAUUCCAGUCCUGUGUAAUCUUAGGGGACACAACAAUACCUGAGCCUCUUAAUUUGUAAACACGUUUGUUCUUUUGCUGCUGGCAAAGUCAGAAGGUUGUGUAGAGUGAGUUAUUGUAAUUGUUGUUCUGCUAGGGCAAAGGUGAUAUAGAUUGGCAUGUUUGUAUUGUCAGUCAAUUCUGCCUCAGUUCGAAAGAAGAGUGGUAACUCUGAUUUUCUUUUCUCCCUCUCUUCUUCUCCCCCCCCCCUGCUCCCCCCAUCGCUCCCCUUUUUUCCCCUCAAAAUAAUUCAGCUGGGGCAUAUUAUCCAGCGCAGCAACAGUAUUCUGCGGGAGUGCCUAGCGCUCAGGUAAUGAUGAGUGCGCCUCAGUCCAUUCCACCAAAGCGUGAGAGAAAAACUGUAAGUAAUGGUUACCAUUAUGUAUGGUUAAUACUGCAGUUAUGAUAAGACUAUGAGACUAUGGUUUAUAAGACAUGUAUGGAUAUGAGUUAAGCAUGAUACUAUUGGUUUAUCACAUUAAGAUUAUGUAUUUUGGUGGUUAAGGUUUGAAACAAAUGGUUAGGCCAUUUACUAAACAACUAUGUGAGUGAGCAGAGCAAUAUGGCUGUUAGGGAGCAUACAGGGGUAAGAUGAUGUGGGAUUGAAAUAAGGGAAAUGCUGAUGGAAAACGGGAGAAUUUGGGAAAGGUGGGUAUGCAAACCCAUGACUUCUGGGCGGAAACAUCAAAGAAUUAGAAAUAACAGGCAAAAUUUUAAGAGGAUAAAAGGGAAAGGCACAGGUGAGCAAGUGUGUAUGUUUUUGGACAUCCACAUAAAAGAAAUUGAACACAGAAAUGGCAUAUAGAGCACAUGUGAAAAGAAUAGAGGAUGAAAAGUAUCAUUUUUUUUUUUCAAGCUUCAUGUCUCUAGUGCUUGUGCGACAUGUUUACAGGAGCAGAUUUAGCAACUGUGCCUGGAUAUGUGAAAAUUAUCACAACUAUUGUGUUUGUUAUAGAAGUUUUUGAGAUGAGUGUACUUUUUGGGGUAUAUAUGGAAUGGAGAAGCUUUAGGCCUAACUGUUGAUGGUUUUUGUUGUGCUUGUAUUAAAUCUUUACUGGACAUGUGGUUUACAUCUUCCUCUAACGGGAAUAAAAACAGUAGACUUGACACUUAAAAUUUGCACUGUGUGUUUGUGUAUAAGUGUGUUAGAUUGAAACAGAUUUUUUUUUUUUUUUUUUUCUGCAAUAUAAAGUAAAUUAUGAGUGAUUUUUUUCUGUAGUUUCUGUACAGUGCCACAGGGUAAUUUAAUUCUACAAAAGCAUUUAAGGGUGCAUGUUGAUUUUAAUGACUGGCGUUUAGGUGGAAAAAUAAAUGGUCUGUGAGGCAGGUUAUUGGACUAUCUGGUGAUAGUUCUUGUCUAUCACUAUCAGUCAGUUUGUGUGAUGCUUUCUUUCAAAGGCAAUUGCAUCGUUCCAUAAUAAACUAUUUUGCCUCAAACAGUGAUUAUCUUCUGAUCUUCAGAUUAUCAAAAGCAUUUUUUUUUUUUUUUUUACCAAGGAAACUUAUACCAUUUAGAAGCAUUAAUCUGUGCAGGUUAACAACUUUUAGUCCCUUUUUAUUAGAUACGGAUUAGAGACCCUAACCAGGGUGGCAAAGAUGUAACUGAUGAAAUUUUAUCUGGGGGACGUACCACAUCUACCCCUACGCCACCCCAGGUGAGACGCGUACCUGCCUAUCUGUCAACAUUGUGUAUUUAAAAUGCCCAUGAACUAUUAAAGGGACACUGUAGUCUCCAAAACAAUAUCUUAAUAAAGCGGUUUUGGUGCAUUGAUCAUGCCUCUGCAGCCCCACUGCUAAUUCUCAGCCAUUUGUAUAUCCUGCUCUGUAAAUUGAAUUUUAAUUACACAGAGAAUGCUCCUGUAAUGGUUAGAAGGCUCCUAACAUAGAAGAUAAUACAUUCUAAAUUAAACAGAAUUUGUAAUAAAGGAAGUGUAAAAAUUAAUGUCUCUUUUCAGGAAGUGUUUAGGAAGGCUGUGGAAGACACAUGCAUUGAAGUGCAUCUAGACCUGCAUAAACUAAGUGAUUCAACUCCUAAAUAGUAGAGAAUUGAGCAGUGAGACUGCAGGGGCGUGGUCUAACAAAACUGUUUAAUUAUGCUAAAUUGUUUUGGGGAAAUAUAGUGUCCCUUUAAGCUAUUACACUUCCAUGCUUUUGUUUUGUUUUUUUCCACUUUACCACCCUUUUUUUCAUUAACAUAUGUUCCUAUACUGCCAACCAAUUACAUGGAUGUCUGCAGCAAUUCAUUUCUUUGUUUCAAGUUCCUUAUUUCAAUCAAUGACACAGACUGAAAAAGUAUUACAUACUUUACAAUAUCCUUUACUCAAAGGCUAUUAUUUCUCUUCCACUUUGCAGUCAGCAACUGGAGGACCAGAAGUGCAAACAAAUGGAGAAAAUGCUCAUGUACCUGUAGUGGUACGUCCAGGUAAGUUUGUUUUGAUGGAAAGGAAAGCAGUGCUAAUAAAUUUACAAGAAAUUAUUAAACUUGGUCAUGUGUUGUAGCUGAUCUUGUCCCAUUAAUGGUUCAUGGUUGCUAUGUGAAUUUGCACUGUACUAAUGUUUGCUUUUGUAUCUUGUGUGAGAGGCUAGCAUAUUAUUUUGAAAUGGCGCUACCGUAUUGAAGUCCUUUUAACCAAUUUUGCUUUUCAGAUGAUGGCGGCAAGAUCACCCAAGUGCUGAUCAAGACUUCUGAAAGCCCAUCACCACCUCUUGCGUCUUCUGAAGUAGAGAGGAAUAUGCCAGAUGCCUGUGAAACUGAUAUAAAAGUUGACAGCACUACACCAGAAGUGACCUCUUCUUGCAUAAUUGCUCAGAACUCACUAGAUAUAAUAGAAAACCUCAAUGCACAAGUAUUGGAGGUCUCAGAGGCUCCUACUGAACCAGAAAAUGAAUUUAUAGAAGAAUCCACACAACUAACAGUGCCCUUUGUAGAGUUACCUACCACACAGACAGACCCGCAACCAGAUACACCCACUCUCCUGCCCCUGGAACAUACAUCUUCACACACAUCUGUUGAUUUGUCUGCUGCACAAGUUGCUCCACUGGUUCAUGAAGAGUCACCAACAGCAUCUGCAAAUGAUCAGCACCAAACUGAGGAACUCACUCCUGAAAAUCCAGAUACUCCUGACUCUGUAGAACCUGAGGAGGUGGUAGACACAAGUAAAGAGUCCGAAAGUGUUCCUCCGGAGAGCAUAGCUUGCCCUACAGAACUUCAAUCAAAUGGAUUAUCUGCAGAAUUGCCCGUGCCCUGUGUUGAAACACAACCAACAUUGAUAUGUCAGGAGGAGCCUACUGUAGUUUCCCCUAUAGCCCAGCCUGAAGAGUUACUGCUGACAAAUGGUGAAGGAACAACUGAGCAAAUAGAAAAUGAUAUAAAAGUAAAUCUUGAGGCACAUGUAAGUCCAAUUAGUGAACCAGAAGAACAGCCUUUGGUAGUUCCUGAGCCUGGAAAUGUGGUGGAAGAUAAAGAAAGAGACCCCCCUGCUGACGACGUAGCCUCAAAACCGAACACAGACAACCAAUCGCAAGGUGAGUUAAUGCAGUGGAUACCAUGACAUUUUUGAUGUUUAUUUCUAGGACAUCAUAAGUCCUGUUCCCCGUGGCAGCAUUAACUAGUGGGUUAGCUGUUCUCUUUACAGGACAGGAAAGAAGCUGAAAUUAAUAUAAUUAUUAUAACUGCCCUUCCUCCCCAUCAGACAACCUCUUGUAAGUAGUUCCACAAACUUUGAAGAAGGUUGGGGACAUAAUUCUGCCAUGGUGAAUGAUCAGUAAAGAGUAUUUUGUUAAGUAUUGAAAUUAUUUUCUUAUAUUUAUGGUCAGCCCAUGGGACAAUUAACCAGUGGGUAGUACCAAAGCAUUGUGUGUAUCUGUUAAUAUGGCUUACAAUUUUGAUGCCAUAUUUGAAGCCACAGUAUGCUCAAUAGAGUAAAGUUUCUACUUGCCGAGAGUCGUUCUUUUUUUAAAUUUAUUUUCGUUCUAUCUUUUUUUUUUUUUCAUGUCUUGGCUAAUACAAGUCCUGAAAGAAAUGAAACACACUUAUCUGUGGCUUUAUUCUCCUUGGAAUAUUGAUGAUAACAUUAUUUGAGUAGCUUCCUAAAACCUAGCUAAAGAUAAAGCUGAAAAGCUGUAAUGACACAAUCAACCACCUGUUAAAUUGGAACGUGUAGGGGUCUUUAAGUUUCAUGGUAUAGCGCAUACAAUGAGUACUACAGCAGGUGAUCGAUCUGAACCUGGAGUCAUUUUGCCAAAAUACUAAACUUAAAGGCACACUAGUAACCACAACAACUACAACUUAAUGUAGUUGUUCUGAUGUCUGUAGCAUGUCCCUGCAGUCUUUUUAAUGUAAACACUGCCUAUUCUCUAAAAAGGUAGUGUAGUUGUUUACAUUACUGCCUAGUAACUCUGGAGCACUAGAGUUGCUUCCUGCGUCAGAAAGGUUGUGUCCACCCUCUGCAUGGAGAUGCUAAACGCUUUCCCUAGAGAUGCACAAUAGCCCCCCAAUUUCUUUUCUAUGGGAAAGCAUUGGUUUGACUGAGAUCACGUUUGAUUUUGCCAUGGAGGCAGUGAGACGAGGCCAGUUACUACGUGAGAAAAGGUGGGUGAAAUCACCUUUUUAUUACAGAAAGGGACCUAAAUAGUUAGUGUCAGGAAUACAUGUUUGUGUUCCUUGAUACCAUAGUGUUCAUUUUACUGCAUAAUAUCUACCAGGUUAUCAAAUUACAUGCACUUGCUGGAUAAAACCAGUUCACCUUGCCAUAACAAAAAGAGUAAUAGGAGUUGAGUCACUUGCCUCAGAUUGGUGGGGCUUAUCUAAAAGGGUACACACAGAACAUGCUCUGGCGUAUUGGCUGUAUGCUGGGACUCUGCAUCCUACUUUGCAAAAAUGGUUACCUGACGAGCAUAUAAUCUUGUCCUGCUAAAGCAAGCUCAUUCUGAUGUAAUUAUCCAGAAAAAAAGACUGCCUGGUCUGUUUUAUCUACUACUAAAUUCAAACUUCUAUGUCCUGACCUAUUUCUUCAAAAAAUGGAUCAAUCAUGCCACCAUGGUGUUUCAUCAGGAAGAAUUCCUUCUUUGUGGACAGAGACUGAUGUAGUUUUAUAGCUGUAGUGAUACUGGAGUGAUUUAAAUGGGGGGUAUGGUGAGUAAAAUAUCCUUUAACCUAAUAAAAAAUAAAAAUAAAAAAAAAAAGCAACCUUUAAAAGGAUAACUCAUUCAGAUAAUUUUGUCAAGUGUGUUUGUUAAUGUGUUAAAGUACACUGAUAUUUGGAUUGUCCCUAUUUGUGCAACAAAUUUGGGACAGUAGUCUCUCAGCUUUUGAACAAUUUAGUGGUUUUUAGACCUCACGCUAAACGUAAACCUAUUUUGCUACACAUGAUCACUUGCUUACAUUUUGUAUAUUUAAGUUCUACCUCCUGUGCGUGGCAACAAAUCUGUGUUCAUCUCACUAGCGUAACUGCUUCAAUUUCUGGAAUAUGAAUUCAGGGUCUUUAAAACACAACUGCUAUAAAAUGUUCACUUCUGCCACACAUUAUAAACUGUCUGUCUUGCCAUUAAAUGGUCUUUCUAAAGAUACCAUUAUUUUCAUCAUAUCCUAUCAUAUAAUUUACUAUAUUUUAUACAAUAUGAUGAAAAAAUGUAAUAAAACACACCCCUUCUCGAACUUUGACCCCCAAGAUCUGUUACGCAUCUACAACCGCCAAAAAACACCCAUGCUAAAUAGUUUCUAAAUUUUGUCCUGAGUUUAGAAAUACCCAAUGUUAACUCUGAUAUCUGUCGGGAAUCCCUGAUUAACCGUUCUCAUGUAUAUAUUUUUUUUUAAAAGAAGGCAACCUAAGGUAUUAAACUUGGGGUAUUUUGACUCUUUUUCAUACUCUUUUUAUGUAACCAUUUUACCACCAAUCUAUGCCAAAUUAAAAAAAUAAAAUUAAAUUGGAGAUUUUUUUUUUUUGACACACAUAGCAAUUUAAGAAUAAAUGUGCCGAGAACUUUAAAGGUUACUGCCAAAGAACACCCCAAUAUGUGUUCAGCAACAUCUCCUGAGUACAAUGAUAUGACCCAUGUAUACGUGUAUCGGAUUCUCUGGGGGUUAAAAGACCUUAUUUGGAGGGUACGCAUUCAAGUUUUCCAACUUGGAAUUUUCACAGCUGGUCAUCAUGCACCCAUGUCCUAUUUGGGACAUUUCUGAAGCCGGCCAAUGUAAUUUACCCCCAUCAAACCAUACAUUUUUUAAAAGUAUACACCCUAGGUUAAUUGAAAUGGUGGUAUUUUAACACUUUCCAUGCACUAUUUCUACCACCAGUUUUAGUCAAACUUUUUGGUAAUCAUUUUUUUAUUUUUCUCUCACAUUGUACUUUAGGCAUGGAUUCUCAGUUCCUGUUAGGUGUUUGACAAAGAACACCCCAAUAUGUGUUCAGCAACAUCUCCCGAGUACAACAGUGCCCCCAAUGUACAUGUUUUGUCUUUUUGCAAAAUUACAGGGGUCAAAUAUAGGGCUUUUCCAUGUUUGCACAUUGCAAUUUACCCGAUUGGUUUGCUGGGCCUAUGUUGCCUUUGAGACCGUAUAGCAGCCCAGGAAUGAAAAUUAACCCUAUCAUGGAAACACACUAUUUAAAAUGGGGUAUGUUCUGUCUUUUGUGGUAGCGGUUUUUAUCAGUUAGUGGUUUUUAUCAGUUUUUUUUUUGUUUGUUUUUUUUUUUAAACUCAAACUGCACUUUUACUGGUGAUGUCAUUGUCGUGAGAAGUUUUACUUAAUUAGAACACUCAUAUUUGUGUUCAGCAAAGUCUCCCAAGUAUAACAAUACCCCCCCCCAUGUACAGGUUUUAUGGUGAUUUGAAGAGGUACAGGGUCAAUAUCUGGCUUGCCCAAUUCAGUUUGCCAGAUAGGUUUGCUGGGUCUGUGUUGCCUUUUGACUCCAUAUGGUAGCCCAGGAAUGUGAAAUAACCCCAUCAUGGCAUACCAUUUUCAAAUGUAGACAACCCAGGGUGUUCCAAAUGGGAUAUUUCCAGUCUUUUAUAGUAGCCACUUAGGCACAAAUGCUGGCCAGAGUUAGCGUCUUCAUUUGUUUUUUUAUAAUUGUUUUAAUUUUUUCAAUUUAUAUUUUGUGUGUGUGUGUGUGUGUGUGUGUGUAUGUAUAUAUGUAUGUGUGUGUAUGUAUGUAUGUAUAUAUAUAUAUAUAUAUAAUAAAGCAUUUUUAAUGAUAUAUAUGUGUAUUUUGAGAUGUGUGUGUGUGUGUGUAUAUAUCUCAAAGUACAUUUAUAAUGAAAUAAUGUAUAUUUUAGUGUGUGUGUGUACACACACACACUCUCUUUUUAGCUGCCUGGGGGACUGUCUGACAGCUCAGACAGUCCCCCUGCAGGCAGCUCUUAGACUCCCAUUGUGGCGAUGUGAUCAUGAUGAUCUGCUGCUGGGGACUCCGGCAGUCCUUGCCGCAGAUCGCCGGUCCAGGGCUUCUAUUUGCCACUGUCGUACUAGGUACGUCUAUGGUCCUUUUUGACAGGUUUUUUUUUUUUGUCGGACGUACAUAGUAUGUCCACGGUCAUUAUAUAUAUAUAUAUAUAUAUAUAUAUAUAUAUAUAUAUAUAUAUAUAUAUAUAUAUAUAUAUAUAUAUAUAUAUAUAUAUAUAUAUAUAUACACAGAUGAUAUCUAUCUAUAGAUUGUGUGUGUGUAUAUAUAUAAUUUCAUUCUAAGUGUAUUUUGUGUAUGUAUACUCAAAAUAGUUAGAAUAAAAUUACAUAUCUGUAUAUUUUUGUUAAAAUUACAUUUUUUACAAUAUAUACACACACACACAAUAUAUAGAGAUGGAUAUAUACACACAAUCUAUAGAUAGAUAUCAUCUGUAUGUGUGUGUGUGUGUAAUUUUACUUUAAAGGGACACUAUAGUCACCUGAACAACUUUAGCUUAAUGAAGCCGUUUUGGUGUAUAGAACAUGCCCCUGCAACCUCACUGCUCAAUCCUCUGCCAUAUAGGAGUUAAAUCCCUUUGUUUAUGAACCCUAGUCACACCUCCCUGCAUGUGACUUCCACAGCCUUCCAUAAACACUUCCUGUAAAGAGAGCCCUAUUUAGGCUUUCUUUAUUGCAAGUUCUGUUUAAGAUUUUCUUAUCCCCUGCUACGUUAAAGGCUUGCUAGACCCUGCAAGAGCCUCCUGUACGUGAUUAAAGUUCAAUUUAGAGAUUGAGAUACAAUUAUUUAAGGUAAAUUACAUCUGUUUGAAAGUGAAACCAGUUUUUUUUCAUGCAGGCUCUGUCAAUCAUAGCCAGGGGAGGUGUGGCUAGGGCUGCAUAAACAGAAACAAAGUGAUUUAACUCCUAAAUGACAGUGAAUUGAGCAGUGAAAUUGCAGGGGGAUGAUCUAUACACUAAAACUGCUUUAUUUAGCUAAAGUAAUUUAGGUGACUAUAGUGUUCCUUUAAGUGUAUUUUAUAUUAAAUAUAUAAAAAAAAAAUACUUAGUAUGACAUUUUAUUUAUAUAUAUAUAUAUAUAUAUAUAUAUAUAUAUAUAUAUAUAUAUAUAUAUUUUUUUUUUUUUUUAAUUUUUAAACAUUUAUUUAUUAAUUUUAUUUUUUAUUUUGUCAGACGUACCUGGAGGGGGGAACAUAAUAACCCUAUAGUGCCAGGAAAACAAGUUUGGUUUCCUGGUACUAUAGUGCUCCUUUCAUUAUUAUUUUUUUUUUUUUUUUUCUUUCUCUCUCUCUCCAUUAUACAUUCCUGUAUUUCUAUAGAAUAUUGACACUCAUUAGAUUUAGUGCCCCCUUUUGUUCAAUAAAAUUGUAAAAAACGAAUCUUUAUUAAUUUUUUUUGUACCUCCCCAUUCCUGCUCACUCCCUUCCAUUUCAUAAUGAAAGCGUUGCUUCCUUACGGAUUGUCCUGUCCAGUCCCCCUCACAGAGGAUUUCAAUGCUUUCCUAUGAGCUGUAUGAAUUUAAAACUACCUGGACACUGUACCCAGACAAUUUCAUUGAGAUUAAGUGCAUUUUUUAUUUUGUCGGACGUACCUGGAGGGGGGAACAUAAUAACCCUAUAGUGCCAGGAAAACAAGUGUGUGUGUGUAUAUGUAUAUAUAUAUAUAUAUAUAUGUAUGUAUGUGUGUGUGUGUGUGUGUGUGUGUGUAUGUGUGUAUAUAUAUGUAUAUAUAUGUAUGUGUGUAUAUAUAUAUAUAUAUAUAUAUAUAUAUAUAUAUAUAUAUAUAAUUUUUUUUUUUUUCUUCAAGAAAAAAAAGGAAAUUUGAUGACGGUUGUCCUUUAAGUCCACUACCACUUAUAAUUUGAAAGCUUUUCAACUCUUCCACUUCAACUUUGAGUUCUCUCUUUCUCCAGUUGCUGUGUCUGUACCUAAAAAGAAGAGGAAAAUCAAAACUUUCAACAACAAAGCCGUUGGUGAUUUAUUGGAUGCGUUUAAAGAGGUGAGGUUUCAAACCGUGGCCAACAUGAAAGCUUGUGUAUGCUUUGUGGUUUCUUUGGAAUUUCUUUAUGUAUACAUGUGUAUAAAAUGUGUGUACAUAUAAUUUCUAGGUAGUUGACGGGUCCUCUGAUGUGGAGUUAAUGCAACAGCUGCCAAGUGUGGCUCUUCAGCCAGAACAAGAACCCGUGGCACCCCCUGAGGAGCAGGAUGAGACUUGGGAGGAAAAGGAAGACAAGAUUGAUGCCGAAAAUAUUAAACCAGGGGAUCACAAGUAUGGGUAUAAAGGAGGUAUGUUAUCACUUUAUAAAGUAUUGGUCUUGCUGUACUGGAUCCCUGAAUUAACUGUACUGGAUUAGUCUUUAAUACAAGUCCUGCUUUUUAUGAUAUUACACUCUAGUUACCUUUUACUAAUGCAGACGUUGUGAAUUACGUUUCUCAGGCAUCCUGGUUAGCUGAGCCUCAUAGGUCACAACUGCUAUUAUUUAACCUAGUUUGUCUUGCUUAGUUUUUGUGAAUUUACAUUUUCUUAUACCUUUCUUCUAUUCAUGUAGUAAUAUAAUGUAAGUUAAUUUUGAAUUUGCUUUGUAUGUGCUUUUUCUCCCCUUUUGUCAGGGUUUAAAUGAAAAUAGGUUUUCGUUUAGGCUUUUGUUGUUCUAUUGUGACGAUUUGUAACUUAUCAAUCUUUCUUCUACAGAGCAGUGGAAACCUAUUAACCCAGAAGAGAAGAAAAGCUAUGACCGGGAGUUUCUCCUUGGUUUUCAAUUUAUAGUGGCCAGCAUGCAAAAGCCAGAGGGCCUUCCUCAGAUAUCAGAUGUUGUUUUGGAUAAGGUGUGUACAGUCAAUACUUUAUUCUAAAUUAAAUUCCAAUUUUUGGGAAGUCACAAUUUGCGCGUGCAUUGGGAUGGGUGAGGACUAAAAGUGGGCUUAUCAGGGUGAGGUUGUCUCAUCCAGCUCUGUCCUUGUGUUAAUUACAGCUUAACAUUGUCUUGUUUGGAGGGGCAUGUUUUGUGAUGUUUAUGUGCUCUGUGUAUUUACUUUUUUGAGAUAUGGGAGAAAUAACACUAGAUGGUAACUGAAUGUUUUCAAACAAUGUCGUUCACACCAGAUUUAAAAUUGCAUUUUUUAAGUUUGAAAUAUGAUCAAAUUUUGUAUUUCUCAUCCAGAUAAUUUGUCAACAGGCUAACAAAACCCCCCUGCGGCCACUGGACCCAACACGACUUACUGGGAUGAAUUGUGGUCCAGAUUUUACACCUUCGUUUGCCAAUUUAGGCCGACCUAAUACCAACAACCGUGGACUGGUGAGUGGUGUUUUUAGCAAUUUUCUUGAAAGUCCAUCGUGACUUGACUAAUAUCUAGUAACCGAAUGUCUUAGAAACCUGUGAAAGUGCUUUAACUUAAGAUUUGAAGUUGAUUUAUAUCACAGAGGUCAGAGUAUUUAGUAUACAUUGGCUGGGUGCAAAUGAUUUUGUACGAAGUUGCUGUCCAGGAAGUUGGUGUUGUUAAACCAUCAUCUUUAUUCUCUUUUUAUUCAUGUGGUUUAUUCUUUCUUAUUUACAGCCACCUGGAAUGGUUCCAAGGAGAUCCCAGCAGGGUCCCCGUAAAGAACAUCGCAAAAUUAUUCAGGCCGUUUCAUUGAAUGAAAAUGUGCAACUAAAUAAAGCUGAAAAGGCGUGGAAGCCGACUAACAAAAGGGCUAGUGAGGAAGAGGACCCUGAAAAUAUUAAAACACAGGUAAGCUUGUAAUUGAACCACAGUGUAACAUUAACUAAAUGUCUCUUGACAGACUUGAGUUAUGGAUCAUGUGCUGCUUCAGUCUUCUGACGUACAUACAUUUGUGAAUUGUUGCUGGGAGUGUCUAUUCCCACCCUCUUCCAAUUUGGUAGUUCAGGUGACUUGUUUUAAUUUAGUCCCAUUAACCUAGAAUUAAAAUGUAUGCAAUAAAGUCCUUGAACCUGCACUCAUUCUUUCGUUUUGUUUUUCAGGAAUUAUUCCGUAGAGUACGCAGCAUUUUAAAUAAACUGACACCACAGAUGUUCCAGCAGUUAAUGAAACAGGUCACAGACCUUGCCAUAGACACAGAAGAUCGGCUAAAAGGAGUCAUUGACCUCAUAUUCGAAAAAGCCAUUUCGGAGCCAAAUUUCUCGGUUGCAUAUGCAAAUAUGUGCCGAUGCCUUAUGGGGGUAAGAUCACAGGAUACUUUCAAAACAGUUGCAUUGCAUACCUCAUACAAACAAAACUAUGUACAUUAGACCUAAACCAAUAUAAAGGACACUCCAGUCUGGACGCCAACAAAAUAAAUUAGAAGUCUGUUUGAUAGAUUUUGGCCUCCUAUUCAAGCUUUUUUUUUUUUUUUUUUAAAUCACAUUUAAGAUUUAUUAGUUUUGGCUGAAGAGACUAUUUUGCAGCUUUCUACAACAUUAACCUAUCCUUUUUUUUUAUUUUUUUUUAUUUUUUUAUUUAUUUAUUUUUUUGCCACUCUCCCUCUUUACAUGAAGCGACUUCCAUAUUACAUAUAUUUUGAGCACAUACUCAGGAACUGAGCUGCUGACUCCACUUUGCCCUAUAUCCAAUCUCUCUCUCUAUUAUUUUGUAUAUGGGUUUUUAGAGAAAAGAGGCUUUCUCCAAGCAACCCAUAUUUGGUCUGUCUUUUUCUAAUUGUACUGUCACAAACUUUUACAUUUAAAUUGCUAAUGGAGAUUUUUUUUUUUUGCAAUUUCUGUGAGCAUUGCACGGUCUGAUCAGGUGCUGAAUUUUCUGGAAUGUCCACUCCUGGGAAGAUUGGCAACGGUCUUGAAUGUUUUCCACUUUUGAUUAAAGGAACACUUUAGGGUCAGGAACACAAACAUGUAUUCCUGACCCUAUAAUGCUAAAGCCACCAUUUAGGUGGCUUGCUCCACAUUAGCCCCCUGAAAAGCAAUUAAAACUCAUCUUAUUUCCAGCGCCGCACAGAACUACCAUAACUGGUCACGCCCCAUGGUGACAUUAUAGUAAUUGCUGAUUUUUAGCCAAUCCAAUGCUUUCCCAAAGUCUAGCAAACUAUCAACUGAGCAGGAAAUUAGAAAUUCUAAAUUUUAAAUAGAAUUUGCAAUAAUGGAAGCAUUAGAUAACUCUUUACAGGAAGUGUGUAAGGCUGUAUAAGUCACAUUCAAAGAGGUGGCUAGGGCUGCAUGAACAAAGUGAUUUAACAAACAAACAAGCGAUGAGCCUGCUGGGGUAUAAAUUUAUACAUCAAUACUGCUUUAUUAAGUUACAGUUGUUUUGGUGACUAUAGCAUCUCUUUACGUUGUUGGACAUGGUAUAGGUUAAUAACUAUUCUUGUAUUAAGAGCUCCAACAGUUGACAAAACCAGACUCGUCAUGAUGUAUCAAGCUAGCGAGAGUAAUGGAUAAUCUAUUGGCUAAGAGCUUUGAAUAAUGCCAUUAUUAAAAAGGGAAAAAGGUCGGAAAUUUAGUUUGGCUUGCAACAUUCCCUCCUAGAAGAAACCUAGAGCUGAAAUUUUUUUUCUUUGGUAUGGUGUGAAGUCUUUUGAAAAGUUUUUGUAUUAAUGUUUAGUGAGGCGGUCAAGUCCUGGCGACACGUGGACUGGCAUUUUCUCUCUAGCAUUUAAAAAGGUUUGAUGUGGACAUAGGACGGCUGGGCUAGGCUGGCAGCUAAACUUGCCAGGAAGGAGUUAAUCUCCAAUUCUAUUGUAAUGUGUGUGUGUGUGUGUCUGGCUCAUUUUUAGGUUAUACAUUCUAACCAAUGAGUGUCCCAUCCAUAGGAAUGCUUGAAAAGUUUAUUGGGCAUGUCUGACAGAUUUGCAAAUAUACCGUUUCAAGAUCUCUUCACCUUCCAUGUGACAUGGAGAGAAGAGGGGGUAGUGUGAUCAUGCAGAGAGGGCUCUGGUAUUGGUGUUCUCUUUAAUGCACAAUGGUGCUCUAUUUUUGUCAUUGUUGAACUGUUCUGAAACUGAACUUCAAAGUUUUUUUUUCUUGCUUUAUUUUUGUUUGCUUAAAAGUGUUUGAAAGUAAUGAAUGUCCAUUGAACCCAUUUAUUCUGUAGUAGUGUGCUGAAAACUGCUGUAAUCUGCCUGUGUAUGCAAAAGUCUUGCGGUAAAAGCAACUAGUUAACAAAUCCAAUAUGUAUAACCAGAUUUUACAGUUCAAAGUAUGUUUUGUCAAAUCAAAUCCCAGUGGGAACCAGGUUAAAGAUCUUUGUCUGCGGGGGCCAAGACGGAAUCUGUGGAUAACUGGGAAAGCUUAUAUGAUAGCUAGUAUCUUGCGCCAUGUUUUGGGAACCUUUUUAAGCAAUCCUGGAGUCAGCUGAAGAGCGAGGGAUGUGCCAUUGCGCCAUAAAUUAUUUGCCGUACUCUGUGGUUAUUAUGGCUUUCCCAACUCUGUUCUUCCAUAAUAUUAGCCUGGUUAGAAAGCCCCACUUAUAGAGGAUAUUGGCCUUUCUCAAGGAGCCACAAAGGCCCCAUCUUUUAGUCAUGGUGGCUGUAGAUAAGCUGGUGUACAAUUGUAUGUGAGUUUACCAGGUGCAGAAGAUUUUAAAACUAGCAUCCUGCAUGAGUAUCUUUUUGACGCCAUAAAAGUGUACUUGAAUGAUUGCUUUGGACUCAUGUGGAUCAGGUUUUGAGAUGAAGUGUGUGCACUCUCCAGUAGAAACUCCUAGUCUCAGGCCUGUGGCAGAAGCAUACAUUCGAUAGCUUGUACAUGUGCUGAUAGCUCUUGCGGCCUUGCUUCCUCUUUUAUGCCCUUUAUCCUUAUGUUAUGUCAUGCUAGAACGUCUGAAGUGGUCACUUUGGUCUUCAGAAACUGGAUGUUCAAUUCCAGGACCGAGUAUGCAUCUGCCCAUGAGUUGUGGACCUCAAUCAACUUUUCCUUGAGGUGUGUUCCAGUUUAAUAACAUUUGCAUUGAGGAUGAAUACUUUGAUCUGUUCAGCAUACUCUGCAAUGUUCCACCCUUCGCCGAUACAGCUGCAUGCACGAGAUGGAAGUAGUAGCACUCCCUUGUGAGUCUAUCUUGGACCUGGUGUGUGGGCUAAGGCUGCCACAUGUAACAAUGGGACAGAGCUUUUGUGGUUUUGUUUGUGGACUGGUGGAUCAUUGCGGAUCACCAGACUGCAUAGGUGAGCUUGUGCUGGUAAAUUGUUUCAGGAUCAUUGUGAAAACACACUGUAUUGUGCCUGCUAUGAGAGGAGCUGAAACCUCACGCAUCUGAUCUCAUGAGCAGUCAAGCCACGCCCCAUAAACUUACUUUUUAUGUUGAUUUCCAGAAUGUUGCUUUAAUGUUGAAAUUGUUAAACUAUUUUAAUAUAUAUUUAGUAGGAGCAAUCAAAUAUAUUUGUACUUUUUGAUCGUAAGAUUAUUUGUCCUCCUGACAGCUUAAAGUCCUAACUUCAGACAAGCCGGGAGUAUAUGUUAACUUCCGCAAGCUGCUCUUAAAUCGCUGCCAGAAAGAAUUUGAAAAGGAUAAAGAUGACGAUGAAGUUUUUGAGAAGAAGCAAAAGGAGUUGGAUGCUGCUUCCUCGGUAAGUAACUGUAUGCUUGUCCAAAUUUUGGUUGGCAAUUACAAUAUUAGCGAGUAGGGCUUCAGUAUUAAGGAAAUGUAGAUAAAAUAGGACUCAGACCAGACAGACCAAUUAUUCAAAUGUCGUAUCUACUUAAAAGUGGGCAUAUUGUUCUGCGUGUCCAUCUAGCAGCUUCAGUUUGUUUUCAAUGAAAGGAAAACUAGGGCCAGGAACACAAACCUGUAUACCUGACCCUAUAGUUUAAAAAAAAAAAAAGCACCAUCUAGAACACCCAAUAUAAUAAAAUUGUACUUUUAUUCUGAUCUUCCUGCUUGGCUGACAUAAUCAGAUGUGGUGUUCUGAGCCAAUCACAAUGCUUUUCCAUUGGAUUGACUGAGACUGUCAAGGAAGCAGAUCGGGGCAGAAUCACACAAGCCAAACACUCUGGCAAAUCCGCAUCUCCUCAUAGAGUUGAAUAAAUGCAUCUCUGAGGACAUUUCAGUGUCUCCAGGAAUCUCUCAGCUGUAAUGUAAACACUGCCUUUUCUUUAAAAAUAGUGUUUACUGCUAAAAGUCUGAAGGGAAUGAUUCUACUAAUCACAACAUAUACAAUAAGCUGAAGUUGGUCUGGUGACUACAGUGCCCCUCUAAAGUAUUGACCACCACUUAAUAAAAGUUUUGUGAUUUUGUCAUUGAGUGGGUUUCUCUUUUUUUCUUUUUUUUCCUUUCAUAAGCGGACAGUGACAUUUAAUGAACUAGCAACACUGACAAUGUUCAUACUACCUAGAUCUGUCCUUUAAAAAAAAAAAAAAACAACAAAAAAAACACAGAAAUAGAGGGAAGAAAACAAAAGGAAUGAAGACCUCAUAGACCUUGACAAAUAACUGUGUAUGAAAAGCUGGCAGAUCCAUCACUGAUGGAAUGAACAUUUCACUUUUUUCAUAAGAUUUGUUUUGGAGUUGCUGCAUCCUUACAGUUUUGUCCCUGGUAGCUAGAUUUAAGAAGGUAGAUUGGGCCAUUAAUAUCUUGGUAACAGAAUUCCUCUGAAAAGAACAUUUUGGCAAUUCAAGCGGCUCGUAUGUGAGGCUAUUAAGCAAAACUUUUUAAAUGGGAAUUUUGUAAUUAUUAUAUUUUUAGAAAAUCUGUUACUCUAUUUUAGAUGCUAAAGUAUAUGGUUUUUGUCUCUUGCCUUUCUGCAGCCUGAAGAAAAGACUCGCCUAAAUGACGAAUUGGUGGAAGCCCGGGACAGUGCUCGCCGACGCUCCCUUGGAAACAUUAAGUUUAUUGGAGAGCUUUUUAAGUUGAAGAUGUUAACUGAAGCCAUCAUGCAUGAUUGUGUCGUGAAGUUACUCAAAAAUCACGAUGAAGAGUCCUUGGAGUGUCUUUGCCGUUUAUUAUCCACUAUUGGCAAGGACCUUGACUUUGAGAGAGCAAAGGUUAGUAUCUAAAUUCUUAAUUGGUUAUAUUGCCUAGUGUACAACUGCAUCCCCAUAUUUUAGGAAAUGGCAGCCUUUUACUCUCCGACUGCUUAGUACAAUGUUUAAAAUGCCUUGGCAUUUUAAUGGUUCACAGCAACUGCCAGGGUUAGGGCUGGCCAUUAUUCCUCCAUCUAAUCCCAUAGUCUCAAUCAUACAUCUGAAUUAUCUGAUCUUUUUUUGUAGCAUUUCCUAUGCUGACAUCUUUCUCUUUCACAGCCACGUAUGGACCAAUACUUCAACCAAAUCGACAAAAUCAUAAAAGAGAGGAAGACAUCAUCUCGUAUAAGAUUCAUGCUUCAGGAUGUGAUGGAUUUGCGCAUCGUAAGAACUUUUAUAUGUCAUAACUACACAAUGAUUUCAAAAAUAGUUAUCUUCUUGGCAACUCUUAUCCUUAUGUCGUAUUCCAGCUGCCUAGGGAAGCUGUAGUAUGUGCAGCUCUUUGGGUAGAAACAAUUUUUGUGGAGAAAUACAAAUGAUAGUCUUUCAGCCCCUAAAGAAGGCAAAUGUGUGUGAUAUUUGUGCACAGUCACAUUUCUUUAAGCAAAAAUCUAACCUCGCCAAGGCUAGAGUUUUUACAAUCCUGAGGCUAGGGUUGUUCACGAAAGUGAAUUCAUAGGAGCAGAAAAUUCAUGUAUUAAGCUAGAAUGGGUUAACUGGAAAUAUUAUUAAAGGACCACUAUAGGCAGCCAGACCACUUCAGCUUAAUGAAGUGGUCUGGGUGCCUGGUCCAGCUAGGUUUCACCCUUUUUUCUAUAAACAUUCAGAGAAACUGCUAUGUUUAUAAAUGGGUUAAUCCAGCCUCUAGUGGCUGUCUCAUUGACAGCCGCUAGAGGGCUUCCGCGCUUCUCACUGUGAUUUUUCACAGUGAGAAGACGCCAGCGUCCAUAGGAAAGCAUUGUGAGCCAAAGAGGAGAGCUCCCCGUCCGGCGCUGGAUAAAGAGGUAAGUUUAACCCCUUCCCCUAGAGCCCGGCGGGAGGGGGACCCUGAGGGUGGGGGCACAAGUGUUUUCCUGGCACUAUAGUGGUCCUUUAAGGUCGGCUAUGUUUUCAUCAGCUUAUUAAAGGGUGCCUUGAGUCUCUGGGCAAAGUGUUCAUUGUUAUACUGUUUCUGAACAGUUUAACAGUUAACCUAGGUGCUUGCACUCCAGCUGCUCUGAAGGGAAUGGCUAAUGUGGAGUUUGCAUUAUGUUGGAAAUGAUAACCGCGAUAACAGGUUGUGGUUGGCUGAGUGCAUGAGUGAUCCACCCUUUCUGCUUAUCAUUGCCUCCUAUUGCUGAAAUUUAGUAGGAUGUAAGGAUUGGCCAAAAUGGAAGCACUGUUAACCACCUCAGUGAGUUGAUGUGCAUAUGGUACAUAAUGUAUAAAUUUAAAUAACCCUGUGUUAUUCCCUUACAAUUUUUCCAAGCUCUAUAUGUGGUAUUUACAGUUAAACUUGGUGUAGUUAGAUAAAAAAAUAUGAAAAAUGUAGUAUUAACAUGUAUUUGCGUAAAUGCAUUUUUCAAUUAAAAUCUCACGUGACAACAAAUGCAUUUGUGAAAAGAAAAUCUUUAAAUUGGCUAACUCUUCAGAGACUUGCUUGCCCUUCUUUUGUUUAUGAACGUCUUAUUUUUGUUUUUCUACAGUGCAACUGGGUACCUCGUCGAGGAGAAACAGGGCCUAAAACUAUUGACCAAAUUCAUAAGGAAGCUGAAUUAGAAAAGCAGCGUGAACAUGUAAAAGUUCAACAGCUAAUGUCUAAACAAGACAAAAGACGUGAGCCUCCUGGGCGACCCACAGGUGGACGCGGCAAGGAGCCCGCAGACGAUGGAUGGAAUACUGUUCCAAUCAGUAAGGGGAGCCGUCCUAUUGAUACCAGUAGACUUAGCAAGAUAACCAAGGUAAUUUGAAUAAGUAUGCAGUAUCUCCACAAGCACUGCAACAAUUGAGUUUAGGUAUUAGAACAAAUUGUCAGAUUGACUGGAUGUGUAUCUUUUUAUUUUACUGUAGCUUGGUGCAAUUGAUUCCAACCAACUUCUGGCACCGGGGGGCCGCUUAAGCUGGGGUAAAGGGAGCAGUGGGGGAUCUGGAAGUAAAACUGAGCCAAGUAAGCUGGUCUUGUUUUUUUUUUUUCUUUUCUUCCCUUUUUCGUCUCUCCCGGUAAUACCAUACUUUGGCUAGGGCACUAAUGUGUUUUAACAUUUACUUUCAGCACCAGAGUCUGGACGCCCAGCUACCAGCACUCUGAAUAGGUUUUCAGCUUUACAGCAGUCUUCAGCAGUAGAGAGUCAGGAUGCAAGGCGACCUGUUCAGAGGUAAGUCUUGGUGUCCCUCCCCUCCAACUCGACAUGCAAUGGUCUCCACUUUGAGAAUCUGCAUAUUCUUUGUCUCUUGGAAAACCAAUUAUAAUUGUGUGAUUGAGUAUUAUUUUUGAUUAAAGAUAGUCAUAUUUUUAUCCAGUAUGUCUUUUUUAAAUCUGUAUCAUUAAUUAAAAAAGUGACAUUACAGAAGGCUUUAGGACUACUGAGCAAAGGCAUUAAAAAAAAAUCUUAUGCAGGUAAUAUGAUUUAUGUAAGCACAAGUUUUAGAUGAGGUUAUCAGGAAGUCACAGGAAUUAAAAGGUGUGUAGAAUACAUAGAUUUAUCAUUCUACUCUGUUGCAGGGGUAGUUCCAGUCGCGAUAGAUCUGAGAAGGAACGUGGAGACAGAUUUGAACGAUUAGAUCGCUUUGAAAAAACAGAUAUAUUUGACCGGUCAGAUCGAGCUCGACCCCUAGUGACGAAGAGGAGCUACAGCAAAGAAACAGAGGAUCGUAGCAGGGAGCGAGAAAGCCUCAUACCACAGGAGGCAAUCCGAAAAGUUGCUAGCAUGACCGAACCAAGGGAUCGCAGCAAAGAAAGUUGUACGUGUAUAGUUUACAUAAGACUAGUUUUAUUCGAAAAGUAAUUUAACAAUAAUUGUGCUUGCUUGUGAAUAACACUAGUGGCAUCAUUUUAAAUGUUUUUUUUUUUUUUUAUAUAUAUAGUGAAGCGAGAAUUACCUGUUCAAUCUGCACCAGUAGCACCUUCACAACCAUCCUUGUCUGAAGAUGAAAUAGAAAAAAAAUCAAAAGCAAUAAUAGAAGAAUAUUUACAUAUAAACGAUUUGAAGGUGAGUGUCUCUAUUAUUAUUAUUGUUAUUAUUAUUUAUAUAGCGCCAACAAAUUCCGUAGCGCUGUACAAUGGGUAUGUUGGCAAACAAGUAUAAGCAGUGUCUCCUCAAAUCUUUUUGUGUUGAGAAUCAUUUUUGUUUGCCUGUUGUAUUCUGUGUGUGCCCUCAAGGAAUUUUGGGGCAUCUUUAAAUUUGCAUUGUAUGCAAACCUGUGCCACAAUAGCUUUUCAUUUUAUACAAAUAUAAAAUAAAAAUAACAAAUAUCUAACUUUUAGUUGGCUAUUGGAGUGUGUAUUUCCCUUCUUUAACUGCUUUAAAUAACUUCCAUUACCCACUUUAGCACUUCAAGGUAUGUAGUUGUAAUUGCUGUUUUUAAACUCUAUUUUUUACUGACCUUUCUUUAUAGGAGGCACUCCAGUGUGUCCAAGAGCUAAGCAGCCCAACAUUGCUCUUUAUAUUCGUUCGAAAUGGCAUAGAAUCUACAUUGGAAAGAAGCACCAUUGCACGAGAGCAUAUGGGUCUUUUGUUGUACCAGCUGGUAAAGGCUGGAACACUUUCCAGGGAACACUAUUACAAGGGGUGAGUACUUACUGGUAAUAUUUGAGGCUCUGUAGUAAUCUGUAAUAUUUGAGGAGCUGUUCCAUUUUUUUUCCUUAGCAUAUUCUUUAUGCUUUUCUUUUAUAACUUUGACCAGCUAGUUUGUGUAUACAAUUGUUUUCCUGUGUGCUCCUGAACGCCUUGAUCCUUCGAAGGUUUCUUCAAAUUGCUUCACGUUUAGAAUAGAAUUGUGCUACAGAGUCCAUUGCCUUAACCAUGAAAGCUGCCCUUUCAGUUUUAUUGUGUAAUAGAAUGAAGUGUCCAUUUCAGAUUAUAUUUAAUGAAUUUCCUAUGACCAGUUUGAAGCAUUGCAUGUGUUAUUGAGUUUAGUGACACUUAUUUUCGUUGGCUCCAUUCUUUUGCUAUUUACAGCUUUGUUGUUCUUGGAGACUUUGAUAAAUCAUUUGAUAAUGUGAUAGACAUGGCUAUAUUCUCUCAUUGUAAAAAACAUUCUCAUAUAUUCCUUUUUUGUCCCCUCCUCAACAGUGUCCUGGAGGUUAUGGAGGUGGCCGAUGACAUGGCGAUAGAUAUUCCGCAUAUAUGGCUAUAUCUGGCUGAGCUUAUAUCUCCCAUUCUUCAAGAGGGAGGCAUUCCAAUGGGAGAGCUGUUUAGGUAAUUAGUUAUUCUGGUUUUGAGUGGAGGGCAAUAAUGUGUAAAUGGAUUAAAGUAUGAACUGUGGACUAGUGUGUGUGCUAUUAAAGCAUGUUCGUUGCCAGCUCCCAUAUGAUACUCAUUAUUGAAUCUCUGAUUGCACGCGUCUCCACAGGACUGCAUUUCAUUGUGAAAUGUAUGUUUGGGUUUUUUCUUCAUUUUAAUUCAACAAAUUACCCCUUUUUCCUCAUCAGACAUUUGACGAAACCAUUGGUACCCAUUGGAAGAGCUGGUGAUCUAUUAUCAGAGAUCUUGAGUUUGCAGUGCAAGGAAAUGGUAAGUUAGGAAUGUUGCAUGUUUUUAUUUAAUUUUUACCACUGAAUAGGAUCUAUUUACUUUGACCUCAGGUUACAACUUAAUUUUUAAUUCAAUUUUCCAUUUCAGAGCCAUAAGAAAGUAGGAGCAUUUUGGCAAGAAUCUGGUCUUUGUUGGAGCGAGCUUCUGACUAAAGACCAGGAUGUAAAUAAGUUUUUAAGUGAAAAGGUGCGUAAGGAUUUCUGUAACCUUCUUCCAUCAUCCUUUAAUCUUGGUUGUGCUCCCAUUUAUAUGCUACCCACACUUGAACAAUACACAACUCAUUAUAUCCCAUCUCACAUCUUAUGGGUUACUUCAUCAUAGUCCUGCCUCUUUUGGUUCAUGAGACAACUUUUUGAGUAACUUUUUUCUCUUCCUGUAGAAUCUAGAGUACACUCAAGGAGAAGAGACAGAGACUCCUAGCAGAAAGGAAUUUUCUGGGAUUGAGCUUGACAACAUUUUGACUAGGCUACUAAAAGAGAGCAGCACCAACCAAAAGAUAUUUGACUGGGUAGAAGUAAGUAUUGGUGGAAGAGUACUAUGUUUUGUGUAUUACAGUGUGAAUGCGCUAUUUCUGGAGAUGUUGUGUGAGACUCAUCACUUUCUAUCUACUUUUCUUAGGCCAACCUAAGCGACCAGCAAAUCCUAUCCACUACUUUUAUCCGAGCACUGAUGACUGCUGUGUGCCACUCAGCAAUUAUUUGUAAGUGUUUUAAUCAAAGCACAAGUUUAAAUUGCUAAAACUACAAAUCACUCCUCCAUUGAUACACCACAUCCUUCCAUGUUGUAAUCCCCUCACACAGUUUUAUUGUGUUUUUUUCAGUCCUAUUGUUUGAACCAGUGCUAUACUUUGUAAAAUUCGUAAGCCUGAGUGUUUGUAUUUAGUACAAAUCACUAUGAACAUUUACUCCCGCUCCGUCUUGUCCCUUGAAGCAAGCACUUACCUCACUUUUGUCUACCUUAAGACUCCACCUCAAGUAAAUGUGCACUUCUCGCUGCAGUUUAAUUUCUUCAUUGUUGGCUGCUGUCUGACUUCUCUCUUCUUUCAGUUGAGAAUCCUUAUAGAGUGGAUGUUAAAGUUAUUCGCACAAGAGCCAAACUCCUCCAAAAGUACCUGAGUGAUGAGUCCAAGGAGCUGCAGGCUCUGUAUGCUCUUCAGGCACUUGUUGUGAAGCUAGACCAACCUCCAAGUAAGUUUUAAUCAAUCUAUAUAUAAGUAAUAUAAUAGAACUUUUUUUUUUUUUUAUGGACAUUUUUGUGGCAAGGUUUUGCAAGGUAAUUCUUGUUGUGGACACACAUCUAUUGCCUUUUAUUUUUCAUAAAAUUGUUUGCUUUUAAUGCAUCCAUUUCUAAACGGCCUAUGAAGUUGAUGGCUGCAGCUAUAAGCCCAUCCCACAAAGGUGACAAGGGGAUUUGUGUGUUUCUCUUCGACCAAAUGUGCACAUAUUUUACAUGUUGACAGUAGAUAGGCACAUCCAUAGUAUUAAGGGCUCCACUGCAUCUUCUUUGAAGAUGCCUGAUGUCUCCAUGGAAGACAUGAAUGGAGUGAUUGGUAAGCUAACAUUAGCAAGCUGUGGCAUUUGUGGAUUUGCACGGUUAUAAUGAACAAUGCCAUAUUUGAAAGAAUUUGUUUACGACUUUGAGCACGUUUUUUGGUAAAAUAUAUCAUACAUUUUACAUAUUCAUGAAUUUACCAUUAAUCUUUUUUUGUAAAAUGGGCGUUGAAACCUAAAUUAUUUUUUCCCCUUCAAUUCAUAACAGACCUUCUACGAAUGUUUUUUGAUGCUCUGUACGAUGAAGAUGUUAUCAAAGAGGAACCGUUUUACAAAUGGGAGUCCAGCAAAGACCCAGCCGAACAGCAAGGAAAGGGUGUUGCCCUUAAAUCGGUAACAGCCUUCUUCACGUGGUUGCGAGAAGCCGAAGAUGAGUCUGAUAAUUAA
This is a messenger RNA of Pelobates cultripes (western spadefoot toad), 91610 nucleotides long. The record is from the annotation of a GenBank genome assembly. Lineage: Eukaryota; Metazoa; Chordata; Amphibia; Anura; Pelobatidae.